Xyrichtys novacula (pearly razorfish) is the source of this 99095-nucleotide messenger RNA. The record is from the annotation of a GenBank genome assembly. Lineage: Eukaryota; Metazoa; Chordata; Actinopteri; Labriformes; Labridae.
CGCCUCCUUCGGCCUCAGAUUAACUUCCUGUUUGCUGCCAUUGCCGUAACUGCUAGUGUGUUUCCAGCAGUAGGAACAGCAGAAGAAGGAAGACUGGAAUUAUAAAGGACGAAGAGUGAACAGUUGAUGAAAACUGAGCUGUGAGUAAUUUACUCUCUACUGACAAUUGGUGUGGCAUUCUCAACACACUUAGCCCAGAGCUAACAGGCCAUGUCUGUUCUGCUUCUGCUGCUUUGCGUUAGAUUACUGAACUCACCCACUAACUAAAACCUUAACCAGGACUAAUUGAGCUGCGGAGAGCAACAGAAACCGACUGCUGACCCGAGGAUUUAACGACCGGAUCGGUCCUCAGAGUUAUCUCAGCAUGAUCUUCAAUGUUGGUGUGUAAACUUCGAUAUCAGAGUGAAGUGAACUAGUCUACAGCUCCGUGUUAACGUGAGAGCUACACGGUCCGUGAACGGUACAGCUGUUACUGUACAUGCGCUCAGACGGUAUAAACGACUUUUCUUUAUAUUAUAACUUUCUUCUAACGAGUAUCAUGUACAAACAACAUGGUUCACUUCUUAUUCAAUGUUGCAAGGGAGCAUGUGGGAUUAACUGUUUAAACACAGGAGCUGUCAGAUUGAUGGGGGCGGUGCCUACAAGUCAUUCAGGUACGUUAUUAGGAAUAUAAACUGCAUUCUAAAUAAACUAGAUUACACUAUUACACUAAGAUACUUGGCAUAAAUUUUAUAAAACACUGUCUAUAUUUAAACCACAGUCUAAAAAUAGUUUUAAAAUAAACUACAGUAUAUCAACUACACUUUUACAUCAGUAACUACUGACGUCAGAAUGGGCACGACUAAUCGAUUAAUGAACUGGGGCCUCAUUUAUAAAACCUGGCGUAGGAUCCAUACUAAAAGUGUACGUAAAUUGAAAAGCUGAAAAGUGCGUAGGCAAAAAAAAAAUCUGAUUUAUAAAACCCUGCCUACACACACCUGCACGCACUUUCCCUUUAUAAAUCACAGACCAGACGGAAAGUUGCACAGCAGGGAUUUGAUUCUUCCCCGCCCUCUCCACACCCAAAAUUCACCAUGUAUGGUCAUGCAAAUUACUUAAUGAAUGUGAUUUGCAUAUAAAUAAGCCUGAUGGAUCCACGGCAUUUCACGCUUAACCAUGGCAUCAGCAAGUCGUAGAAAAAGAAACUUUUCAGAGACCGAGGUGGAGGUUCUUGUAAAUGAGGUGGCGGCGAGACGGGAGACCUUAUUCGGCGGCCAUUCGAGUGGCAUCACCAAUAAAAACGCCGUUGCCGUGGCGGUAAUUGCGGCUGGCACUGAGCGCAGCAUUGCCGAAACAGUGUUGUUUUCGUCAUAUUUCGUCAAAUAUUUUCGCCAGCAUCAAAAAAGGGAAAUAUUUUCGUCAACGAGAACAACAGUGGUUGUUUUCGUUGUCGAAAAUAUUUCCCUUUUCUUCCACGAUGAAGACGUAACGUUGACGAGCUAAACAUAAGUCGGGGAUGACUAAAAUGUGACAAGACGAAAGUGCGUUUACGUUGAUGGGACGAGACGAAAAUGACGAAAAGAGUUGCAAAAUUCAGUCAGUUAAACGCUAAACAUAUAGUAGCAGCUUCUGUCCACUCUGACAGCUCUCAUCAGCCUGCUGUGCUCCUACAACACACAGACACACACGCACGCAAACACGUGAAGUUUUGUUUUCGUUGACGAAAACAACACUGUGCCGAAAUCAAGAAGUGGUCUGAUCCAAAGGUGGAGGCAAAGAAAAAAGUGGCUUUACACCGUCGGAGCGUGGCGGCGACACGUGAGGAUCAGAAAAAACAAGCACGUGUGACACUCAUGCAUGUGUUCCAAAAAAAAACUGCUCCGUUAUCCACCGCUGCUUUUGUGGUGAAAGUUCGUAAACCAAAAAGAUUUAGUCAUAUUAAUCUUAAAACAAAUGCAUGUAAAUGGAAUUUGCUUUUUUGCACAUUUGUAAAUUCACCUUGCUCAGAUUGUCUCCAAAAAGUGUGUAAGCAACUCUUGCGUAAGAAGUGGCGUAAGCACUUUCUAGCCAGGUUUUGUGCGUAAGGAAGCUUUAUAAAUGAGGCCCCUGAUCGUUAAGAAUUACGUUGAUCACGCAAAAUGUCGAUCUAUCUAAGGUUAUUAAAAAAGGGCUGACAGCAUGCGUCCAUUCUUCAGCUGUUUUCCAGCAAAUAUCUACUUCUGCUGAUUAAGAUGGAUACCCUCUUUGUCCAGUUAGUGUGUGUGUUGAAGCAAUGCAGUGACUAUCGCUGUGCAGGAGGAUUUUGACAUUAUACAAGUGUGACCCCGGAGGCUCAGUACGUUUAGCAGGCACAACAACGACGUAUUAUUAUAAAUAUAUGAUCUUUAUUAAUUAAUUCGAAAUAGAAAAUAUAUAUAAAAUAUUUUAUUUCAAAAGUCCAGGAUCAUCAUCCAAAGUGGUAUUUGAUUAAUUACAGUGCAGAGAACAGUAUCACAUUAUCCAUGAAAACGAGAGACAGAUCACACCGUACAUUCAACAGCUUGCCCUAACCAAAUGAAUCCCUAGUCAGUAAGCAGUAGCUGGGCUAAGCAGUGGCUCUCCACCAUCUACAAGGCAUAACAUAAAAUACAGCACCGUGAGAAUCUAAACAGUAACUAUCAUUAGACAAUAAAUAAACAUGAGCCCCUUUACUUUGAGCUACUAACUCACCGAGACACACUACUGCAGGUACACAUACAGCAGGACCCCCCCACUAAACUUCUCACAGUCUGUAUUGACCACUUAAAGGAAGCACAUUUACAUAAACCAUUUAUGUCACUCAGGUUUCCAACACGUUAGCAACAAACCCACAUACACGGUCAGGAAACAAGAGAGGGAGACACGGAAACUUGCAUGUCAAUGCAUGAAUGAAGCUUGGCGUGUUAAAACGCCGCCCAACAUGAAUACGGCGGAACACUGGCCAUUCAUUCACACUGCUCUGGCAUACUGCCUGCCCCCCGUCUCUUUCUGUCAUUCUGUCAGGGGAAACCAGUAACGUUCUUGAACAACUAACAUGUCGGCUAAAACAAGUGGAUAUCUCUUAGUAGUACUGCAGGUAAAUAACUCACCAGAACAUGUAGAACGCAUAACCUGCAUACUAUUGUUGUCUUGUGACGCUUGCCGCUCCAGGGGACAAUGUUUGCUGCAGCAGCCACCACACAUGGAAAUGCUCCGUCCCAGCUGUCAUCCAUCAUGCUAAAGUGCACGCUGACGCCGCAGCCCCACCCCCAACCCUGUCAUUAAAGGCACACUACCCUGACCUGGCCACACAAGGGGAGUGAUAAAGCGUCAGCGGGCUUCUGUAAAAGUAAAAAUAAAAAAAUAAAUAAAAGAAGAAGAAAGCAAGCUAAUUCGAGCAGAAAAGAGGGGGCAUUUUAAUGAGGAAAAAAUAUGUCUUUGCGUACUUUCUUCCAUUUGCAUAAAACUGAUUAAAUUGUUGAUUGAUCUUUAGUUUAUCUGAUUCAUCGAUUGAGGGACUUUCUAAAAUUGCCCAUUCCUAUUAACUACAAUCUAUUGGAUGUUUUAGAGGAACAGCCAAAUGGAUAAAAAGUUGUUAUAGAGAAAAAAAACAAACAGGUAAAAAGUUGUUAUAGAGAAACAACCAAAAGGUAAAAAGUUGUGUAGUGCUAAAAAAAAAAAUAGCUGGAGAACCAUCUCCAACUAAUGAGGUGAAUUUCCAACUGGUUAAAAACAUGACUGGGUAUAAAUAGAAGAACAGAAUAGAAUAGAAUUAUUACUUUAUUGAUCGCCCAUGGGGGAAUUUUUUUUUUUUGUCACAGCAGCAUCACAGACAAAGAGUGCAAAAAUGCAGUUAUAAAAAUAAAGAUCCUAAUAUUAAGAACUUAAAUGAAUGUAAUAGUUAAGAAAAAAAAUAAGAAAAAGGAAAAAGGGAGAAGACAAAUAAAAAAACUAUCUACAAUAUACACAAUUUAAAUGCCAGCAAAAAAGUGGUGGUGUAAAUCCAGUUAUUAUUACAGUUCGUUGUAAAGUCUUAUUGCAGAGGGGAGGAAUGACCUGCGGUAGCGCUCCGUCUUGCAAGGUGGAAGUCUCAGGCUGUGUCUCAUUUCAGAGACCGCAUCGACCUAAGUGCCCUUCUGCACCGUCGAACGGUGCAUUUGAAGCGUGCAUGACGUCACGACGGUGCGAACGGUGUCCCAUUUGGCACGAGAUGCUAAAAAAUGCUAAGCGCGCUUAGCAUAUUUUCAAGCGUCCAUCUAUGCACGCUUUCGUGCCGUCGGUAUCCCAGAAUGCUUUGCGUGCCGCUGCACAGCUGCGCAUUUCAGGUGAGAGGCUGGACUCGCUUGGAGACGCAGCGCGUCUUCAAAGAAAUUACAAGCAAUCCAAAAACAGCAGACAGUCAGCUCAGGCUGUAUGAGAGCAUGAUCUCUGAACUCACUAAAAUCUGUAAACCAAACAUUAUAGAUUUAGAGACGAACUGAUCCGCUCUGCUUCAACAAUAAAAAACAUUAGAAAUAAGAAAGCUGACAAAACUACAGCAGAGUAUCAGGACAACAUUGAGUUUUUUUUCUUUUAAGAUUUAGAGAUUAAAGUUGUAAAUUUAGGAGAAUAAAGUCAUAAAGUAAAUAAAGUCAUAAAGCUGCUUUUGUGGAGGGGGAAAUGACUGAAGUUGGUCAUCUGCAGGGUUAUCUGUGGAUGUAUCAGCGGGUCAUUCAGAGAGAUUUUGUGGUUUCUGAAGAAACAAUCAAACUGAUGAUGAUCAACAUUUGUGAUCCAGAGGGAGUCGAGCUCCGACGAGCACCACGUCUCUGACACCGGCCGUAGCCUACACCUGCAGAGACACCAACACCUUAUUAUGGCAUAUGGAUUCAUAUCAUAAAUUAAAGCUCAAUGUCAUUCACGGAUAUUUACGGCUGCAUUGACAGAUAUAUCCUCAGCAUAUUCAUUUCUGCCUCCACAAAAGCAGCGAUUUCCUUCAAGUACACCAGUUUUUUUCCCCGUGGAAAAGACGUAUUUCUCAUAUAUUCUUUUUUUAAAGUCUUUAUACUUAUGACAAUGUGAUGCUGAUGUGAAGUAUCUCCUAUCCUCCUUCUCAAUAGGGCCCUCAUACUCCUUCAUACAAAACAAUCAUUGGAUGAAUUUUGUGGGAAUGAUCUGUGCUUGUGUCUACUAUUUUGUGUCUGUGCAAGGUCGCACAAUUAAAACAAUACGUGCUGCGCUCCGCAGCUUUUUUUCUAAUCAGUCGUGACGUAAGCCUGAGGGCGGGGACAUUUGGAGACCUUCGGAGGACUUCCUGGUGGAGUUGCCAAAUGUCCCCGCCCUCAGGCUCGCGUCACGACUGACUUAAAGGAAACCCGCGGAGCGCAGCAUUUAUUGUUUUAAUUGUGCGACCUUGCACAGACACAAAAUAGUAGAUACAUACAAGCACAAUUCAUCCAAUGAUUGUUUUGUAAGAAGGAGUAUGAGGGCCAUAUUGAGAUUUAAGACUUUAAGGACUUCGAGAUUUAAGUCAUUAAUUUAUGAGAAUGAAGUCAUAACCUGUUAUUUCAGAGAGACUUGUUAAAAUUAGGGCCAUGAAGCAUUUGAAGGAACUGUGCUUCAGUAUAGGUUUCACAAACAAGGAGAUUCUUCAUCCUCUGGCACAUCAGCAUAACAUUGUCAUAAGUAUAAAGACUUUAAAAAGAAUAUAUGAGAAAUACGUCUUUUCCACGGGGGAAAAAAAUUGGUGUACUUGAAGGAAAUCGCUGCUUUUGUGGAGACAGAAAUGAAUAUGCUGAGGAUAUAUCUGUCAAUGCAGCCGUUAAUAUCCGUGAAUGACAUUGAGCUUUAGUUUAUGAUAUGAAUCCAUAUGCAGUAAUAAGGUGUUGGUGUCUCUGCAGGUGUAGGUUACCGCCGGUGUCAGAGACGUGGUGCUCGUCGGAGCUCGACUCCCUCUGGAUCACAAAUGUUGAUCAUCAUCAGUUUGAUUGUUUCUUCAGAAACCACAAAAUCUCUCUGAAUGACCCGCUGAUACAUCCACAGAUAACCCUGCAGAUGACCAGCUUCAGUCAUUUCCCCCUCCGCAAAAGCAGCUUUAUGACUUUAUUUACUUUAUGACUUUAUUCUCCUAAAUUUACAACUUUAAUCUCUAAAUCUUAAAAGAAAAAAAAACUCAAUGUUGUCCUGAUACUCUGCUGUAGUUUUGUCAGCUUUCUUAUUUCUAAUGUUUUUUAUUGUUGAAGCAGAGCGGAUCAGUUCGUCUCUAAAUCUAUAAUGUUUGGUUUACAGCUUUUAGUGAGUUCAGAGAUCAUGCUCUCAUACAGCCUGAGCUGACUGUCUGCUGUUUUUGGAUUUCUUGUAUUUUCUUCGAAGCCGGCUGUGUCUCCAAGCGAGUCCAGCCUCUCACCUGAAAUGCACAGCUGUGCAGCGGCACGCAAAGAAUUCUGGGAUACCGACGGCACGAAAGCGUGCAUACAUGCACGCUUGAAAAAGAGGCGGGGGUAGUGUGGUUUUGAGACCGAAUUUGAAGCGCGCUUAGUAUAUUGUGCCAAACGGGACACUGUUCGUGCCGCGUGGUGACCUCACGUACGCGUCAGAUGCGCCGUUCGAUGGCUGCUGUAUCUGAAAUGGGACACAGGAAGGGCACAGAACGGCGCAAAACGGCUCAAAACGGCAGUGCACUCAGCUAAGCGCCGUUAAGUGCGCUUAUCACGAUGCGGUCUCUGAAAUGAGAAACAGCCUGUGUCUGCUGCUAAAGGAGCUGCUUAAAGCCCUCACAGUCUGGUGCAGUGGGUGAGAGGGAUUGUCCAUGAUGGAUACAAGCUUUGUUAACAUCCUCCUCUCACCCACCUCCUCCAGGGAGUCCAAAGAACAGUCCAGGACAGAACUGGCCCUCCUGACCAGUCUAUUCAGUCUCUUCCUGUCCCUCUCAGUGCUCCCUGCCCCCCAGCAGACCACUGCAUAGAAAAGUGCAGAUGCUACCACAGAGUCAUAAAAAGUCCUGAGCAGAGUCCUGUACACUCCAAAAGACCUCAGUCUCCUCAGCAGGUGGAGACGACUUUGGCCCUUCUUGUACAGGACGUCUGUGUUGGUUGACCAGUUCAGUUUAUUGUUGAGAUGGACACCCAGGAAUCUGUAGGACUCCACCAUCUCGAUGUCCAGACCCCGGAUGUUCACUGGAACAGUCUGCAUCGUACAUGCUGCAGAGCGCCAUGUACGAUACACAGUUCUGAAGCCUCACAAACUGUGGUCUGUCGGUGAGGUAGUCCACGGUCCAUGCGGCUAGGUGACAGUCCACUCCCGCCCGCUCGAGCUUCCCCCUGAGCAGUGAAGGCUGGAUGGUGUUGAAAGCACUGAAGAAGUCAAAAAACAUGACCCUCACAGUGCUGCCUGUAUUCUCCAAGUGGGCCAUGGACCUCUGCAGCAGGUAGAUGACUGCGUCGUCCACCCCGAUGUUCGGCUGGUACGCAAACUGCAGAGGAUCCAGAUGAGAGCUCACCAGGGGGCGGAGUUUCCUCAGCACGAUCCUCUCCAGAGUCUUCAUCAGGUGAGAAGUGAGGGCCACAGGUCUGAAGUGGUUGGGCUACCUGGGGUGUGCGGUCUUGGGGACAGGAAUCAUGCAGGAAGUCUUCCACAGUGUUGGGACCCUCUCCAGACUUAGGCUCAAGCUGAAGAUGUGCAGUAGCACCUCACAGAGCUGGUCUGCACAGUCCCUCAGGAGUCUGGAGCUGAUGCCGUCAGGACCUGUGGCUUUCCUUGGCUUCAUCUUCCUCAGCUCACUUCUCACCUGGUCAGCUGUUAUGGGGAGGCUGGGGGUGGUGCUGGAGGGGGUGGUGGUGGAUGAGUGGAGGGGGGUUGAUGAUGCUGGUGCCAUGGGACUGAGGUGGUGUGAAGAAGAAGCAGCAGACAGGUCGUUGGUUUGAUGAGUCGGGGGAGGAGUGGGAGCAGAGUCAAAUCUAUUGAAGAACAGAUUCAGCUUGUUGGCCCACUCCCUGUCUCCUGCUUCAGGUCCCCUCUCAUGGCCCCUGCUAUGACCUGAGAUGGAUUUCAGGCCUCUCCAGACCUCCCUUGCGUUGUUCUGUUGCAAAAGGUUUUCCAUCUUGGUCUUGUAGCUGGCCUUUCCCUCUCUGAACUUCUUCUUCAGCUCCUUCUGCACCCUCCUCAGCUCCUCCUUGUCCCCAGAUGUAAAGACCCUCCUCUUCUCCUUCAGGAGGACUUUAAGUUCCGGGGUCACCCAGGGUUUGCUGUUGGAGAAACACCGUACUUUCCUGGUGGGUACGGUGUUCUCAACACGGAAGUUUAUGUAGUCCGUGAUACAGUCUGUCAUGGUGUCGAUGUCAUCACCAUGUGGGCCGCUCAGUACAUCCCAGUCUGUGGUCUCAAAACAGUCCUGCAGCGCCUCAGUGGCCUCCUCAGACCACUUCUUAACAUACCUGAUGGUGGGGGGUUGUUUCUUCACCAUAGGUAUGUAAAUGGGCUGCAGUCUCACCAGGUUGUGAUCUGAGCAGCCCAGCAGGGGGAGGGGGGAGGAGGUGUAUGCAUCCUUGGUGUUUGCAUACAGUAAGUCCAAAGUUUUAUUGUCUCUUGUUGGGCAGUUUACAAACUGGCUGAAGGUAGGGAGAGUGGAGGACAGCGAUGCAUGAUUAAAGUCUCUAGAGAUGAUGAUCAGAGACUGAGGGUGUGAUGUUUGUAGCUUGGACACUUCACCAUGGAGGAGUUCACAGGCUGCAGCGGCAUCAGCCGAGGGGGGGAUGUAAACAGUUAACGCGAUGACAUGCGAAAACUCCCUCAGCAGGUAAUAUGGCCGCAAACUCACAGCCAGCAGCUCAAUGUCCUUAGAGCAGAGCUGCUCUUUAACACUGACGUGCCCAGCAUUACACCAUCUCUCAUUCACAAACACCACUAUCCCGCCUCCUUUCUUCUUACCACUCUCCCUCACGCUCCGGUCCGCUGUGACGAGGUGAAAUCCGUCCAAAGUUACGAGCGGGUCCGGAGUGAGUUCGUUCAGUCAUGACUCUGUGAACAACAUGAGGCUGCACUCACGAUACUCCCAUUGCAGCCUAGUCAGCGCUGUGAGCUCUUCCAUCUUGUUGGGGAGAGACCUCAAGUUUCCCAUGAUGAUGGAUGGGACAGUUGGUUUAUAACGUCUCCGCUUUGCCCGAUGCUGAACUCCAGCCCUGCAUCCUCUUCUUCUCCUGCGGAGCUUAGCGGGGAUGUCCGGUCUCUCCCACGGAGAUGGCCGGGCUUGGCGCUGCGCCAACAGCUGUUCACGGCUGUAAACAAUGGGGCUGCUGAAUGGGUUGCCAGUUGCGGACUUAAAAACUCAGAAAAGUGAAAGAAAACAAAGUGCAAGAGUCAUGAAAUGCACAUCCAUGGUAGGAAUAUGCAAGACACAACACUGCUGAAAAAAAGAAAGACAAAUAAGGUGCCAAAAAACGACACUUAAAAGGCAAAAACGAAAAGUCUGUGAGGAGCUGCCACUCUCAGGGCGCUCGAGUCACAAAAGGGCAUUCAGAGAGGCUGAGUCUGUCAGAAGGAAAGAUUGAAGAGGUUCACCACUCUGUGUGAGACUGCAUGAGCUAAUUGAUCAACAGUUUAAGAAAAAUGUUCCUGAGUGUUAAAUGUUAAAGAAUUAGUGGAUGUCAUCAUCUGCAGUACAUAAUAUCAACAAAAGAUAAAUAAAAAAACCCUGGAGAAAUCGCCGUCCAUUUAUCAGGACUAAAAUUCACAAUACUGCUUUUUUGUGAUUAGGGUCUUAAGUCUGACAGGACCAUCAGACUCGAGACUGCUUUGCCCACAGGGAGUCCUCAAUGACACAAACUUAAAGCUCCUCAUAGGAACUUUAAAAAUUGGCCUGCCUGCAGUCUUGACUCAUCCCCCAUUGAAAACAUUUGGCAUCAUGACUCGAAAAACAGGACAAGGGAGACCCUGAAAUGUUGAGCAGCUGCAAUCCUCUAUUGGGCCAGACUGGGAUAACAUUUUACUGUCAGACUCCAGAAUCUGGUCUGCUUGGUUCAUUGAGGUUUACAGAGAGCUAAGGACACACGAUGGGAAACUUAUAUCUGGAACUUUUUAGAAACAUUAAAUUUAAAUUAAGCAGUUAGAGUUUUUUUAACAAACAAAUGAUUUUUUCACUGAACCUGUAAAAAGGCACUGCUGCUGAUGAAUAUGUGCUUUGUUAGGGCUCAAAGUAACAGAGUCUGGAAGAAUGGGACAGAUUCUUAUUUUGAUGAUUAUAAGAGUAAACUGGAUCAAACCUGGUUAAAAAAACUGGUUAAACAUGUUAAGGAGUAAUGGUAAAAUUAUUUCAGGAACAAAAACACUGUCAGCAGAGUCAAAACAAAGAACAGCUCCUACAUGAAAAUGACUCUUUAAAUUUAGAGCAAGGGAAUAAAAAGGUUUCUAGUUUUUUCAUGUCUUACUGAGGACACAGAGUUCUGGUUUUACAUAGACUGGAGUAUCUGGUUGAAAAUUGGUUCCUGAUGGUGGAAGAUGGGGGAAUGUUGUGGUGGGAGAAAUGAGUCAUUGAGGUCAUCUGUGCUGCUUGAGUUUUAUUCUCUCUCUUUUCUCUUGAACUACCUCUGUCAGCUAGACUCAUGCAAGACUUUCCUCCUAGCUGCAGCAGCAGAUGGCUCACUAACCCUCCAAACACUGCCUCAGUGUCACACAAAUAGGGUAUUUAUAGUUCUCAUAACGGUACUAGAGCCUUUCUGUGUUUUUUAAAACACACAGAAAAAAGGUUAAAGUUCUGAGACUGUUUUCACAUAAUUGCAGAUAAAGAUAAAGAGUUUAUCUGAAAGUAAGAAUCUGUCCCAUUCUUCUAGACUCUGUUACUUUGAGACUUAGUGCUGGUUCAAGGUGAGAGCAGGUUCUUAUAAUACUGAACAUGUUUGGGUUUGAUAUCCAGGUGUUAAUAUGCACCUUUGGCCUGAAACCAUUCCCAGAGAGAGCAAGAUAGUGGUAUCACUCACCCUGACAGAAUCGUAAAGAUGGUGUUUCCUCUAGAGAGACUAAGUACAGAAUACUGUUGUGGAGCUGCCCUGAUCUCAUGAGCUGUGUGUGUUCAUGAGACUGACGCAGAGAGCUCUCCACCAUGGACAGACCAAUAAACUACCUGAUUACUGACAUUUUGCCCUCAGGAGGCUGAUAUCCCCAUUACCUCUCUUAUAAAACAUUUUUCUCACCACCCAUUAACAGCAUAACAAAUCUAAACAAUCAAUAGCUCCUGUUUUAAUCGAAAUCUUUGUCUUUUUAUUUAUUCAUCACAAAUCCAUCUACAACAUGACACAGGUUAAGAUUAGCAUUUGAAUCAUGAACCUCAGUGUUUUUCAUAUUUUUCUGUCAAUGUCAUUUCAGAAACAGAAAUCCAAAAGUCCCCCUGAGAUGAUGUUUUACUAAGACCAGUGUUUUGAUUUUUUUUUUUAAUUCAACAUUCAUCUUUAAAAUUUGUUGUAUCUUGUCAAAUGUAAAAACAAUAAAAACAAACAGAGAUAUCAGAAUUCAGUAUCAGCCAUAGGCUGACCUGCACAGUCCUCAGUGUCUGUGCCAAGUCGCCAACCACUAAGAAACUCUCAGGUCCACACCACCUUUUUACUGUGGGCAACAUACUUCAUCUGUUUCACCAUAUUUCACAUUUAAAUAUGCUGGUGACACCGACUCAUUACUCAUAAUACAAUGUGAUGUGUGUAUGCAGCAGGUUGAAGUCAGGUAAUUAACAGCCCUGAGCAAGAGGGUUAAAAUGUCUCAGUCAUGAAACCUGCAGUCUUUCUUUUCAUUUAGGAAAGUGUAACAAGGACGUGUGUGUUUUGAUCAGCUAAACCUUUUAAAUGUGCUUACCCCCGCUCUUAAGCAUUGCAAUCACUAAGUGAAUAAUAAGUAUAAGGCUGUGUCUCAUUUCAGAGACACAAAACAAUAGAUACAUACAAGCAAGAUCAUUUCCGCAAAAUCCAUCCAAUGAUUGCAUGUUUUGUAUGAAGGAGUAUGAGGGCCAUAUAUAGAAUUUUUUUUAAACACUUUGAGAUUUAAGUCGUGAAUUUACGGGAAUAAAGUCAGUAAUUUAUGAGAAUAAAGUCGUAAGGUUGCCUGUAUUUUCAAAGGAGAGUUGUUAAAAUUAGGGCCAUGAAGCAUUUCUGUACUACCUGGAUGGGAACAUGCACAGGUGUCCUGUUGUAGUGCUGUGUAGUUUGUUAGUGUUUUUAUCCAUUUAAUAGAGAUAAAGUAGAAUUUUGUGUCUGGUCAUUCUGGUUAAACUGGUAUAUUAUUGUUCUACCAGAGUGAAGAGUAAUUAGCACAGGCAUGUAAACGUUAACUUGCAGAAGGACUGAGGGCCGGUGGUGUGAGCUCUGCUAAUGGGAGCAGCAGUCUGCUAAUCAAUCAGAGACUGUUGACCCACAGACUCUGCGACCCCUGUUCAGCUGUAAAAUAGAUACCUCAGUUCACCUCAGACUUGGGGCCAAUCCCAGUUAUUACUUUUUCUCCUUCAUCUUACCACUUAGUCCACCCCUUCCCCUUGGUUCUCCUUUCUCAGGGACAAGGGUAAGGGGUGAAAACAUGACCCUAAGAAAUGAGAUGCCACUCAGUUCCUUCUGCGUCAUCAUGCCUUGCCGUUUGCUGUGAAUUUGUCACCUGAGUCUGACAUUAGUGUAGCUAUCAAUAGCUAUAACUUUUUUAGCUAGCUCGUCUGGUGCAAACAAUUUAAAACAUAGCUAAUUACAGGGAUUAGCAAAGGAAUGAAUAUCUGAUUGAAAAAAAAAAAUCUCAAUACUAUAAAAAUCACAUCAAAAUCACAUGUGCUUUCAAGUGAAGUCCCAGUUUGUCUUCGUUUCAAGGGAUGUGAACCCCUUGCCCUUUAGCCCUUCCCCCUCACCUUACAGAGAAUUGGGACACCCCUUUGCUUGACGUGAGAACACAAAACCAAGGGCUGAGGGGCAAGACAAGGGCUAAGGGAUACAACUGGGAUUGGCCCUUGUUCUCUGUAGAGCAGCCUUGACUGUGGCACAGCUGUUUAGACUUGAUCCUGAUAUAAGGUCGGGAUCCUUCUUCAGACUCAGACUCUCUCACCCUCGCUGGUAUUUUGUCACUUUCACAUGGAGACCACUGUAGCGUCUUUUUCACUUCAUGUUUGUGUGACAUUUCGGUAACGCUUUAUAUUAAGGUCCUUGUAAUAAGCAUUAGUUAAUAGGUAAUAAGGCCCUUAUAAGUGCGCACAAGAUGCUUAUUAACAUUAUUAUUUGUUUAUAAGACUAUAUAUCUAUUAAUAGUCUCAUUAUAAUACAGUUAUUAGCAGACGUUAGGAGAUUUAUAAUAACUUAUAAGAAACUUGUUAACUGUUUGUUGAUGCUUACGAACAUUAAUAAAAUCCUCAUGAGUAUCUUAUAACUGUUUAUAAUAACAUUAUAACAACAUAUAUUGACUCAACUAGCCCAACCAUGAUGGCUUUGUCAUGCCUUUAUUAAUUUUUUUGUUUGAUUUAUUAACAUUAAUAUACACUUUAUUGCUCAUCUACUGUAAGUUAACUAUGUACUUGUUUACAGUUAACUGUGCUUUUUGCAGGUACUGGAUCUAAAGCGAGAACAAUGUCUUAUUAAGGCUGAUAAAUCUUUUAUUGAGAAUUAUUUUGCCUUUAAGAAUAUUUUUUUCCUGCUUCAUCAAAAUAAAAUGUACUUUACUAUGCUCUUGUUAUCAGUUAACUAUGCACUUAUGAACAGUUAACUAUGCUUUUUGCAGCUACCAGUUCUAAAGCGAGAACAAUGCCUUAUUAAGUCUCAUAAAUCUUCUAUUAUACAUUUAUUUAUGGCUAAUGAUUUUCACAACUUCCAGACCUGGAACGAACAAUGUAUGUGGUAAAGGUUGACAUGAUGGAAAGAAAAAAUUUGCUUAACACAACAGAUGUUUUAACAGUAAAGCCCAAAAAGGUUUUAUUUAUUGCUUUGGUUUCCAAAGACACAUUUUCCUAAUUUAAUUAUUUGAUUAGGAAUUUAAUUAGCUUUAAAGUUUUUCUGGUUGAACUACCUUCAAAAAUAAGUUUUCUGAUUUUGUUUAGCAGUGUCAUCUUGGCAAAGUCACUUCUUUUUUUCUCCUCUUCCGUUGCUUUUUGCGGGUCGCGUCUUUUUCCGCUUCUUUUCAGCCUACAUCCGUAGCUAGAUACUCAUGAGGAUUUUAUUAUUGUUCGUAAGCAUCAACAAACAGUUAACAAGUUUCUUAUAAGUUCUUAUAAAUCUCUUAAAGUCUGCUAAUAACUGUAUUAUAAUGAGACUAUUAAUAGAUAUAUAGUCUUAUAAACAAAUAAUAAUGUUAUUAAGCAUCUUGUACGCACUUAUAAGGGCCUUAUUACCUAUUAACUAAUGCUUAUUACAAGGACCUUAAUAUAAAGCAUUACCGAUGUUUCUUUUAAAGAUAAACUCUCAUUGACCCUCAGUCCUCCUCUAUCUCCUCCUCAGCCCUCCUUUCAGGACUGGUCAUGACACAGCAGGAGCAGCAGGAGUUCAUGGAGAGCCUGGAGGCGGCCCUGUCCUGGAUGACGGCCAUCCAAGAGAGGUUGAAGGCCAAUGACAACACACAGGGACCCCUGGAUGCCUUGGAGGCCCGACUCAGAGAGACAGAGGUGAGACAUUACACUGACCAUUUGAUUCACCCCUAAAACCUCUGUUUCUGCUGUAGUCCCCUGUCAUCUGACUCCAGAUAGAAUUGGGAUCAGGGAAAAACCGUUAUGGUUUUGUUUUCACUUUGGUGUGGAUAUAAAAGAUCAGACUGUUCACACUGUGAAUGUGAGCAUCUCCAAAUAUCGUAAGAAUCAAAUUCUCUACAAUUUUUUCACAGAUCUCAGCUGCAAUACACUUUGAAAAUUGUAACUUCCUGAUUGUUCUUAAAACAAAAGAACAAUCAGUGAUCAGUGACAGCACUGGGCAGGCUGUCAAACAAAAUCUGCUGUCUCUCCUCCACCUCCCUGACCAUCAAGCUCGCAAGCCUAGAACCUCUUUUUCUUUGACAUUUUUUUGCGAGCGCGGACAGUGGAGACCGUAUUUAAAUAAAUUUACGUAUAUAUAGGUGGGCGUUACAGGAGAGGGCGCGGCCACUCUGACAUCUGCGCUCAUUUCCAUGCUGCUCAGGAUGUAUUGAGGAAACGUGUGUGGAUACCGGUGCUCACACAGAUGGAUACAUCCGGAUCUUUGCCCUACGGGUCCAGCUUUCGGGAUUCUUGCAACUGCCGUUUUUUAGUAUGAUGGAUUAAUUGAUACACUAGGCCCAGGACAGUUACUGGGUCACCGAUAAACCUGCACAGCUCUGUAUACAGUGAUUAAUGGUAAACAAGUUAUGAUGAAUCCUGUUGUUUGCAGUUAUUUCUGUUCAAGAUUGAAUACCAGUAAGUAUUUCUUCCUCUGGUAUCCGUUUCUCUUUGCAGCAUCUCUGAGCCCCUCUUUGUGCUCAGCUGGAGUCUGGGGGUAGAUGAAAUACCUGGUUAGAAGCAGAUCAGACCAAACCCUGGUUAAUUAAACUGUGUUUCUAUGUGAAAUGAUUUAAAAUCCUCUUUUUCUGUGCUUAGAAAAUCCAUCAGUCAGAGCAUGAGGGUCGAGUGAAGAUUGACAUGACGCUUGUAGCAGCAGAAAAUCUUUUACAGAGCGAGGAUGAGGAGCUGAGAAACCAAACCCAGGCAAAGCUAAAAAACCUGAAGAGCCUGUGGGAGGAGACCUGCACCUACAUCAUCCACUGCCACAGGUAAGGGCCUGUAAAAUGACCUGUAAUCAUUCAUAGGUUAACAAAACCUUAAGCCAAGGGACAUCCUCCAAAGAGCGUGAGGUCACAAGUGUUCACCUGUAACCUUAAACCAUAAACACAAUACACACAUUAAUACCCAUCAGCCCUUUGGCCCUGCAGCACUGUGGCCCUGCAGAGCUGUGUCUGUCAGGUUUAAAUCAGUAAGUCAGUUAGCUGGGAUAAACAUGGUCAGGUGUCUAUAAAGUUGGUCAAUCAAUCAGUCAAUCAAUCAAUCAACUUUAUUUCUAUAGCACAUUUAAAAGAACCGCAAGGGUAGCCAAAGUGCUGUACAAUGACACAUAAAAACAAAUAAAACAAUCAAAGAACAAGAAAACGCAAGCAGAAAUACAUUAAUACAAAUGAAUAAAUAAGUGUUUAAAUAAGGAGGCUCACAGCAAGUGCUGAGAUGAUAAAAAACAAAUUAACACUACAAUGCACUAAAAGCCAAUGAGUAAAAGUGCGUUUUUAAAAGGGAUUUAAAAACAGGAAAUGAGGAGGCCUGCCUAAUUUUCAAGGGCAACUCAUUCCAGAGUUUAGGGGCAGCAGCAGUAAAUGCUCUGUCCCCUCUGAGCUUCAGCCUUGUACUGGGGACCGUCAGUAAAAGCUGAUCAGCUGAUCUUAUGGGUCGGGGUGGGCAAUAAGGCUAGAGCAUCUCCGAAAUAUAGGGUGGAGCAAGGUUGUUCUGGCCCUUAAAAUCAAAUAUUAAAGGCUUAAAAUGAAUUCUGUACUGAACAGGGAGCCAGUGUAAGGACGCCAGGAUGGGGGUGAUGUGCUCACGCCUGCGGGUCUGGGUCAGGAGGCGUGCAGCAGAGUUCUGCACAAGCUGCAGGCGUGCAAGGGAAGCCUGGCUAAUCCCUACGUACAAGGAGUUGCAGUAAUCAAGACGGGUAGUGAUACAUUUAGGUUAAGAAAUAUAGAGUAAUUAUCUUUUAGUAAGAAGCUACAAAUAAUCUAGGUUGGCCUGCUCCUGCAGCCCCACGACCCUGAGAUUGUAAGCAAGGCUGUCUUGCAGGAGCCCGAACUAUCUGUCUGUUGGAACAUUUAAUCUCUGCCAGGGUCAAGACGAACCUAAACAAAGUGUCGUGGGGCAGACAUGAUAUCAUGAGGGGCCUUCUGGAGAAUUCACACACACACACACACACACACACACACACACACACACACACACACACACACACACACACACACACACACACACACACACACACACACACACACACCUAACAGCAUAAAAGAGAGUAGAAGAAAAGCAAGGGAGGCUUCCUUCGGUCUUGGUUGAGACUCUGUUUGUCAUCUGUACUGAUUUCUACAUCUGUACAAUAAAGACACCCAAGCUGUUCUUCAGAUCUCAUCCUGUCUCCUGUGCAUUGUUUAUGCUGGAUUUUCCACAACACAGACAGAUCCAGGAGCACAAGGACAACAAACUGUUGUCUGUUGACAUGAGAAUAUCGUUUGACACCUUUAAAAGUGCUGACUCUGUGCUGUGGAGAGCUUUAAAACCAGACUGGAACAACUCUGUGAUACCAUUGUCUUCCAAGAAUGGUAACAACUGGUUGUAGACAACCCUCUCUAGAAUCUUGGACAGAUAUGGAAGAUUUGAGAUGGGCCUGAAACUGGCACAGAGGGAUGGGUCGAGGCCAGUUUUUUUGAGUAGAGGUCGUACUACAGCAUGUUUAAAAUCCCUAGGUACUGUACCAGAUGAGAGGCUACUAUUUACAAUAUUAAGGACACUUGGUCAAGCGAGGGGGGGUCAAGCGAGCGAAACAAGCGAGGGGGGAUGGCAUCAGCAGGGGAACCAGAAGGCUUCAUAUGGCCGACUAUGUCCUUUUAAAAUAGAGAGGGAAACAGAAUCAAAUUUAGAAAAGACAGAUGAGGGGUGCAGAGGGGCUGAAGGGUCAUACGAAGGUUGAGAGAUACAGGCUCUGGUUGACAUAAUUUUAUCAGUGAAGAAGUGGAGGAAUUUUUCACAGAUUUCAGUGGAGGCAUCAAAACCAAGAGACUUGGGAGCCUCAAGGACAGUGUUUAUGGUUUUGAACAGAGCUCUGGGGUUGUUACAGUUAAAAACAAUUAAUUCAGAGAAAUAUUUAUUCUUCUCAGCUUUCACAAUCUUCUGAUAAUUCCACAGACUAUCUUUAAAGAUGCCAAGAGACAUAUGCAGUCUGUCCUUUUUCCACCUGCGCUCCGCCCUCCUGCACUCACGCCUGGCUGCACGAGUGACGUCGUUCAACCAGGGCUCGGGUGUAGGUUUGGUGCGCCGGGUCUUCAGAGGAGCGAUCGUGUCCAGUGUCUGUAGACAGGUGGAGUGAAAUCUCAAUACCAGUUCCUCAGUUUCCACACACACAGGGGCUGCAGAGUCAUCCUCGCAGAGACCAAUGUAGGUAGAGGAGAACAGAGCAGGCGAGGAAGAGUUAAACAUGCGACGCGGUUUAGGUGGAGUGCGCAAUUUAACCGGACACUGAGUGGGGAUGUCAAAUAAAAUCGGCAUAUGAUCCGAGAAAACAGUGUCACAAAUGUCAAGGUUAGAAACACACAGACCGUGCGAGAGCACCAAGUCUAGUGUGUGUCCGAGAUUAUGUCUGUAGACUUCUGUAGACUAGACACAGACUGCACGAAGUUAAAAGAGUCAAUGAGAUUUAAAAAGCUCCUGGAGACCGGCUCUUUAGGGCAACAAGUGUGAAUAUUAAAAUCACCAACAAUAAGGACAAGGUCGUAUUUCGGCAAAAUUUCGGCCAGCAAUUCAGAAAAGUCACUUAUAAAAUCCUUAUUGUACUUGGGUGGUCGAUAGAUGACGGCGCACAGGACAACAUGAGAGGAGCCCAGUUCAAACAAGCACAUUUCAAAGCUUGUGAAUGAGAAUUGCAGGCAGAUCUGCCGGAAUUUAAAGUCACUUUUAAAAAUAACUGCUAUUCCACCUCCUGUUCGACCAGACAACCAUGGGGAAUUAAAAUAGCAGCAAUCCGGCGGGCAGAGUUCAAUAAGAGGACUGGACUCACCGGUACUCAGCCAUGUCUCCAUCACACAGAGAAAAUCCAAUCCACGGGACAUGAAGAAAUCCUUCAGGAUAAAAGUUUUGUUUGCCAGUGAUCUGGCAUUGACAAGGCCGAACCUGGCAGAGAUCGGCACAUCCGAGGCAUCAACUGGUCGUGGAGCCAGACAAAGGGCCCGUAGAUGGCGGGGAUUCACCCUACGCUGGCGGGGACGGAUUACCUCAUCCGAACCGACGACAGGUACCAGCCAGGAGUCGACAGGGUGCAACGAUCGCAGAUGAGGAAAGAGACCAGAUCCCACUCCAUUUCUCCUCAGGGAAACCGAGGAAGAUCGAGCCAAGAGAGCUUUAACUUUCAGCAGCUGGCCACUGCGUUUGCCACGGCGGCGCCGGCGUUUACGCCGGGGAAAUAGAGUGAAAGUGCAGCGAAAGUGAGCAGGUAUCCUGGAGAGGUGAAACGGCUUAAACGUCGUAUGACCACAGUGAUCAGGAUCUAAUUUCACCAAAUCCUUGGCAGAGGGGCGAAGAUCCAGCAGUGUUUGGCGGUCAUACACAAACAGUGAGCUGACAUUACUGAUAACGAUAGACACAAACAGCACAAACACGAACAACGCUGACAGCGAGAGACGGCAGGCCACACACACCAGCGCCAUCUUGCCUGGUCAGGUGUCAAUAAAGUCUGUUGGUUAGAUACUAACUCAUGAUUCUUGCCUGACUAUCCUGAAUGUAUAUGAAACCCUAGAUGCUGUUAUUACUGUACAGAAAGACCUACAAAGGUCCUGUAACUUCUCAUGUGUUUUUCCUUCUAGUCGGAUUGAGUGGGUGUGGCUUCACUGGGGCGAGUACCUGAAGGCCUUUGAGGAAUUUGAGCUGUGGCUGAUGAAACAGCAUUGCAGCCUGGAAGUGGGCGUGGAGCUGCAGCUGGGUAAGAUGGAGAAGCUGUGGCAGGUGGACCAGCAGAGGGUGAUUGUCAGUGACAUCCAUGGCCAGGCAGUUCUGCUGGAGCGGCUACUGGACGAGGCUGCUGCACUGCACAACCGUACCCAGGACCCCAGCGUGGAUCCCCAAACACAGGAGAGGCUGCAGGAGGCCUACAGUGAUGUCCGGGACAGAGCAGAGGUGAGGACAACUAGUUUAGGGACAGAGAUAGAGCCAAAGUGGAGCUAAGAAUGUUAGGUGUUAGAGGCAGAGCCGAGGUGAGAAUACUGAUAGCUCAUUAACAACAACAACUGUAGUUUCUUGUUGGAUAUACUUCUUUAAUGGCUCUACUUGUUCUACUAACACAACAGUGGUUAUAAUAAGUUUUUACUUCUGACUGACUGCCCCCUUAUGUCUCAUGAUCAGAAUAGAAUAUACCACUUAACAAACUUCCCCUUCUCUUUAAAGAAACAAUCUAAAAUAUUUCAAAAGAGCCAAACAUUUUUGUUCCCUAAAUAAUGAAGAGAUGAACAUCAACCUAAAGCUCUAACUUAAGUAUCAAAUCACUUGUGGCUGGAGAAGUCUGUUGUUUUGUCCAUUUAGCCUUUAAGUAGCCAUUCACCUUCACAGAGAGUCCUUCAGAAGGGUGAGUGCAGAGUUCCCUUUUUUGUUUGUAUGUCUGCAAGCUGCUCCCUUGUGGUGGACCACCUGACACGUUGGACAACAUUUGAGUGGAUAAGCUUAUUUGAUGCUGCUGAUUUCAAGGUGAAGUCUUUUCUCUGUGACUGAUAGGCAUUUUUUUGUAUGUAGUCACUUCUGGUAAGCUCUGAGAAUAGUGUGGUUAAGAAAACACCAUUGUCAAUACCAUCUGUAAGGGCAAGAGUCUCUCCAGCCAGUGAACUGUGAACAACUCUCCUGAUUCUCUUCAACUGCCAGCAUAGAGGUUAGAAUCUUCCGUUCUCUCCCAUCAGCAAGAUUAGGUGUCCAGCUUGAGUCCCUCCAUCAGGAAGAUUUCCCAUUGAUGGAUCACUAACCACCACCAGUUUUAGAGCUAUCGUCUCCAAGGUGCUGAAACCUCAAGGUCACUUUGUCUGAUUUCAGUUUUACGAUAAAUUUGUUUGCACAGUACAAGGUCUGAACAGUAGCAUGUUUUGUACCAGAUGCCAGCAUGGCGGUGUCACACAUAAUAACUGGACUGCUCUGUCUUGCCACCCACAAUAUUUGUUGAGCAUCUCAGUUUCGGUUUCUGUUAGAGGUGCCUCUAUCUUUUGCCCAGCAUGUUCCUGUGGGUCCACAGGAACAGGCUCAUGAUUUUUAAUGUACAUUUCUGCUGUACAUGAAUUUCAUCCUUCAGAGAGUGAAUCUCUAUUCCAAUAUAACUGAAGCUGCUGCUUUCUUCACAUCCAACCUGGAAAACUGCUUUCAAGUGAAGGAUGACUGUUGGAGAAUUUCUUUGUACCACCCCAAACAAAGUUAUCCAUGUGACAAGCAAGAACCCCUAUCACAUUACAGGAGUCAUCCAGCCAAUAGAACACUGCUGGAUCAAAUUUUUACACAGUGGCUCCCAACAUCAGCAUGGUGUCUUUUACUCGGUUAUACCAUUACAGGGAAUGGCUAGGUCAUAAACACACUUUUUUAAACUUUUAUAGAUAGCCCUGCAUUUUGGCUUUGUGGGGAGGCCUGAUGUACACAUUUCAAGUUUAUUCUUUGCCCUGUAGAAAGGCUGAUUUAGCUUCCAUAGAGUUCACCUGCCACUCAUUUUGGCAUUUUACAGCCAUUAUUAUUUUCAGGAACUCUGAGGCAUAGGUAGGUGAGUCUUUUUGGAACUCCUCAAUAUUCUUCUCUUCGAAGCCCCUUGCAACUUACCUAUUUUUGGGUACAACACCAACAGAGGUUUCCUUGAGUGUGCACACCCACCUUGUAGAGAUGCAGUUCUGGCCUUUAUCCCUCACCUCUUCAAACACCUCAUUCUUUUCCCAGUUGUUGAGUUCAGUGGGUUUGGCAGCCAUAAACACAUCAUCAUUUACUGGAAGUAUUUCAUCUUUUUGGUUAUCAAUGCACAGUUUUGCUUGCUCAGUUGUAACAGCCUGAAGAUCACUCACUUGUUUCAAGUUAACUUAUCUUGGAGUUCCAGCAUUUUUCUCAGGAUCUGUGUAUUGAAGAUUGUACAAGUCUUUGUGUGUUCCUGUUGCUUUUCCUGCUCUGCUGAGGAUUUUUCCUGUGUGCACUAGACCACUAUCAUUGUCUAUAAAAGUCACUACUUGUCUUGCUGUUAUCUUUGGGCUUGCAGGUGUUUUCUCUGGAAUUGUUGGUACUGUAUCAGAACAUCCAUGCGGGUCCUCUCAUGGCUGUUCUGUUAUCUGGGAGAAUUCACUGCUUUCACCCAGCUCAGGACCGACUGCGGCCGCGAUCAGUGGGAAAGCUGAGCAUGUUGGGCUACCCACGGUGCUCCCCACCGCCCCUGGACCACCAUGCAACCGGCGCGCACCUAGGACCGGUGUGCCCCCUCCAUGCUUGUGGUAGGGACCUCCAUGGUCCAACACAUGAAUGUGCAUGGCGACCGGACCUUCUUCCUCCCAGGUGCCACCAUCAAGGAAGUGGAAUCCUCCACCCUGCGGCUUAGCGAAGAACAUAGCUCGGCCACCACGCUGGUGCUUCAAGCUGGCACCAACGAGCUCUAAAACAACAGUCUGAGGUCCUCAGACAGGAUUUUACAUCGCCCGUGGACCGCCUGCUAAACACAGGGAAACGUGAAGUAAUCUCCGGCCCUCUACCGUCAUGGGGACGUCAUUAGCAGCCGCAUUCGUCAGCUGCACUUGUGGCUGAAGGAGUAUCCCAUUUCUUGACAAUUUUACAGCGUUUUUAAACAGGCCGUACCUCUUUAAGAGAGACGGUCAUGGCUUUUAUCAGUUAACAUGGACCUUACCCUCUGCUCCUGUACUGCAGCCACCUCCUGACAAACUGUAAACACAUGCACACACACACGCCCCCCACGCCCCACCCCCCCGCGCUCCCUCACACCUCACACACCUCAACACCAACACCCCCACCACUGUCAAUAUAAAAACAGGACACUUACACCAUCAAAAACAUUAAUUAAUACAUACAACCGAAACUAAGGACUAUAUCUAGACCCCUCCCCCACAAGUGUUUUUAACAUCCCCCUUUUACGGAAUGAUGAGCGCAUGUUCGGCAAUGACAUUAAACUAGCUGUGCUGAACGUGCACUCUCUUUUAAACAAAUCUUUUAUCAUAAAUGAUUUAAUUUUAGAAAAACAGCUCGACUGUAUCCUUCUUAAGGGGUGUUCAGACCAAACGCGACCACGUCAGGUCGCGUGGCGCCCUGGUGUGUUCACAGCAGGUCCAAAGCUGCAGUCGCAGGUCGCGGCUGGUCACCGCUGACCCGCUUCUCCCACCUUUCUUCUCCCUCCUUUUCUCCCUCAUAUAUACAUCCCGCAGCCCCUUCCAGCGCUUGCGGCACACACACACACGUUAAAACAUGUAGCCUAGCAAGCAGGGGAAGUUUGCAAUGUUUUCAGAAAAUAGUCUGGUCACUGAAAUAAAUAAACAAACUUACCAGAAAGCCCGACAUCAUGGGCCACCUUCGCCCAGGCUUCCUCCUUGGAGAUGCGGUCCCGGUAGAACGCGCACCCCAUGUCAUAAAGGACCGGGUGAUAACUCACGGCAGUGAUAAGCUGCUCCUCCACUGUGAUUUUUCUUCUCCUCCUCCUUGCUUCGUGGGUGUGUUGACGUCAGCAGAGCCCUGAUUGGUUGUCUCGGCACGGAGUCGCGGAAAGUCACUCCCAAAGUUCAAAUAUUUGAACUUUGGGAGCGACGCGAUUUGGCGUCCUGCGAUCUCGGGCAACGCGAUGUUGGCGUUGGGUCAGUUGCGUUUGUUUAUAGUGUUUGAAUUUGGCGAACUGUACACUGCAGCGCUACUAUAAAGCAGAAACUUUCUAUCAUGCUGUCAAUCAAUCAAUCAAUCAAUCAAUCAAUCAAUCAAUCAAUCAAUCAAUCAAUCAAUCAAUCAAUCUUUAUUUGUAUAACACUUUUCAUACAAAACAAUGUAGCACAAAGUGCUUUACACAGAAAAAUAAAAGAAACAAAGAAUACGCGACUCUACCCCACUUUGUCCCAGUCCCCUCAUCCUCACCCUGCAAUCCAAGCACAACAGAAACAAGCAUUAAAAAGCAUUAACUUGAAAAGAGCUUGAUUAAGAAAAAACAGGAAUAUGUGCAACCUGCGUGAAGCUGGCCCCCCGCCAGGGAAAUAGUCUGCUUUGUUUGUGCUCCUUUUGUGCUGGUUUGUGCCGUAAAAAUUUUCAUUUGUGCUGCUACAGUUUUUAUGUUGUUAUAUAUUGUUUUAUAGGUCAUCCAGAGGUCACCCAGCCUCCCAUCGUUCCAAAUGGACCUGAAAUGGUGCCUUUCGUUUGUGCUUCAUUUGUACUAUUUUUUGCAGUAAAAAUUUUCAUUUGUGCUGCUGUGGUUUUUAAGGUAUUACACACUUUUAUUUUCAGCAAUGACAUUCCCAAGCCCCCCAUUUGCUCCGAAUCGACCCGAAAAGGUAUCAUUCGUUUGUGCUUCGUUUGUUCCACUGUUGUGUCGAGAAACGCACACACACACACAAAAUUUAUGCACCUUGCAGAAAUGCGCACCACAUAUAGUUGACUGGUCCACAGUAAUAUACAGUUUAAAACCCAUACAAUUCUUAUUUGUGGGGCUAAACAAUGAUCAGUAAUGAUCCAAAAGUGAAGUAUAUAUCUUUUGUGUCAUUUAUGUUGAAUAGACUUUGAGAUCAGACGUUUUAUUAACCAAAAUGUUUCACUUGUGUGACUUUAUUUCAAUGCGUAUAAUGCAAACCCCAUGAUGAUGAUGAUGAUGAUGAUGAUGAUGAGAAAUUUAAUUGUGUUUCUCAGGUGUUCUGUAGCAAUCAAGCCCAAGAUAUUUAGCAAAUAUCAUCACCGAGAGGUAAACAAGAAUCAAAGAGUUUUAUUGUUAAGUUGUAGUGUAGUUGGCAGACGCUUAAUACUAACCUUAUAUCAGCUGUUUUUCUGUUUGCCGAAAUAUGCAUCCACCCAUUAAUUAGCUGUCAAUAUAAUUAAAUAUUAAUAUCAAUAUACAAUAACAAGUCAUAUGUUUUUCAAUAUUACACAAGGAAAGUCCCAAAGAAUCAAAAUAAUAACUUUAUGGGUGGAUGCAUUUCUCAGCAAUACUAAUGUCUGCCAAACAUGAAUCCAAUAGAGCCAUAAAUCCCAAUAAAAUUAUAGAGGUUAGCUAAAAGAAUUUCGAGAUCGACUGUAUCAAAAGUAGGGGUGUAACGAUACAACCAACUCCUGACUCGAUAAGAUUUCUGAUUCUGGGUUGACGAUGCGAUUUGAAUCAUCACACAUUUGUAAUGAUUUUUAACUGUCUCGGGAUGCAUUUUUACAUCCCUAAUCAAAAGCUGCACUCAGGUCCUGUAAAACCAAGACUGAUGGUAGCUUUUCAUCUACAGUUGAAACCAGAAGUUUACAUAAACUAUAUAAAAAGGCACAUAACCUUUUUCCUUACUGUCUAACAUUCAAUCAGAUUAAACUUUUCCUGUUUUUGGUCAAUUAGGAUUACCAAAAUUAUUUUUAUAUGCUAAAUGCCAAAAUAAUGAGACAGAGAAUUUUUUAGACAAUUUUUUCUUAUUUUCUUGAGAGUCAAAAGUUUAUAAACUUUUCAUCAGUAUUUGGUAGCUGCCUUUUAAUUGUAUGACUUGGGUCAAAUACUUUGGAUAUUCUUCCACAAGGUUUUCACAAUAGUUUGUAUGAAUUUUGGCCCAUUUCUCCUGACAGAACUGGUGUGACUGAGUCAAGUUUGUCGGCCGCCUUGCUUGCACAUGACUUUCAGCUCUGCCCAUAGAUUUUCAAUAGGAUUGAGAUCAGGACUUUGUGAUGGCCUCUCCAAAACACUGACUUUGUUAUCCUUAUGCCACUUUGUAACCAGUUUGGCAGUAUGCUUUGGAUCACUGUCCAUUUGGAAAACCCAUUUGUGCCCAAGCUUUAACUUCCUGGCUGAUGUCUUGAGAUGUUGUGUCAGUAUUUCCACAUAAUGAUCUUCCCUCAUGAUGCCAUUUAUUUUGUGAAGUAUACCAGAUGAUUGUAAGGUAUUGAUUCAUCCAAAUUGCUUCUCUUAGGAGGAGGUUUAAUAACAGAAGUUUUAAAAGCAGAAUGGAAUACACCUGUCUGAAAAGAACAAUUUAAAAUGUUAAGAAAACCUUGUUCAAAAAAGUCAUAAAAGCUUUUAAAAAGGGAUGUCCUCUUCUUCACACCCACACAUCGGCAUGUGUUUGAUGGGAAUGUUUUUUUGAAGGAUUACAGAGACGUUCAGGUUGAUGAAAUGUUUGGGGACAGAAAAAUUCUGGUGUAGGAGUUCUUUGAUGUGUUUAUUUACUCUGGAGAUGAGGACUUGUUACCAUCAUAACCAAUAACCUGCUCAGCUCACACUGUUGUGUCCAUAUGUGGCUUCAGCCCUUAAUGUUGUGGGUUGGACUGUGGGUGUGUGCAGGGUUUAGGUGUGUCAAGGACAGAUUGGGAAAUGUCUGCACAGAGUCAGGAUUCCUGCCGAACCUGCCAUUAGUAGCAGAAAUCCUGAAUACAGGUCUGACCCCUCUCACGUCUGCUGGAGUCACUGCUGAGUGUUUUUGAUGCCAGCUGAAGCUCUUCUGUUGUGUAUGUCUUCAGUGUGUCUUUGACUUGACGAGAUGAGCUGGGUUCAAACUUGAGGACUUUUUUUCUCCUCCACAUGCUUUAGCACUUAAAACAAGAAAUAGACCGGUUAACCAGUCAGACAGAGAUAUUAGCCGUGCUCUGAAAUCUGGAGAAAAACCCAUUUUCAACAUGUAGAUAGCUAUCUAUGUGAUGUAUGAACGUCAUAAGAGUAAUGUAUUAUACAUCACUGUUGUUUUUUAAUUUGAGCAUAAUAUCUCACUUUUUGUUUUCUUAAAUAGAUGGUGAUGGUAAAGAUUGAGAUCCAAAAGUUCCUUGUGGUACUAUUUUCCUGAUUAUUACCCUAGCUAUUAUCCAUCUCAUUUUGUAUUUAUUAGAGUCCAGCACUUUUUAAAAACUGAAAGCAUUGAUAUAUCAGCUCCAUCGGCCACCAUGCUCUCUGGGUGUCUGGAUCAAACUAUGAGCAGUCAGACUGUGUAGGUUUGGUAAAGAAUAAAGGAAAGUGAGUGUCUUUAUUAAAAUAAUUAGAUAUUCUGAUUAUCUGACAAUGAUUUACCAGGGGACCAGUAUACAACCUUUUACCUCAGCCACAAGGAAAGAUCCUACUGGAGUACAGCAUCUUUUCAUUUGUGCUCUUUAAAGUGACAGUCAGACUUAACACACCCACAUCUGUCUUCAUCUGCAUCCUGCCUGCACUUAAGUACCAGGGCUUGCUGGCAGAGUUUUUGUUUCCCUCCUGAUGGAAGGUGUUGAUUUGGAUAAUGUCGUAUGAUGUCAGAGCAUCUACCACCUGCUAACCAGCAGUUUGGUAGUCUCAGUUUUUCAGGAACAAACAGCAAAGUUUCACAGGAGAAUACUCAGAUUCAGACUCAUGGCCCUGAAACCCAAACAUGAACCGUGUGAUGUGUUCAGAGAGACUUUCAUCUCUGCUAAAAUUACCACCAGCUUUUUCUCCCUCUGCUAGGAGCGCCUGUCGCUGCUUCAGAAGAUCGCUGAGGAGCACCAGACCUACCAAGGCUGCGUUCAGAGGUUCCAGUCAUGGCUGCUGUCAAAGACCAAGGAGCUGACUGAUCUAAUGGAGAGGGAGGAUACAGCUGAGAACAAGCUCCAAGCCCUGCAAGUAAGAACCAGGACAAGGACACAGCUCCAAAACUUUGUUGUAUUCAGAAGUGCAAACAGGAGGAAAUCUGCUUGGAGUUAACUCUGUCUGCUCCUGAAGUGAUAGACUUAGACUGUGAAAGUGCUGACUGAGGAAAAAAUUAACAAUCUCACCCUUACUACGAAGUGUUAACUAUCUUACCCUGACCAAAAAGAGUUAAUUAUCUCAAACUGACUGUAAAGAGUUAACUAUCUAACCCUGCUAAUAAAGAGUUAACUAUCUCACCCUGAUAAAAAAUUAGUGCUGUAAAUCGAUAAAAUUUUUUAAUCAGUUUAAUCACAGCGUUGCUGUGGAUUAAUUUCGAUUCAUCACGAUUCAAUAUCAUUUAUUUUUUAUCUAUCUUCAGGGCUCGACAGUGCGACCAUUUCACUCACAUUUGCAACUAAAAAUAGAUGUGUGCGAAUUGUAAAAUGUAUUUAGGGGCACAUAUGCGCAUAAAAAAAAUCUGCCAAGUCAACGAAUAUUUUUUCAUGUAAAUACUACGGCGAAGUUAGUUUUAGGUUGGAUAUUCAACAGACAUGCACAGCUGAUCUACCGGUGUCUUCUCACUCUCCAUAACCGGGAAUGUCAAGAGCAGCACGGUUAAAACUAUACUGCGGUGAAGUUAGUUUUAGGUUGGAUAUCCAACGGACAUUCACUGUGGACCUACCGGUGUCUUCUCACUCUUCAUAACUGGGAAUAGCAGAAAUAUUGAAAUAUUGAAUUUCCCUUCGGGGAUUAAUCAAGUUAUUCUGGUUCAUAUUCUAAUCAACAGCAGUGCAGUUAAAUCUACACUGCACUCUCGCUGUCAGCGUCGGGUGUUGAAUAAGGGACCAUCAAUAAAUUACCUGUUGAUGUUCUCAAAAAAGUCUGUUUUCCUUCAAUAACUUCUAUUACAUGUGACCAAUUAACCUAAAAUUGAUUUCAAAUAAUAGUACUUAUGUCAACCAAUAAGACACACGUUAUGUGAUCAAUUGUUAUUGUGCCCCUAAAGUUCUUUGUGUGCUCCUUACUUUUUCAAUUUAGGAGCACAUGUGCUCCUUCUGAAAAAAGUUAGUGUCAAGCUUUGAUAUUAAAGGUGGGGUAGGCAGGAUCUGAGUAAGUAUCUUUUUUUGUGUGUGUUCCUCCUCUGCUACUGCUCCCACGUCUCACAGCAGAGGUUACAAAACACAUACCUGCUAAUUGGAGAAACAAGGUCAGAGAAGUUAGAAAACACUCAUGAGUACUUUCUCAUGUGCUGUGUAACAAGAGGUUAAAGCAGUUCAUAGUUGUAGGAAACUUUUCCAUUUGGAAUCUGAGUAAGACUAUUGAUAAUUUCUAUAUACAUUUAUACACAUUAUUCUGACACUCACCCUGCCAAUAAAGAGUUAAAUAUCUUACGCUGACUAUAAAGAGUUCACUAUAUCACCCUGACUAUAAAGAGUUAACUACAUCACUGGUACCAUAAAGAUUUUACUUAAUCACUGUGACCACAACAGUUAACUGUUUUAGAGUGACCAAAAAGAGUAACAUAUCUCAUCCUGAUAAUAAAAAGUUGACAAUCUCACAGAAACUUUAAAGAGUUAACUAAACCACCUUGACUAUAAAAAGUGAACUCGCUUGCCCUGACUUUAAAGAGUAAACUGUCUCAUCCUGACUAUAUAGAGUGAACUCACUCACCCUGACUGAUAAUAAAGAGUUAACUAUCUUACCCUUACCAUGUGUGCUCAGGUGUUUCAUUGUGACAGGAAGUGGGGUCAAAAGUGUCACUGUUCAUUGUUCAUCUGUUACAGUACAGCCUUGGUCAGCGCCCUUACCUGUUGCCUCUCCUUCCUUUGUUUCAGGCCCUGGAUGACGGCGUGGCGGGUGAGGAGAAAACCCUGCAUCACAUCGAGGGCCUGGCUGAAAGUGUGAGAGGGAACACUUCCCCUGCAGGGGCGGAGGUGGUGUUGGAGGAGGCGGAGGAGCUGAGGCUGGGCUGGCAGAGGCUGAGGCAGGGUCUAUAUGAGGCAGAGGAUGGCCUGCGCUCCAGUUUGGACUCCCACAGCCAGUACCUCACUCGCUGCCAGCGUCUUGGGGAGGACAUUGGUCGGCUUAGGGGGCUGUUGCAGGGACUAGACCAGGAGCUGGAGGAGGGCCGGGAGCCCGGAGAUUGCUCAGACCACACAGAGGAGCAGAUGGUGGGCCAGUGGAGGAAGUACACGGUGGGUUUUUCUUCUUUUUGUAGACUGGGGGAAAUGGGAGAAAGAACAUUCAAAAUCACACAGUUCUAAUUAAGAACAAAAAUCUAAAACUCAAGUGAAUGUAGAUAUUGUUUAUUUGCAGACUUGAACACUGGUGCCUUAAUAUAAACAUGUGUGUUUAUACCUGAGAGCCUUACUGAAGACAUAACUUUAUAUGGAAACAGCAGCUCUUGACAGAUCAAACUUGAACUUCUAUGCACUAAAAAAAAUGCCCGGAGGUCCUGAAAGACUGAGAAUGCUGUUAAGAACAAAAACAGGAACUAAGGCUGGCAUGUCUUAUUAGAUCAGUACAUUCCAUAAAUUUAGAACCAGUUACAAGCUAGAGCUGUUCUGGUUAUCCGAGCCUGCUAUUCUUGCAUUGAUUUAAUUUCAUUACUUUUUGGACCCAAACUGUUCUGGGCUGUAAACAUGUUUAUUUCUGCUGUGAUGUUUUUUACAUGGGGUUCUAUGGGGACAGACUUACUAGUGGACAGGAGAAGAUCUGCUGGUUUAGCACUCUUUGAUGGGGUUGAUGAGAAAAGACCAGAAGGUUUUUUUACUGUUCGUUUUAUUGAGGUUUGAGUAUUGCUCUAUGCAGACUGACACUGUGCUGACAGUGUCAGUCAGGAUCUAAAAGGUUUGUUUUGUUGCUUUCCCUUCCACCUGUCCAGGUGCAUUUAGACUGAAGUAAAGCAGCUUCCCUUAAAAGAAUCAAAUCAAAGCUCAGGCUCUGCUUGUUGUCUUUGCUCUGAUUUGUCCUGGUGUUUUUAGGUUUAUAAAGACCAUUUUUCAUCUUAAAGCAGAGCUCUGACUACACACUAAAUCAUUACUGGAGGCAGCCUCUCUACUCUCUCUGUGAAUCAACAUCACCUAUGACAUGAACAUGAUGUGAAGCUGCUGCAGGUCCUCACACAGAUACUGUGAUGUUCCUGGUGUCAGUGUGAUGGUCAACGUGUGGGUUUAGACAGAGCUCUGAUCUGCCUAGACAUGUUUGGAUUGAUAAUAAACUCAGAGAAUGUCAUUCUACACUGUGUGCACAAUUAUUAGGCAAGUUGUAUUUUUGAGGAUAAAUUUUAUUUUUGAACUACAGUGCUCUUGGUCAAUCCAAAAUGUUAAUAAACCUCAAACUUUAAUAUUUAAGGGAGUAAAAGUAAGAUUUUGACUUCCUUAGGAGAAUAUCUAUGUGUGCACAAUUAUUGGGGGCAGCUAUUAGUGUGCAGAACGAUUAUGCAACUAAAUGAAAAAUGAAAAAUUUUCCAUCUCACUUGUUUAUUUUCACUUGUUAAAGUGAGAAUGAUAAACAAACAACUCAAUUUACAAAUAAAAAUUGUUGAAAUUAAAAAAAAAAAAUCAGUGACCAAUAUAGCCACCCUUCUUUUCAUUAACAGUCAUAAGCUUUCCAUUCAUGGAGUCUUUCAGUUUCUUGAUCUGUUGAUGAUCAACUUUUUGUGUUGCAGUAACCAAAGCCUUCCAGACACUGUUCCAGACACUGUUCAGAGAGGUGUACUGUCUUCCUUCAUUGUAAAUUUCCCGUUUAAGAAGGGCUCACAAGUUCUCAACAGGGUUUAGGUCAGGUGAAGAAGGAGGCCACGUCAUUAUUCUUUCGUUUUUUAAGGCCUUUACUGGCGAGCCACAUAGUGGAGUACUUUGUUGCAUGCAAUGGAGCAUUGUGCUGCAUAAAAAUCAUGGUUUUCUUGAAAGAUGCAGACUUUUGCCUGUACCACUGCUUGAAGAAAGUGUCUUCUCAAAACUGGCAUUGGAUUUGGGAGUUGAUUUUAAGUCCAUCUUUAACCCAAAAGGUCCAGCUAGCUCAUCUUUAAUAAUACCAGCCCAUACCAGUACCUCGCCUCCACCUUGCUGGUGUCUGAUUCGAAGUGGAGCUCUGUGCCCAUUACUGAUCCAGCCACGGGUCCAUCCAUCUGGUCCGUCAAGAGUCACUCUCAUCCCAUCAGUCCAUAAAACCUUUGAAAAAUCUCUCUUCAGAUAUUUCUUGGCCCAGUCUUGACGUUUUAACUUGUGUCUUGUUCAGUGUUGGUCAGGUUUCAGCCUUUCUUACCUUGGCUAUGUCUCUGAGCACUGAACACCUUGUACUUCUGGGCACACCAGGUAGGUUGCAGUUCUGGAAUAUGACAGCACCGGAGGACAAGCGGUUCCUGGUAGCUUUAUGUUUGAGUCUUCUCAAAUCUUUGGCAGUUAAUUUGCGUCUUUUUUUCUUAACACAUUUCUUGCGACCCUGUUGACUAUUUGCAUCAAAAUGUUUGCUGAUUCUUCAAUUUCAAGAGUGCUGCAUCCCUCUGAAAGACUUUUUACAUUUUUUGACUUUUCAAAGUCAUUUAAAUCUCUUUUUUGGCCCAUUUUACCUGAGGAAAAGAAGCUGCCUAAUAAUUAUGCACACCUUGAUAUAGGGUUUUGAUCUCCUUAGGCCCCAGCCUCCCUCAUUACACUAAUACACAUUACCUGAUAUGCUUAUAUCCAAUAAGCAUUCAAGUUUAUACAGCUUGGAGUUGGAAAAAAUAUGCAUAAAAAUGAUGAUAUGAUCAAAAUACUCACUUGCCUAAUAAUUGUGCACACAGUGUAGGCCUUUGUUUCUAUAACCCUCGCUCCACUGUCCACCACCUGUGUGUUUAUACUCUGCUCAUUUCUUCACUCUGACUCCAUUGUGGAGUCACUGUAAUGGAGAUGAUUUUGUCCUCAUGUGCUGACAUGCAGACUCACAUACCUGUCCCCUGCUCAGUGGGAACAGCCCUGUCAGAGGGGCUCCCUUGGUACUCUAAGGUUCUGGAUGCCUCACAAAGGAGCAGCCAUAGGCAGAGUAUUUUCUCUAUCUGAGCAGGUUUAUCCUCCCCCUCCCCCUCCUCCUCCUACCCCUUCUCCUCUGCCUCUGGAUGGAGAUAAAAAGCAUCUCUGUGAGGAGGAAGGUGGGAAUAAAAAUGCACAAAUUGCUUUUAUUACACAGUAGGUUGUGUCAUUUUUAUGUAUGAAACAUAAGCUUUUAGCUAAACGUAUUGUAUAUAUUUCAUUGUGCUGGGUGCAAAUCACUUGAGUUGAGAUGUUUUCCUUUAAGAAAUUUGCUACAUUUCAUAAUCUGAAUUCACUUAUGCGUAUACUAAGGCACCAAUAACUGUUUCAGAUGUUAGGUAGAUGUAUUUAUGACAUUUGAGAAAGAUUUUGUCUUGCCAGAAUCAACAUAGCAGUUUCUACAAGCAAAAACAACAGCACCAUAUAAUUGUUUUUUGUGUUACUCACAUAUAUGUACAUUUCUGGCUGGUGACAAAAGUCUGACGGAUAGUCUGAGUAGAUAUUUUAACCCAAAGUCCAGAAUGGUGUUGUCUAUGCAAAAAUGCAUUGAACAAGUAGCACUAGUGUAGUUGAACGAAAUUCACUUUUGAGGCACUUUUUCCUUUGUCCCAAUACAGCCUAUGACCUCGAGCGAAGUUUCUUUCGCAGAGUUUCAGAUGCCGUGGACGUGGAUGCAUCGGCGAUGCUGCCUGAAGGGUUUGACUGACCCGCGGCUGCAUCACGUUCUUGUUUCUCAAACGCCUUUUGCAAAUAAAUCGCUGGUAGCAUGUCAUGUGAAACCCAGCGUCAUCAGGAACAUUGUCAAAGUCGAUAUCAAGGCAAUGUUUAUAAGUUUCUGCAAGGUCCUUUGUCUCACCCUGUAGAGAAAGCCACUUCCUAAUACUAGUUCUGUAAGUUUCCCAACGUGUCCUUGUAAAGUCGAGAACGUCUUCACUCUGGACAGAUGAUAGAUGCAAAUAGCAUCGUUUCGUUCCUUUUUUAUACACUUUUGAAGGCUGAUUUCUUAUUUUCCUUUCCUUUUCUUUUCUUCCUCUUCGCUUGUCUUGCUGCUCGAUGCGCUCACAGCCAUGUUUGUGUAUUUCUGAUACUAUGGCAAAGAGACUCGGCUCCUAUUGGUCCACGUGACAAAAAUCGCUUCACCCCUCUGCAUAUUCGAUUGCGCGUGUGCAAGUAUCGCUACGCCGCAGAAAGGAAAUAGUUCGACACCAAAACACUGAUUACUAAAAAUCGACCGGAUGGCAUGAGUAGAUAUUUUUUUUUAGUACUUACUAUCAAUAGAGCUAUUUUAUGAAACACAGUUUAUGUUGCCCCACCGAAGUGGAACGAGAUUCACUUUCUAAGCACUUUUUCCUCUUUCCCAAUACAGCCUAUUGGGAUUUAAUGCUAGAAAGCUGAAACUGCAGCCACUGUUAUCCAUAAUAGUCGACUUUAAAGCCGAUGUACACAUUUUUUUAAGGAGGCAUAGUUCGGCAACAGUACCCCCUCAAACGUGAGAAGGGCUUUUUGCAACACCUACAAAUGGGCUCCUACAAAGCAAACUAUUUACAGUUUUGAUGUUAUUUCUCCUCUAGUCUGUAAGAGAGACUUUGAGGAAGAUCAUAUUAAAAAAUAGUGUGAAGGUCAAAGGGUGUGGCCAUGGCGCCCCUUAAAACUUUGUUGUUUUUCCACCAUAACCAGCAACGCUCAAAGGAAGUCACAAGUAACCAGCCAUCGCAAAUGUGCUGCUGCUAUGGAGCGCUUUUCACUGAGUGGCAGUCUGCCGGGGAGGCAGUCCACAGGAGUGGUGAUGCGAAACUGCUUGGGCCUAUCAGUGCCCCUUAGGUGCCAGUUCUUUUUUAGGUGUUCUCCUUUUGGAGUUUUUGGGAGACGUUUUCAUUAGCAGGUUGACUUACUAGAAUUCAGAACUAGCUCUGACAACCCAGACCUUUUUUUCUUUACUAGAGUCUUUCUGAUUUAUUAUGGGUAUACACUCUAUUUUGGUUAUCUUGAUCCCCUUAAUAUUACUGAUGACACAAGUGUAAAUGGCAUUUUGGGUGUCUAUCCCUUUAAUCAUAUUUAUUCUCUGUCAAUUAGCUUGUGUUAAUUAGUUUUUUGUCAAUUGAGCUCUGAUGUCAUGACAAAGGUGCCUUCAGGUGUAAGGCCACCUCUUAUUUAACAUGUUUUGCCUGAUGAAGGUCUAGUACUGAGACGUUGCUGAUAAAUGUUAUCUUUCUCUGUAAGUUGGACAGUAUGCAUGUGUUUCCCUUUAAAUGAAUUGCUGGAUGCCUUUCUCUCCGAUGCGUCUGUCUUGAAUAAAAGAUGCGCAAAGUUAUCUCUCUAAUGUCAAACAAAAGCUUUAAAUAUGAGUUUUUAAAUAAAUUGAAGCAAGAAAGUUAAAGUUGAAAAGUUGUUCAAGAGUAAAUUCACAUAAAAGUCAAAGAUUAGAUUUCUCUGAUUCUGCACACCUUAUCUCCUCAGCUUGACCUCCUUCAGGUUUAAGCCUCAACUCUGGAAUCACCAGCGGGAUAUCACCUGAGGAUCUCAGACAGCGGGACAGUUCAUAUGGAGUCAGCAUUUCUAUAAUAUAACUCAGGGCAAGACCCAGACAAGCUUUAAAAGUGAUCAGUAAUAUCUUCAAUUAAAUUCAGAGAGCCAGCGGAGUGAGGCAAGGAGAGGAAUGAUGUGAUGGCUUUGGUUCAAACCAGUAAGAAGCCAAGCUGCUGUGUUCUGGAGAAGAUGGAGGUAUGAGAGAGAGUUGUGGGUAAUACCAGAGAGAGGAGGGAGUGACAGGCGUCAACCGAGAGAUGAGGAAAGCAUGGAAGACUUUUUCCAGGUUUACUUAAGACAGAAGUGAUUUGAUCCUGAAGAUGGAUCAUGAUUGGACUGUUUUUAUGAUGUAAUGAUGAAAGGUUAAUUCUGAAUCAAAAAUUACACAGAAAUUUCUUGUAAUAUAUGUGACGUUUGAAAAAAAAAAUGGGCCAAGGGAGUCUAUCCGUAGUUGAGGAGUCUGAUUUCUGAUUUCGAGUUAUUCAGCCAAAGGGGACUUUGAGCAAUCCAACAUUUAAUAUUGCUGACACAGUGGGACCCCAAACAGUGAAUAAGAAUAAGAAUAAGUUUAUUUUAUCCCCGAAGGGAAAUUCAAUUGUCUGUAGUCUCAGUUGUCAUGUGUCAAAAAGUUAUCUACUAUUUACAGAAGAGUUGUAAAAUCUGAUGGCUGUGGGCACAAAAGAUCUUCUGAAUCUUUCUGUCCUGCAUCGAAGAGAGAGGAGCCGUCCACCACCUUGGUCUUGAAUCACCAAGUCUCAGCAGUAGGUAUAUCUCUGUGUCAUCUGCAUAGCAAUGGAAAGAUACCUUGUGAUGAUGAAUGAUGUUACAAAGUGGGAGCAAAUAAAUAGAGAAUCAAAGUGGACCCAAGAUUGAACUUUAUGGCACACCACAGGUAAUAUUAGAGAAGAAGGAGGCAGAGUGGUUUCCUGUCUAAAGGUUAGGAGUGAAACAGCUCAGAGCAGCACCUUGGAAUAAACAUUCACUCUGACAAACAUCUCUGGUUGAUCUUCUGGAUUCUUAUUGAAGCAGGGUGCUGUAGAAGAAGCUGACUUCUUCUCUGAUGUUGCUUCAUGAUGAAUCUUGUCCACAGAAACCUUGUUGAAGAGGGUUAUUAUAAUUAUUCUCUGUACUUUUGCACCAUGGGCUGGAUGAAAACAUCUUUUUGAUUGUUUGAUGUUGUCAUGUUAUGUUGUCACUUCCUGUGUCAGACAUCUAGCUGUAAUAAAAGGUGUGUGUGUGUGUGUGUGUGUGUGUGUGUGUGUGUGUGUCAUUGAGCUGCAGUCUGAAAACUCUGAAAGGUCUGAGCUCAGGCUGAGUUUGGUCUGACUUUAAUCAGCAGGUAUCUGUUCCGUGUAACGCACUUACACUUAGAGUAAAGAUGCUCUUCACUGUGUGUCUCAGCUGUCAGAUCAGUGCAUGGGGUUUUUCCAUCAGAGUGUAACAGCAGCUGCAGCUGACAGAGGUAAUCAUAGAUGUGCAUCAUGUAGCCUCACCUAUUAAUAUCUGCUCUCUCCAAUUCAAAGUAAUGUCAGAGAUUCUCAGUCUUAUCUGCAGCUCAGUCUGAGCUUAGUCUUUACAGGACUGAGCUGUUUCUCCUGCUGCUUUAACAAACAACAGAUAUGAGCUGCUGGAGGAAUAAAGAGAGUGAAAGAGGGUCAACUGAUGGAGGAGUAACAGCUACAGAGAGAUACAAACAGAAUAGAGUGAAAUCAGACCUCAGGGCUUACAGGGGGAAACUUCACAUUUAAUAACUCUGGAGGAAACUCACACUCUUCUGUUUUUUUCUGUUGUGCUAAUGUUAUUUCUCUAUGUGAUGCAGGGAGUGAGGAAUGCUCUGGCAGGUGAGGAGUCUCAGGUGGAGCUUCUCAAAGCCCAGCUGAAGGAGCUUUUCAGGUUCUCAGAGGACUCUCGACACCUGUCUGAUGAUGUCCUGGCUGUGGUCAAAGAACAUCAGAGGUAUGUGACAAAGACCUGGCAGCAUUUAAAACCAUGAAACUUAAAGUAUGGUCUGAUUGGAUUGGAUUGGAUUGGAUUGGAUUAGAUUGGAUUGGAUGUAGGGCCAUGGGGCAAACAAACCAAGGCACUGGCCUUUUCAAAAUUUCCCAGAGAGAGUUUUCUAGUAUUUGUUAUAUUAUCCUUUCUUCCAUCCUCUAACACUUAUUCAGAGUCGGGUCACGGGGGCAGCAGCCCUAGCAAGAAAGCCCAUACUUCCCUCUUCGUGGCCACUUUGUCCAGCUCAUCCGUAGAGAUCCCAAGGCGUUCCCAGGCCAGCUACAUAAUGGCGGUGGACGGCUCCUCUCUCUUUGCUGCAGGACAGAAAGUUUUAGAGGAUUUUUUGUAUCCACAGCCAUCAGACUUUAUUACUCUUGUGUAAAUAGUAGAUAACUUUUAGAGACAUGUCUAGUGAGAUAACAGACAAUUGAAUUGCCCUUUGGGGAUUAAUUAAGUUCUUCUUCUUCUUAUGUUUAGGAGAAUACUAAGAUGAGAAGACGAUAGGAAAGAGGUGUAAAAUACGGUAAUUUUUUACACCGUGAAAAACUACCGUAUACUUGACAGAUAUGGUUCAUGCAGACUGUCAGGAUGUGUGUUUAUGCAAAAAUUUUGGACGUGUGUCUGCAUAGGGGUAAGGGUAACACUUAUUAUUGCUGUAUGUCCAGAGGGGUAUAUAGGGGUAAAUAUUGACAGCAUCUUCAAGUAUUGUUUUAAAUUAUUAUAUAGGGGUAAACGACGAAUAAAUUGGGGAGUCUGUUGACUCCGUUGUAUGUAUAGCCUUGUUAGCUCGAGGCUAUUGACUGUAUCGUAAUAAAGUCCCCCCCCCCUCUUUGUCUCAAUAACAUCACUGAAUCUCUGCAGCUCUCCCUCCGUGUGUGUGUGUGUGUGUGUGUGUGUGUGUGUGUGUGUGUGUGUGUGUGUGUGUGUGUGUGUGUGUGUGUGUGUGUGUGUGUGUUCAUCGGUAAAAAAAAUAGACCGACAAGCAACACCGUCAAUCUUUUUCUAAUUUAUUGAAAUUUACUUUAUUUUGAAAAUUGACCGGAUUCUCUCGCAUCUCCUUCCUGACUUCCUGUCUGGUCCGAUCUGCUCUGUUGAGCUUUACAUCGGCGCGCGCGGCUCGCGCCAAAAAUAGAGAGAAGCGGAGCAGCCGCGCUCCAGAGCGCGAGCCGUUCCGCGCGCGGAAGCGCCGCGCGCGUGCUGUGUGAACAGUCUCAUAGGUUAACAUGGGCGCCGAUCUGAAACUCUGUGCGCGGCGCUUCCGUUCCGCGCGCGGCGCUUCCAGUGUGAACCAGACGUUAGAGAGCACAGCUUUUCUCCUCUCUCUGUCAGAGGGUUAGGUGCAUCGAUCACCGCCUCCUGAUAAACAGAGUGCUGAAAAUACAAGAUAAAAUCUGAUACAACCUGUGGAAUAAAUUGCUCGUUCUUACUUCAUGUCCAAUCAAAUCACCUCAGGUGUGUCUUUAAGGAGCUGUGGAGGAUUGGGGUUCAUCCUGUCAUUGAUUUGUUUCCAUGUGUGUGCAGGACUGCUGUCAACAGCUGAUGUCAUGAUUCAGAUAAGAGAAAGCUUGUUGUUCUCUGUAAUUUGCUCCUCUGAGUCUGCAGAGGCCUGAGAGCCCAGGCUCAAGGGGAUUGAAAUGUCAUCUCUGUUCAGUCAGAUCUGUUAUUAUCUUCCAAGCCAAGCAGUCCCUGUGCUUUAAAUUAACAACCUAGGGACAUCUAAAGAGUGAUGGCUGUAUAUAGAGGAUCUGAAAUCAUACAGCAAAAACAAAGAACAUAUUAACUGUCAGUGAAUUAUAAUCCAGGGAGGCAGAGUCUCCUCCAAGGUGGUCUGUUUGAGGUUUCUUCAUUUUAGCAUUUAGUAGAGAGAGGUUAUGUGCAUUUCAAGAACAGAAUGAAAAUAUAAUACUUACCAGUAAAAUAUGAGUAAAAUAUUUGUCUGAUAGUGUCACACUCUGCUGUGUUUCUCAUGCUGAUUCUCAUUUACCACCCUGCCACACCUCCGCAUCAGCGCUGAUUCCUCACACCUGUGAAUGUCAAACUGCAGGUCCUCACUGCUUAUUAGUCAGCCAGUAUUUAAGCCGCUCUGUGUCCCUCAUUCAGUGCCAGAUUGUCUUCCCAGCAUGCAAGACUCUCCAGCAUUAUUUCUUGGAUUGACUUCUCGAUUUCGACUCCUGCUUGCCUCCGACUACGGUCCAACAUUCACACCUGACAGUACAAUCUGGCCAGAAAUGGACCCAGCAGGCAACCCAUCACCCUUGGACAGACUGACCAGGAUUGAGAGCGUUUUGCAGCAGCAUGAGACUAUGUUGUCUUCUGCUGCCUCAGAAGCCAGACAGGCGGCCUAGGCUAAUGAGCAGACUCUCUCUGCACUAGCUACAAAAUUACAGCAAUUUACGGACUUCAUCGGCUGCUACCCAUUCCUCGCCGGCUACCCCAACUCCAGCUCCAGUUCCAGCCCUAGCUCCAGCUCCAGCUGCAGCUCCAACUGCUCCUCUGUCCAGUGAUACUCUGGAGCCCCGCGUAGGAGUCCCAAAACGUUAUGAUGGCAGUCCAGAGGCUUGUGGCCCCUUCCUGACAAAAUGUCCGUUGCUGUUUUCCCUUCAGGCCUCAGAGCAGGCAAAAGUUGCUUUCACGAUUAACCACUUAACAGGCAGAGCUUGUCUUUGGGGAACUGCUGAGUGGGAGAGACAAUCUGAAGCCUGCUCCACAUUCCAGAGUUUUGCUCAGGAACUACGCAAGGUUUUCAGCCUGGGCUUUUCCAGAUCAGAGACUGCUCGAGGGCUCAUGGGGCUGCGACAGGGGGAACGCACAGUGGCAGACUAUUCAAUUGACUUCCACACCAGAGCCAGCCUCAGCAGCUGGAAUCCUGCCGCUCUGGUGGACGCUUUUCUCGAUGGUUUGGCCGAGUAUAUUAAGGAUGAGCUUGUUUCCCAUGAUGUGCCCUCGUCACUGGGUGCAGUAAUAGAGCUUUCCAUCCAGAUUGAUCUCUGUGUACGACGAGAGAAAUGUCAGGGGUCCUCUCAUCAUCCUUCCAUCCAGUCCAGAGGGCAUGCCAGGAACUCUACACCUUCAUCAGCUCAGCUGCUGGAAGAACCUGAGCCCAUGCAAUUGGGCCGUGCUUCCCUUACUCCAGAGGAAUGGGAGUGAUGCAGGCGAUCUAACCUCUACAUGUACUGUGGUCAGGCCGGUCACUUCAAAUUCACCUGUCCAGUAAAAGCCAAGGCUCACCAGUAGUUGGGGAGAUACUGGACUGAAUGGCAUCACCAUAAAGAACCGCUACUCUUUGCCUCUCAUGUCUUCUGCCUUUGAACUGCUUCAUGGGGCCACAGUUUUUACCAAGCUUGACCUUCGUAAUGCCUACCAUCUGGUCCGCAUCAGUGAGGGAGAUGAAUGGAAGACGGCCUUCAACACUCCAUUUGGGUACUACAAGUAUCUGGUAAUGCCCUUCGGCCUCACCAAUGCCCCUGCCGUCUUCCAAGCCCUGGUCAAUGAUGUUCUUCGAGACAUGCUCAACCAUUGUGUUUUUGUAUACCUCGAUGACAUCCUGAUCUUCUUUAAGACCCUGAGUGAGCAUAUCCACCACGUCCGAGCUGUACUCCAACGUCUCCUCGAGAACUCCCUCUUCGUUAAAGUAGAGAAGUGUGAGUUCCAUGCCCCAUCGGUCUCCUUCCUGGGUUACAUUGUCAUCAAGGACAGCAUCCAGAUGGAUCCAGCAAAAGUCUCAGCUGUCACUUUCUGGCCUGUUCCAGACUCCUGCAAACAGUUGCAGCAUUUUCUGGGUUUUGCCAAUUUCUACCGCCGCUUUAUCUACAACUACAGUUCUGUUGCUGCUCCUCUCACUGCCCUAACCAGCUCUAAGGUGCCAUACCAAUGGAAUCCUGAUGCCGAUGAGGCUUACAAGAAUCUAAAGUCUAAGUUCACCUCAGCACCCAUCCUUCAAGUACCAGAUCCCAAUCAGCAAUUCGUAGCAUUCAUCAUCACGUGGUUGAGGUGGAUACCUCAGAUGUGGGGUUCGGAGCUGUCCUCUCUCAAAGAUCAGCUGCUGACCAGAAGCUCCACCCCUGUGCUUUUUUCUCAAGGCUUGUCUUCAGCAGAGAAGAAUUAUGACAUUGGCAACAGAGAAAUACUUGCAGUGAAGGAGGCCCUAGAGGAGUGGUGGCACUGGCUGGAGGGCACAAAGGAGCCAUUCUUGAUCUGGACUGACCAUAAGAACCUCAAGUACCUCCGCACAGCCAAGAGACUUAAUUCCCGUCAGGCCCGCUGCUCUCUAUUUUUUACAAGAUUCAACUUCAUCCUCUCCUACCUCCCUGGUUCUCACAACACCAAGGCAGAGGGAAGAGGGCUUUGCCGAAGCCCCUGUUACCAUCCUUCCCCCUCCUGUGUUGUUGCCACUCUGACCUGGGACAUAGAGGAGAGGGUGAGAACCGCCACCAAGGGACAGCAAUGUCCCAGCGCCUGUCCUCCCAACUGCCUCUAUGUUUCUGAAGCGCUGAGGUCAGAUGUUCUGCAGUGGGCUCACUCCUCCAAGCUUACCUGUCACCUGGGUUCCCAGCGCAUACAAGAUUUUCUACUCCAGCGCUUCUGGUGGCCCACCUUGGAGAUAGAUACCCGCAAGUACAUCAAAGCUUGUCCCACUUGUAAUCAGCAAAAGACCUCCCGUCAGGUCCCUGCAGGAUUCCUUUAGCCACUCCCAAUACCACAUCGACCCUGGUCUAAUAACUCCCUAGACUUUGUCACUGGUCUCCCUCCCUCUGAUGGUAACAUGGUCAUCCUCACUGUGGUUGACCGCUUCAGUAAAAUGGCCCGCUUCAUACCCAUCCCCAAGCUGCCAUCUGCUAAGGACACUGCCAAGCUAGUCCUAUUCCACGUCUUCCGCCAGCAUGGUCUCCCAGUACAUGUAGUGUCCGACCGGGGCCCCCAAUUCGCCUCUGUCUUCUGAAAAGUGCCAACCAGAAAUACACAGAGGAAAAAACGACAAAUACUCAACCGGAAAAAACACAUGAAAUUUAUGUUACUUUGGGAUGGACGUAACAAUUUAUGUUACGUCGACCCUAGGGGGAUACUAGGGGCAACAGAGAGUGCGACCAUUCCUUUCUCACUCCCAAAAUAACCAGCACAAAGGGAAUCGGAAACCAGGUUUUAACCUUACAAGAAAAAAAGAAUUUAAAUAAUGGUUCUUUUCAAAUUUACAAAAGCUCUCAGGGCGAAAAUAGCAAAAUAACAAAAUAACAAACAAAACACUCUUAUAAAUAAAAUAUCUUACCUCCUCUCUAUAAAAUAAGAAAUAUAUGCAAACCUAGACUGACUUCCUAACCUGAAAAACUAGAGAAAACAACACUGGAGCUAUCCUCCCCCAAAUUCUCAAACGAAACACACACUAUUGCAAUUCUCAAUAUCACAUACAAGUUGGAGGUGAGGAAGGAGGGUCGGCGUCUGCACUGCAGUGGCCUUUCUGUAAAACAGCCACCACCACCUCUCAGCCAAUCAUGGCCAGGCAUCCGAUUCCACUCCUCCAGUCAGUCGCUGAUUUGUGCUUGGCUGUUAUCCAAUCAGGAGCGCCCCUCUACACAAAACAAGCAAAUAACAAUAUAUAUGACCCAUAGUCAUAACACUUCAAAAAGAAGAAAUAACUUUGUGAUAUCUAUAUCAUAUGUCAGUUGGUGAUCAGCUGCUCAUGUUUGCAGUCUUUCUGAAAUGCUUUGAGGGGUCUGAGUCACUCUGUCUCAUUAUGCUCUUGAUGUGACUGAGCCAGAGCUGCAGAGCUGCACACUCUUCCUAAUAUCUGGACUAUCUGGUCUCACACUGAUGAAGCUCAGCUUUGCUUUGAGUCUUAGUUUCAGACUGUGAUUGAUUCCCUUCAGACCCAGGUUCUUUAAAGCUCUGCUCAGUGAUUUUAAUGUACAGCAGAAGGUUAGGAAUGGAUAGUCUAUAGAGACAAAGACAUGAAUGGGUGGUAUACAACUGUUCUGUUGUAAUGGUGUUUGCAGUGAAAUAUCUGCUGUCUUCUUGUGUUGCAGUGUGAAAUGCAGGGCAACUAGGCUGUGCUCAGAGUCUGAGUCUGGCCUAAGGAACAUCCUGCAGGACCCUCUGCUGGUCUAUAGUCAGUGGAGCCUCGUGGUCUCUCAGGUCCUGGAGGCUUCUGCUGGGGUGACUGACUUCUCCCAUAUUGCCAUGCUGGUCCAGAACAUCGAGGUAAACUCUCAUCAGCCUGUUUUUUUUUUUUCCAGACUCACUGACUUUUUUUCAGGGUUAAAAUGUGACAGAGGUGGAGGUCCCCCUGAAGGUGCUGCUCUCUUCUUCUUCAGUUCAGGGAGUUUAAGCCCAGAGUUCAGCCAUCCUGCAGAAUCAGAAACAGCCCAGUCAGAGGUCAGCAGGUCAACCUGGAGGAGGUUUCAGGGUCUGAAAUGUAUCGUAUUUCACCUUUUAGAUGGUUGACUGUAAAAACAGGGACAGUGACUGUCUGACAUUGGCCAUGUUUGCAUGUGCAAAAUUUCUUGAUUGAAUUAAAAAUUUGAGGGAUUGGAAAACCCAAAUCCACUGUUCAUAUGGGCACAAAAUCAAAUAAUCCGAUCAUGAUGUGCAUAUACAUGCACUAAGCUUUAAUCAGAUUAACAGUUGGCUCCUUAGACAACUAUGUGUGGUGUAUUUUGAGGACCCAGAAGCAGACACAGAGGCAGAUAGCAAAUUAAGAUGUAAAUUUAAUGUCCCAUUCAAAGGUAAAGGCAACAGAGAAAGUCUGGUUGGCUGGCUGGCUGUUGUGUGGGCUGGAGACACUGCAGAGAAAACAGAGGAGAUGGAAGUGAAUAGACAUACACUAAAUCACAGGGAGCAAAGUUAGCACUUAUCCAAAAAGGAGGCCAGGAGACGCAACCAAAAUACAACAAAAGGAGGAGGCGUCUCACCACACUAUGCUAUAGUUGUAUAGCAUAGCUGUCUAAUUUCGCUAAAAUGACCGCAGAAGAAGAGUUGCAUUUACGCCCAUGCUGUCAACAAACCAACAAAUGCCGUAGUGUCUCACUUCAUGCGGUUCAGGACUUUUCCUUCCACUCAAAAUGGACCUGAGCCAGGUACUGAGAGCAGUUCUACUGCUCCUAGAAUACAUGAUCAUCAAGCAGGCCCAGCAGCACAUACUGAUUCUGCGUUACAUGAGAAGACUCUAUCCAGCAAGAAAGUUGUGUCAGACACAGACCAAUCGCUCAUGAAUCCUGCCAUGUUUAUGUCUGGUUACUUACAGCAGAAAUGCGUCAUGUUGACGUCGGGGACACAUACGCAGUCCGGUUAGUUUUGCCCCAACUAACCGGGUCACGAUUGAGAUAUGUUUUUACAUGAUGCGUUUUUAUUCUGAUAGAGCCUUUAUUCAGAUUACUUAUGCCCCUUUGAAAGCAGCUGGUGUUUCUGUAUGACCUCAUAUAUAGAAACAGACCCCUGCUCAUUAACAGGUCACUGUGAAAGCCUAACAUCUGCUUUGAGUUAAUAUUGUGUUAAUAAUAAUAAUAUAUAAAACUAAAAAUAAUAUAGUGUUCAGAGCAGCUCUCCUCUGACCUCACCUGUGUCAGAUCCAACAUUCAUACCUGAAUGACACUUCUGUUGGUGCUCCAGCAUGUAGCUACCUCAUGCAACUUUUUAGCUGCACUGUUGUGCUUGAGUUUCUCUAUUAUUCAUAGUAAUAUCAGUAUGCACUCUGGUCCAGGUUUAUAGAACGGACAUUCUAUAUGUUCCCUUUAAUCAAACUUGAUUAAUCAGCUUUCAGCUGUGCUUUGAGUCUGACCUUUCCUUCUCUCUGACUGGCUGUGAAAGAGAGCUGACAGGAACAUAGACUUUAUAUAGAAUGGACAUUGUCUGCCUCCUCACUGGGUGAAGCCUCCGCAAGAACAGUACUCUCUGGUGACGGGCUGCAGUAUAGGUCAUAAAUCCCGCCUCCAUUGGCACACUUGAAGAAGUUUAGAAAUUAAACACAAAAUAUACAUUUUUCUUCCCCCUGGUUGUGAUGUUGACAUGUAGUUAUAGUUAGACUGGUUUGUGCUCAAGUCCUCUUUUUUCUGUGCAGCUCCAUUUUUUUACAUUAUUGGGGGCUCUUGCUCUCUAUGAUUGACACUCGACCUACGGCCUAUGGGCUUAUGAAGAUUACAAAGCUCAUUCAGGGGAUACGCUGUUUGAGCUGAGCUUCAUCACAGUGACUCUGUGUACAACUCAACUGCUCAAGUGGUGAAAUUCAUACAACGCUACUGCGCAAGUGGUGGAUUCAGCAAGUGGAGAAAAUCACGGAAAUACAGAGAGCAAUUUGGCUUUGUUUCGUAUAAUGACAGAGGGGCGAACCUAGUUGUCUGUAGUAUAUACAGUCUAUGGACAAGAAUCUGAACUUUAACUAGACUGUUAGACCUUUUAUGGAAACUGUCCUCUCCUCGGCUUUCCUUUGAAGCUCCCAUCUCUUUUUGUAGUUUUUAACUGUGAGCUAAAAGUGGGAAUAAAUUAAGACCAAUCAGCCUGUGCGGAUCCAGAUCACUCAGGGCUCUCCAAAGAAAAGACAUGCUGCCCAAUAAGGCAAGAGGCCCAGUCUGAAUAAGAUCAGAGCAUUUGUAACUCUGCACUUUGAGUCUAAAGGAAGAAAAAAUUUGGUGAGAGCUUAUGAAAGAGUUUUAUCACUGAUGUUUCCUUCUCAAAAUUCUUUAUUCAGAGAACUUUUAUGGAGUUUAAACUGUAUGAAAAUGAAGUGUUUGAUCUGCUCUAUCUCAGACAUGUACUCUUAUAUUGGUGAUGCAGGUGCACAGGUGAACCUGAAUGUCCUCUGUCUUUGUCCCCUCUCUCAGCGUCUGCUGAAGGACAGCAUGCAGCUGCAGGAACGUUUCCGUCAGCUGCAGGUGAAGGGGGACCUGCUGGACUCAGUGUUUGGUCCCGAGAGGGCUGAUGGUCUGCAGGAUGAGCUCGGUGCUGCAGUCAGGAACAGAGAACUUCUGCACAACCAGCUACAGCAAAGGAAGAGCAGAUUGCAGGUCUUCAUCUUGAAUGCUUCAUGCAGUUUAUUUCAGUAAGCAGUAAAAGAUGCAGUCAGCUUAUCACAGCAUGAACAUCUGUCAGCUGGAGGCCUGGGUCACAUGGCCGUGCUGAUGGAGAUUAAUUUGGCUAGGAUUUGUGAUAAUUUAUUUAUUAUAUUCAUUUUUUCAUUUAAUAUUAACUUCUCUAACACAGUGUUAAAGCAUCGCGUUUAAAUCCUGCAAGUCCUGUUUGCUGGUCCAGAGGACUGAACCUGACUGACAAACAAAAAAGACAUUUAUUUAGAGGAAAACAAUCCACAGUCAGAGAGGCUGAAAGAGAUGAGAGUUAAUUUUGAAGAACUUCCUGUUCAUCAUAUUCCUCUGGUUUAUUUCCCUGUGUUUUUCAGAUUACUGUAGAUAUCAUAUAGGGAAGUCAGCUUGAACCCGGUUUUGUCCAUUGUGGUUCAUCCAGUCAGGUAUCAAGGUUUGACUGCUGAACUAGGUCUGAUCUAAAAUUCAGUUUAAAAGUUUUUUUAAGGAUCAGUUGAGCAGAGACUGUAGACAUGAAUCCAGAGAGAGUAAAAUGUCUUUAAGAACUCAUAUUUAAGGAUAUGGAUGGAUUUAAACCUGACAGACAUCACUGGCUAUAAAACCUCUCCAACACUGUGUCUCUGACUCAGGGCCUGAUCUCCAGGACCAAGGAUUUUGGAGACGCCUAUGAGCUGAUUCACUCAAAGCUAAGCGCGCUCAGGGACCGUCAGCCUGAAGGUGGCCUUCAGCCUGACAUCCUGGCCAAGAAAUCCCAGUCAGACCAGUUCAGAGUAAGUCUCCCAUGAUUUUACAGUCUGAUGGUUCCUGAUGAAGCUUCUUUACACUAGCAUCUCUCACGGAGCUCAGACUUACUUUCCAUUCCUUCAGACAGACUCUUUGCUGUAUUCACUUUGCUGGUUAAUAAAUCUGCAGAUUGAUUUAUGAGCUCGAGAAAGAUGAUAACAGAUGAUUGAAGGUUUUCAUUAUACAGUUUGCUGAUAUUUUUAUAGUUAAGUAUUUCAACAGUUAACUUGCAUUUUUAGGGUUUAUUAUUUUACAGUUUACCCGCAUUUUUACUGUUUAUUAUUUCAACAGUUAAUCUUUUACAGUGGAUUAUUUUACAGUUAACUCACUUUUUCAAAAUUUAUAGUUCACAGUUAACUCACAGUUUACAGUUUAUUAAGGUUUGCUCACAUUUUUACAGUUGAUUAUUUUUCAGUUAACUCAGAUUUACAGUAGAUUAUUUUACAGUGACUAAACAUUUUUAAGUUUAUUAUUUUACAGUUAAUCUACAUUUUUAAUGUUUAUUCUUUUAGAGUUAACUUAUUUCUAUUGUCUUUUCAAUUUACGAUCAACUCAAAAUUUUACAAAUUUUAUUUCACAGUUAACUAGCAUUUUUACUGUUUAGUAUUUAACAGUUAAAUCACAGUUUAACAGUUAAUUAUUUAACAGUUAAAGGGGGACACUAUAUGUACUGUUGAUGAAGUUAGGUGCUGAUCUUAUAUGGCUAUAGAGUGGCUUUUUGGUUGAUAUUUGUGUUUGGCUCCUUAGACUGCUGUGUAUUGCUAUCCUGUGGUUGUUACUAAAGUUAGUAUGACUAGAGAAGCAAGUAGCCGGCGACAUUCACCUUUCGAGGGGGUUUCUAACUCGGUGUUACUGUGUGUUUGACCCUAAAUUAAUUUUACAUCGGAACAUCCCUUUAACUAAUUUUUACAAUUUUUAUUUGACAGUUAACUCACCUUAAACUCACUUUUUUAGUUUAUUAUUUUAUAGUUUACUCAGUCUUUUACAGCUCAUUAUUUUACAUAAAACCUACUUUUUAGAAGAUUAUUAUUUCUUAAAAACUGUCUUUUUUCUGUUUAUUAUUUCACAAUUAACUUACUAUUUCGCAGGUUAUUAUUUUACAAUUAACUGAUUUUCUUUAAAUUCAAUCUUUUUUACAGUUAGCUCACAUUUUUACAAUUUAUUAUUUUACAGUUAACUGACAUUUUUACAGUUCAUUACUGUAAACUUAACUCACAUUUUUACUGUUAAUUUAUAAUGUUUGUGUGUCUGACAGUCUGCACUGAUACCCGAGGGUGAAUAGUGUUGGUUCAACUGCUCACCUGAUCUCCUGUAUUUCUGUGGUUUCUCAGGCGAUCCUUAAGGACCUGGAGGACUCUGAGGCCCACAUUGCAGCUCUUGAGACUCUGGUCUCAUCCAGCCAGAACAACAAAAACCUAUUUGACAGACUGUAUGCAGACUGGAUACACCUGCACAAAGUGGUCAGGGUAAGAAUUAAUGUUGAUGAAUUUUUCCUUGGACCUGGUGGUUUUCUUGGGUCAGAGAGGUGUGAAGAGCCCAGUAAACUAGGGUCAGGAGGUCUCGCAGUAAGCACUGCACUUCACUGCAGCUCCACUGAGCGUGACAGCCUCUGACUGACUGUCCUGCAGAGAUGGAGGAUGAAGCUUGGAAAGUGGUUAGUGCUAAAAAUGUUUGAAGCUUUUAAGAUUCAGACUCAGCUGAAAAAGCAGUAUCUGUGCUGGCAUAGACCAGUUUCAAUUUCAACAAGCUUUAUCAGCAUGACUGUAAGUACAAUAUUGCCAAAGCAUAACAGCACUAGCACAUCAAUAAUACCUCUCUGAAAUCAUAGUUUCAGUCUUUCUAAAACACACAGGCUUAUUAAAAUAAGAAAUUAAAAAACAAUGAAUAUAUAUAUUUUUUAAGUUUAUCUCUUACUUGAAACGGCUCUAAACUACCAUCAGUUGUGUGAGGGAGACCAGUUUGAAGGAUGGAAGAGUUUUUUAACUUCCUGUGAGGCAGACACUGAGAUGGCCCUCCAACUGUCUCUUUCAUAGCUUUCUUUGCCUCCAGGCAAGGUUUCAUGAGAGUGAGGAGAGCAUCAGGGACCACGAGAGCUUCCACGACAGUCUGCUUAACAUGGAGAAGUGGCUGAUGAUCAUGAAGCAGAAGCUGGAGUCCUUCCACAGCCCAUCAGAAGGGUGGAGCAUUGAGGGGCGCCAGCAUGAGGCCAUGGUGCGUUUAUAUCCUUUAACUGAGUACCUAUCUGACAUCAACCACUACAACUGAGGGUUUAUCGUUUCUUUAACCUAUGUCUCUACGAUCAGGAAGAGUCUGUCUUUAUCAACGUAUUUACAGAAGAAGCUGGACUGUGACAGAGCCGAACCUAAAACAGGACAGAUCCUCAGUCAGUGUUUUAGUCCUGAGUCAGUGAAUAUGUUUCCUCCCUGACUGAAGUUAACAGGGUCAGAGUCUAACUGAUCAGUUUGCUCAUCCUUUUAUGUUUAAACAAUCAGAUGAAUCAAGUAUGGACCAGUGCAGACAAGACUUUGAUUUUGAUGUAUAAUCAGCUCUGAGUUUAGUUUGGGGAGUUUGGACGUGUAGGGGUCUGAGUUUAUGAUGGAUUAACUAAUCAUUGCUUUAAAUCUUCCUGCUCUUUAUUCAUAUCACUUAGUUUGUUAUUGUAUCAGCAGCUCUGACAGACUGAUGGCAGCUCACUGGGACCUUUAGUGAAUCCUGAAGACAGGAAUUUUAUUGAGCUGACCAGGAGAGUCAUCAUUAUCUCAUCCUUCACUGCUGCAUUUCAUUACCAUUUAAAAUUCUCUUUAUAUGCUGGUGGACUCCUGCUCAGGAGUUGUGCUGUUUGAGACCUUAUUAUAGAUGUUCAACUAGGAGCAGGAGUGGGAGAAAGACUCAUGGUGGAAACAGAGUCUUAUUGGAUUAAAAUCUUCAGAGUGAGAGCCCCAGAGAGGAAACACCAUAGACUGUAUAUAAGAUGGACAGAGUCUGCCUCCUCGCUGGGUGAAGCCACUCCGAGAAUAGCACCCUCUGAUGGUGGGCUGCAGUACAGGUCAUAAAUCCCGCCUCCGCCAGCAAAGCUUAUGGAGCUGUGGACAAACUUUAGAAAUUUAUUACACCGAACAUAAAUUUUUCUCCCCCCUGCUUGUGAUGUUGACAUGUAGUUAUUGUAAGACUGGUUUGUGCCAAAGUCCUUUUUUUUCUGUACAGCUCCGUUUUUAAAAGUUAUUAAGGGUUUUCUAUGAUUGACACCUGGUACAGCCUAUGGGCGUUCAGGGAUUGCAUAGCUCUCCCGGGGGGAUACACUGUUUGAGCCGAGCAUCAUCACAGGGACUCUCGGCGACUGCGCGGCCGAAUGCACGCAUCACUACUGCGCAGCUCUGGUUUCAAGGAAGUGGAGAAAAGACCGGAAUUACCGAGAGCUUUUUGGCUUCAAAUCCGUAUACAGGCGGAAGGCGGAAACAGGUUGUCCAUCUUAUAUACAGUCUAUGGGAAACACCUACCAGGGAAACCAGUUUCUAUCAGAAACUUUGUCCAGGUUGAUCCUCAGAGAGUAGAGGAUGUGAAGGAGGGAAUCAAAUUAUUCUCCUGCUGCAGGAAUGAGACAGUUUUAGGUCCAAACAUCAGACCAGAGAGUCAAACCUACAGGCAAGAGCCUGUUACCUGGUGUAUGUGCUCACCUAUUUAACCCUCUCAUGUCCACAGAGAGUGCUGGGAGAGUUUCCAGAAAAGGAGCUCCAGCUGCAGCAGAUGGAGGCCCAGGGUCAGGGCGUCUUACGGAGGACGUCGGAGGAGGGACAGGUCCACAUCAUUAGGGACAUUAAACGUCUGAGGGAGUCCUGGCUGGCCCUCUCAAACAUGAGUCUCAAUCUGCACAGGUACCUGAGUAAACCAUUGAUAUCAGAGCCAUUAUUCUCAAUUUUUAUUCUGUUCCAGACUCCACAGACUGUGAUCCUGCAGGCCAGCAAUUAAUCAUGAAACCUUUAAAAUCUACAACAGCAAGAAGUUUGACUGAACCCAGAAAUCAUCAAGGCCUCAAAUUCACCCAAACAGACCCAAAAUCAUCAAAAUCUUUACACCAGUCAUGCGCAAUCUUACACUGUUUUGGAGCAGCAGCAGUGAAGUGUUAUCAAGGGUAAUUCUAUGAAUUAGGUUUCAGUGUAAAUAGCCUGUCAGAUGUCAGAUCUCAAACUUCAUCCAUCAGAGUGUUUCCCUCUGUCAAAGUAGCUGUCUUUAAGCAAGACAUUCUCUGAUAGAAACUUGAAUUCUUUGUUAAAGUGGAUUUUUAAAGCAAGAAGAGAGGGGGGACAGUGGAAGGAGGUGGGGAAGAAAGAAAAAAAAAGAAAGGGAGCGAAGGAGUAGAGAGGGAUGAGGGAGAAGGGAAGGAGGGAGGUAGAAGAAAAAGGGAAAAGAGAGAUAGGAAGUUUAAAAGGGGGGAGAGAAAAGGGAGGCUGGAUAGAGAGAGUGAAGAGAGAGGGAUGAGGGGAAGAGAGGGAGAAGAAAGAUAGGGAGAAGAAAGGGGAGAGACAGGCAGGAGAAAAAUUGAAGGAGGGAGGGAGAAGGAAGGGAGGAGGGAGCGAAGAGGUAGGUAGAAGUGAGAGGGAGAAGAGUGAAAGGGAAAAGAGGAAAGAGAGGGAGGGAGGAAGGAAGGAGAGGAGGAAGGGGGAAUAGAGAGGAAAGAGGGAGGGAGAGGGGUAGGAAGAGAGAGGAAGGAGAGCGGGAUGAGAGAUGAAGGAGAGAGGUGGAAGAGUGGAGGGAGAAAAGAGGGAAGAGGAGAGAGGGAGGAGGGGAAAAGGGAGGCACAAGUCAGGGAGGAGUGAGGGAAGAGAAAAGGAGAAGGGAGAGAGAAGAAUGGGAGAAGACAGGGAGGAAGGAGAGGGGGAGAGCAAGAGGAGAGUGAGAGGGAGGACAGAGGAUUGAGGUAGGGAGGAGGGAGGAGUAGGAAACAGGGGGUGAGGGAAGAGAGAGUAAGGGGGAAGAAAGGCACUGAGAAAGAGGAGAGUCAAAGGGAGAAGGAAGGGAGAUGAAGGGAAGGAGGGAGAGGUGGAGAAGAGAUCAGAGAGAGUGGAGAAAGGUUUGUCUCCACAGACAAAGACCUAUUCAUGCGUGGAGUCUAUAUCCCCCCACAGACACAGGGACAUGUGCUGAUCUGUGGUGACCUAAACGCCAGCACAGGUACAGAUCCUGAUUUAAUUAAUGCACAGAGAGACAAACACACACCUGGCCAGAUCAGCAUCCCCCACCCCGCCCCCCUCCUUUACAUCUGCACAGAAACAACUUUGACAAAACUGUCAACAGAAAUGGGCACCAACUCCUGCAGAUGUGCUACACGCUGGGUCUGUACAUAGUCAACGGUCAACUUCGAGGGGAGUCCUUCAGUCACUGCACUCACUCAGUCUCUCAGCUCUCCCUUUGGCAACAGCACAGUAGACUAUAGUAUUACAGAUCCAGACCCCUUCAAUCUCAGGGAAAUGACCAUCAGCCCCCUAACACCACUAUCAGAUCACAGCAAAAUCACCCUGUACAUUAGGAGGACCUCAACAGACCCCCAUGUAGAACAGCCCAGUAGGCUCAACCGCUCCAAACAGCCUUACAAGGGGACUAGUCAUAGCAAAGAUGACUAUCAGAGAGCAAACAGGCAUCCAGCUAUCCAAACCGAGUGAGACCAUUUUCUUUCCACCUCAUAUCCCCACGGUAAUGACGGCCUCAAUAAGGCUGUUGGGGAUAUUAACGAUAUAUUUGACCAAACAGCAUCUCUAUCUAAUCUAAACAAAUCUAAGUGUCAUAGUUCAAACAAAUCAAGUGAUGAAAAGUGGUUUGAUUCUAACUGCAGAUGUCUGAGAAAAAAUAUGGAAUCAGAUUUGUGUCAAAUAAUAAAACUAAACUUCUUCUUCUGGUAUAUUACUUUUUUAUCCUUUUGUUUACAGUAUCGUCUGUUUCUUUCUCACUAACCAGAUUUUUGCUCUCACUGCUCAUUUUGCAGUCUUGCUGCCAGCUCUCUCGUUUUAGCUCCCUGAGUUUUUGUUUGCCAUUCUGACACAAAUCUCUUACGUGGGCAGGACUUUUCAGGGGUGCGGCGCCAUUGGCUAGUGAGUUUUUCUUUUUUAAACACUCUAUUUGUAAUUUCCAGUUAACAUAUUAAACAAUCGUAUUCUCUGUCUUACAAAUAACUACAACAAACAGUCCUGACAAUAGACAGAGACAGCUCAAAAAGGAAUAAAACAAAUAGACAAACAAAACAAAACAAAACAAAACAAAACAAACAAGAAACAGCAAGUGCACUUAAUACUUCUUGUUAUGGAAUUUGUUCAAGGGGAGAUUUAAAGUUCUAGUUACAGACCAGGCAAAUUGUUCACAUAAGUUAUUAGAGAGUCCCAGGUUUUGUGGCAUCUGUCGAUGGAUCCGUUAAGGGUACAUCUGAUCUUUUCGAUCUUAAAGUUCUGCAUAACGUCCCUAAUCCAGUGGUGAUGAGAUGGAGGAGCAGCAGCCUUCCAUUUGAAUAAAAUCAAGCGUCCAGCCAAUAAGGAGGAGAAGGCAGUGAGCCUCUGUAAAUGAGCAGGAAGAACAGCUUCCAUAGGAUCAGAAAACAAACCAAAAACAGCAAUUAGUGGAGGUGAGAUGUGAUGAGCAUAAGCCUUUGAGAUUACUUAAAAAAAGCAUGACCAGAAAGGAACAAGUUUUGGACAAGACCAGAACAUAUGAUAGGAAGUGGCUGAGGUUUGUUUACAUCUGUCACAUAAUGGAUCUACAUUCGGAAAUAUUCUUGCUGAUUUUGCUUUUUAAAAGUGUAACCUAUGUAACACUUUAAACUGUAUUAAAGCAUGUCUAGAGCAUAUGGAAGAAGAGUGGACUUUAGUAAGAGCUAUACCCUAUUCCUCGUUUGACAGUUGAGCCCCCAAGGCAUUUUCCCACUGUUCUUGAAUAUGUGAAAUAGAGUGGUUGCAGUAAUCCAUAAUAUGCGAAUAAAUAAAUGAUAUCCUGCUUUUAUUCAACACAUUGACCCUUAACAGGGAAUCCAAACAGAAAGAAGGGGGAAGGGUAGGAAAAUUAGCAAACUUUUUGUGAGUAAAAUCUCUAAUCUGCAAGUAUCGCAGAAAAUGAUGAUGGGUCAGACCAAGAUUUCUGAAUAACUGAUCAAAGCUAGCAAAAGUAUAAUUAACAUAUAAGCCGUUAAUACUAUGAAUACCCUUAUUAUACCAAAUUUUGAAACCAUUGUCUAAUAGAGAUGGCGGGAAAAGGUGAUUAUGUAUUAUUGGAGAGUGAAUAGAAAUAUUUUGAAUACCAAAACAUUUUUUGAACUGGUUCACGACAUGUAAGGAUUGAGUUACAAUUAUUUUAUCUUUAAUAUUGUUAAUUAGUGAUGGUAGGGGUGCACAAAGUAAGGCAAGGAGUGAGUGUGGGCUGCUUGUGAUCUUUUCAAUCUGGAGCCAUGCAGGGAUUUUACCAUUCCAAACUUUUAAGCACAGAGAAAUGGCAUUAAGAUUUGCAGCCCAAUAAUAUGUACGCAGAUUUGGAAGUGAAAGUCCACCUACACCUUUGGUGUUUCCAUAAAUUCUUUUCUAAUGCGAGCUGGUUUAUUAUUCCAUAUAAAGGAAGAUAUCGUUUGAUUAAAUGCCUAGAAAAAAGAUUGUGGUAUGAAAAAAGGCAACACCUGAAACAAGUAUAAAAACUUUGGCACAAUAUUCAUCUUAACAGAGUUUGUUCUUCCAAUGAGAGAAAGAGGCAAAAUAGACCAUCUUUUAUUAUCGUGUUUACACCGUUCCAGCAGAGGAGGGAAGUUAUUUUUGAAUAGACUGUAACAGGAUUUGGUGACUUUUACACCUAGUUACUGUAUGUGAAGGAUUCGGGAGACAACCUAAACGGCAGAUUAGGAUAUUCUCUUGCAUUACUACUAAUAGGGAAGUAUUCACUUUUAUCAAAAUUUAAUUUAUAUCCAGAUAUAUUUCCAAAUUCUUGCAAGAUUCUAAGGAUUUUAGGGGUGGAUGUAAUGGGGUUGGUGACAUACAGUAAAAAAUCAUCUGCAUAAAGCGAGACAGUAUGGGUUCAGCCACCACGUGUAAAACCUUGUAUACUAUUAUUGCAUCUGAGAGCUAUAGCAAGGGGUUCUAUAGCUAAGACGAAAAGCAAUGGACUCAGUGGAUCCCCUUAUUUUGUCCCUCUGUGAAGAGGAAAGUAUUCAGAUGAGAUACCAUUGGUAUAAACUGAGGAGGGGGGGCAGUGUAAAUGAGCUUGAUGAGUUGAAUAAAACUUGGGCCAAAACCAAACCUGCGAAGUGUAUAAAAAAUAAAAUUCCACUCUACCCGAUCAAAAGCCUUUUCGGCAUCAAGUGAUAUUACUGCUUCUGGAGAUGGAGUGUUAGAUUCAAUGUAGAUGAUAUUAAACAAUCGUCUCAGGUUAAAAUAGAAUUGUCUGCCUUGGACAAAUCCAUUCUGGUCCUCUGAAAUGGUGUGAGGAAGAGUUGUCUCCAGCCGGAGUGCAAAGACCUUUGAGAACACUUUACCAUCACAGUUUGUCAAGUUAAUUGGUCAGUAGGAGGAGCAAUCACGAAGGUCCUUGUUUUUUUUGAUAAUAGUGUAAUAGAUGCCUGGCGAAGAGUGGGUGGAAGAAUGUUAUUUUCCAGUGCUUCUGUAUAAACUAAAAGAAGAAGAGGGGCAAGUUUAUCUUUGAAUUUCUUAUAAGAAUCUGUUGGAAACCCAUUCUUUAUGGGAGCUUUACCACUCUGAAGGGACAUUAUAGCAUUGUUAAUUUCCACUAGUGUCAGAUUUUCUUCCAAUCUUUCUUUAGAGUCAGAGUCAAUUUUUCGGGAUAUUCAGAUUAGAAAAAAAUAAGUCGAAUUGGUUGUGAUUCGAUGUUGAGUCUUAAAAAUAUAAUUUAAAGUAGAACCCUUUAAAUCGGUUGUUAAUAGCCUUGUGAUCCUCUGUUGAGGAGCCAUCAGGUAGCAUUAUUUCAUUCAUGAAACGCUUAAAUCGGGGACAUUUUCGGGGACAGCUUUUGCCAGGGACAUGUCAUCCAAUUCGGGAACAGACGGGGACGUCUGGUCACCUAUUAUGGCUAAAGGCUAAAAAUGGCAGGUAUUAAACCACAUAUUUUUGACCCCCAGUCCGAAGAGGAGGUGGAAGUUGAAGAAGAAGCCGUAGAGCGAAAGAACUAAUUUUGGUGCUCCAGCGGUGUUUUCUCAUUCAUUCUGCCCAGCUUUAAGUUCAUUUUCCUGGCAGUAAACCCAAGGAAACACCUGUCGUUUGGAAGAGACCCAUAGCGGAUACAGUGGUAGCUGGGUCUCGCACUGGCUGGAGAGUGAUGAUGACUGUGACUGGGUACGAGAACGAGAGAGUGGGCGCGGCUCACUGAGGGCGCGAUCAUGAAUAAUAAUGAGCAAGGUCAGCUUGAUGUCAGAAUGACCUGCUUUUCCAAUUGGCCUGGUUUACCCGUUUCUUUAUUUUAAAUCUUUACAGAAUGGAAACGAUGUAAUGUUUUAUCUAAUCUGACACACAAAAUUACAUUUUUGGUAGCAGGUCCCCUUUAAAAAACGAGGAAAUAAUAAUAAUAAGUAAUUAUUAGGAAGGCGUACAUAUGUAGCAUUACAUGUGAUGUGUACACACAUUCAGGCAAAAUGUCCAUUGCUACAUGCACAGCACUAAUAAAAUAAUACCAUAGGAAAAAAAUACUGUCAGUUAAAAUUGACAGAAUAACCAUAUGUAGUGAUAUCACCGUCUCUUUCAAUUAAUUGUUUGUAUUUUGACCCGAUAAUCAGCAUUACCUCAAUCACCAUCUUCUGUAACAGAGCUUUCGUUGUCAGCAGACACAUUUUUAUUGAUGUUGGUCAGCGCCGCCGUGGGGUCUGUAAACUUCAUGCAUCUACCGUUGUGUGUAAACUGUAGAGUGGCUGGGUAGUAGAGGGCGAACUGGAUCUUUGCGGCGUGGAACUCCUUUUGGGUCUUGGAGAAGGCUGUGCGUCGUUUGUUGAUAUCCAGGCUGUAAUCAGGAAAGAUGUGAAAUCCUGAUCCGUUGUAGGAGAGAGGGCCUUUCUGUCUGUCGAGGCGUAGGAUCAACUCUCAACGGCCGUGAUCUAUUAUCGCCAUCUACUUGUUUAGGGGCCAAGCUUCUGUGGGCUCUAUCCACCGAUGGUGGCUUCUCAAAUUUGUCCUCCCCAAGCACAUCCAGAGUAGUUUGGUAAUGAAUUCUGAUGGUCGUGGGCCCUCCACAUUUUCUGGUAUCCCCACAAUGCUUAUAUUCUGCCAUGUGGUGUAGUUUUUCAAGUACGCUACCUUCUCCUUCAAGGACUUCGUUUUCUUUAGCAAGUGAAGUUUGAGAAGUUUCCACGCUGCUCAGUCUUUUGUCGAGCUCAUUCAUGCCAUCCUCUACCUCAGUAAUUCGUUGGCCAUAAACACUCAGAAUCGAAUGUAGAGAGGCAGUUGACCCUCGGAUCUCUUCCCAAAAUAAGUUGACAGAGGCUUGCACAGCAGCAACUGCAUUAGCUAGCGCUGUCAUAUUGUUAGCAUUUGUGUCCGUUUCUUUGCUAACGCUUUCCGGGAAUUCGGAGAGGUGACCAGAUGCAGCGCAAGAUGGCGGACCCAAAGAUAGAAAACCACAUUUACAAAACGCAAUAAGUUUCCGCAUUACCUCCGAUUGGCGGACCCAAAACAAUUACUUCCGGUGGAAAGGCUUUCUCGUUGGCGGACUUCCGGCGCCGAAAUACUUCAGGUAGUCGGAUUUAGUCGCCGGAUCCUUUUUUUUUUGCUCCGUUCAUUCCAUAAGAAUCGAAUUAAAUUUAUUAUUGAGCUAAAAAUCAAAAUAAAACGUUUAUGUAUUAACUAUGACUACUGUUUUGUUCUGAUUUAAUUCUGAAGUUUACAGUAAUAUGUAUAUAUAGCCUGAUGUCCUCAUAUUCUGAUAAUUUGUCAGAAUAGGUAAAUGUAUGUAGAAGUUAUCAUCUUACUCAAAUUCUUUUGUAAGAGUUUGCUACAAGUAUGGACUGUUUUAACCUCUCGUUACACAUCAUAUAACAGUGUUUUCUAACUUUUCUCUCCAAUAGCUUUAUUACACAGCACAUCAAUGUUUCUUAACUUCUCUGUGACCUUGUUUCUCCACUCCUAUUAGGACCUCGUUUAAUGUCAACAAUGUUGCCCUGACCCUCACAUAUUUUCUGUUGUUCAUAAUUAUGUUUUAUGAGAGUGCUUAUGUUGCUGCACAAAUUUACUCCCCCCAUCCUUUAGUAACAUUGUGUAACCAGGGACAUCAUUUAUGAAAUGGUGUGCUUCCUGGUGAACCUCUUCAGGAUUGCUUGACUGUGCAAAAUCCAAGUAUACAAUAGUUGUAGAGACAAGUCACAUGAUCUCUUUAAGGUUCAGAAGAGCCAUAUAGCAAAAACAAUUGAAUAGCGAUAUCAUUACAGACUGUGUAAAGAAAUGGGAAAUUGUCAUACAACUGCUUUGAAGAUUUCUUUAAUUUUUUCCAAACAAAAUUGUGAACAGUAAAAAAAUAUAUAUAUAUAUACAAAAUUCAGCACUGCCGUCGGUGUGGUGGGGGGCUUAAAACACGUUGCCACAGGCCAUCAUCAGCUCUGCUCUGAACCGGUUGAUGCCAUGCUCCUUCGGUGCUUUGAUCAAAAGCUGAAAAACAGUCAAAUAAUGUGAACAAUUGAAGUUAUGCAGUAUGGGUUAAUUGUUGUUCUUGAGCUUUCCAAAUGAAUAAGAACAACCUCUUAACAAUAUCAUCAAUUUUCAAAGCAAGCUAUAUAGUUUGAUCUACUCACCUCUGGGAGCAUGACGUCAAAAACGAAAUCAAGCAGAUAAAUCUCGCCUCUCUUUAUUUUUUUAGAAAUGUUUGUUGCCACCUCAAUGAACCGCAGGAGCUCGAACAUCUAUUGAAGAAAAACACAGAAAGUAAACACCUUUCAAAUGUAACACCCCUGAGAGUAAAAAUACUCAUGAUGGAUGGCAUUUUUACUUACGCGCUGCUCACUCCAACUUAGUGUCCUUAUCUUAAGAUGCUGCUUUAGUCGGAGUGAGGUGGCGGGAUUCCUCCAAAGGAACAUUCUGUUGGAGCGGAUCUUUCCAGACAGUAGAUCAUCGUGUAAUGUCUGAAACCAAAGAGCAAGAGACAAAAAUGUAAUCAUCUGAAAAAGAAACGGUGGCUUUAACAACUGAUAGUGCAUUCAAAAGCAACCUUGAUCUGUGUCUUAGAAAAGACAGCAUGAAUUCCUCAACUGUCAACAGCAUCCUUGAUCCUGCAGAGAAAUAAGAAAAGAGCAAGCCUUCAUUUUUUCAUCCUUUGAGCCUCGUAUUUUUGACUGAUACUAUGUUUCCUUGAUAAAUUAUGUUAUACCGAGGAUGCUCAAUGGAGUCCUCGCAUCCGCAGUCAAACGGCUCCAUUUCAAUCCCAGCACAAUCCUGAUGCAGCCAGCCCCUGCACGUCUUGCACUGGACCCAUUUUAUGACGUUUACCUGAGGGUAAAGCAAUCUGAUCAAAUGAGAGACAAACAUAAUAUUAAACAAACACGCUGUCCAAUUGAUUAUACCUCUGCAGCACAUUUGAAUGUAUAAAUAAUUUUCCUGCAUGAUUCGUGCAUUUAAACUAUAUGUAAAAGUGGUCACUUCAUGGAAAAUCACUGAAUAGGCCCCGAUAAUUGCAUUUAUUAAAUUGAGUCUGCAACACACCUCUCUCCUGUGUUGUUCGAUGUCUGGUAGACACAGAAUUGCAUUGAAUCUGCCAUGCACAUUCUUUGGACAUCCGAUACCGUCUGCGUCAUGGUUUCCUUGACAAGGCAAUUUGAAAAGUAACAUCAAUUACCAAAUACAUCGAGACAAUGUUGAUCCAUAAAACUGUGUGCAUUUUGAAGGACUCCCACUGAGAUAAUACUGUUUUUACAAGGCAAUUUUCUAACCUCUAUGUCCUGCUGCUCUGCCUUCCUCUUUAGACUGAAGACCGGAGUAUGCUUUCCAGCAAUGAGCUCCUGACAUUCUUUGGUCCAGUGGGCGAAGAUUUUCCCACAACUGUAAUGACAAUAUGUCUUUAAGUACAAUAUAUUGAUUGUCUUCCAGUUAAUUAGGACAUCUAGUUUACUUAAACUGUCUACCUGUUCAAAGAAUUGUUCUCCAGGAGCAACAGGCACCACCAUCGCUGCCAAACAGGCAUGUCAUGCUGAAAUUGUUGUUUGUAUUUCAUUUUAGUGCACAAUACAAAAUACAACCUUGAGGAUGACACUGCGUGUUGAAAAGUACUUACAACUGAGUAGUCAAACUGUGACUCCAUAACGAUGUACAUGGCAGACUUUAAAAAAAAAAAUUAUGAGACAACAUGUGAGAUAACUUUAAAAAAGUCCAUGUUGGAAAGUUAUUCUAGAUACAAUAUUUGUGCAUUACAGCUCGUUAUGACCUACCAUCAACAUGAAUAUGCCACAGUCUGAGCCGAAGUCCUGGCUGGGGAAGCCCUGAUUUAACAAAAGCAAACGUUAAUCAUCUUGUCACAUACACUUUUAGGAGCCAGAUUGGGGUUUUGCAGUUUAUUGUUAUGUAUUUUUUGUGCCAGCAGAUGGUGCUAUUGUGCCUGUCUAUUUAAUGGGUGGGUUGAUUAGGAGAGGUGCGCACAUAAAAUGAUGAAUGAGUAAAUAAAUCAAAACAACAGAAAAUGUGUGUGACAUGUGACAUUAUUCCACCUGCGGGCACGCAUCAACUCAAGCAAAAAGGUGUUCGCCACAAGUAACAGCAUUGGAAAGCUGUUAUACACUUUUCAACUGUAAUAUAGAGCAUGCACAAAUACCUCCAAAUCUCUGCCCGUUUUCUCAGUCCAUUGCCCAGGACAUAUCUUCUGCGCAAUGUUCCUGUUAAUUUGAGAGCGUCACUUAGAUUUCCCAUGAUGGAAACAAUGGAAUGCAGGGUUAGGGUUAGUUUGAGUGGUCGGAUGUGAGAUUGAAUGAAUGCGGACGGCUUGCUUCUUUUCAAACUUCCUGAGAGUUCUUCUUCUUCUGUAAAUUUUGCCGUCAGAAAGUGUAGGUACAUACCGCCACCUACUGUUCUGGCAUCGCAAAGCAGAAGUUCAAAGUUCAUGUUUUGGGUCCGCCAAUCGGAGGUAAUGCGGAAACUUAUUGCGUUUUGUAAAUGUGGUUUUCUAUCUUUGGGUCCGCCAUCUUGGCGCUGCAUCUGGGUACUCUUGGGAAUUCGAGUUGUUUCUCCCAUUCUGUUGUUUGGCCAGUUUGGGAGGCAUGUCCACUCGUUAGGCAAUAAAGUCACUUAAUCUGUGUUUCCAAAUAAAUUUGAGCGGUUACGAGGUCCAAAAUGUAUAAAUUUGAAAAUUUUUCUGCGGGAGCUGCAGAGGACACGUCUACUCACCACUCAUGCUCAAGUGUGCCCCUGGCUAGUUAGUUUUUGUGUGACAGCUCAGUGGCCUGUGUUGUGCCGAGAAACGCAUGUCUGCCUUGAAUGCAAUGUACAGUUUAAACCAAUACAAUUCAUAUACACUCACCGGCCACUUUAUUAGGUACACCUGUCCAACUGCUCGUUAACACUUAAUUUCUAAUCAGCCAAUCACAUGGCGGCAACUUAGUGCAUUUAGGCAUGUAGACAUGGUCAAGACAAUCUCCUGCAGUUCAAACCGAGCAUCAGUAUGGGGAAGAAAGGUGAUUUGAGUGACUUUGAACGUGGCAUGGUUGUUGGUGCCAGAAGGGCUGGUCUGAGUAUUUCAGAAACUGCUGAUCUACUGGGAUUUUCACGCACAACCAUCUCUAGGGUUUACAGAGAAUGGUCCGAAAAAGAAAAAAUAUCCAGUGAGCGGCAGUUCUGUGGGCGGAAAUGCCUUGUUGAUGCCAGAGGUCAGAGGAGAAUGGCCAGACUGGUUCGAGCUGAUAGAAAGGCAACAGUGACUCAAAUAACCACCCGUUACAACCAAGGUAGGCAGAAGAGCAUCUCUGAACGCACAGUACGUCGAACUUUGAGGCAGAUGGGCUACAGCAGCAGAAGACCACGCCGGGUGCAACUCCUUUCAGCUAAGAACAGGAAACUGAGGCUACAAUUUGCACAAGCUCAUCGAAAUUGGACAAUAGAAGAUUGGAAAAACGUUGCCUGGUCUGAUGAGUCUCGAUUUCUGCUGCGACAUUCGGAUGGUAGGGUCAGAAUUUGGCGUCAACAACAUGAAAGCAUGGAUCCAUCCUGCCUUGUAUCAACGGUUCAGGCUGGUGUUGGUGGUGUCAUGGUGUGGGGAAUAUUUUCUUGGCACUCUUUGGGCCCCUUGGUACCAAUUGAGCAUCGUUGCAACGCCACAGCCUACCUGAGUAUUGUUGCUGACCAUGUCCAUCCCUUUAUGACCACAAUGUACCCAACUUCUGAUGGCUACUUUCAGCAGGAUAAUGCGCCAUGUCAUAAAGCUGGAAUCAUCUCAGACUGGUUUCUUGAACAUGACAAUGAGUUCACUGUACUCAAAUGGCCUCCACAGUCACCAGAUCUCAAUCCAAUAGAGCAUCUUUGGGAUGUGGUGGAACGGGAGAUUCGCAUCAUGAAUGUCCAGCCGACAAAUCUGCGGCAACUGUGUGAUGCCAUCAUGUCAAUAUGGACCAAGCUCUCUGAGGAAUGCUUCCAGCACCUUGUUGAAUCUAUGCCACGAAGAAUUGAGGCAGUUCUGAAGGCAAAAGGGGGUCCAACCCGUUACUAGCAUGGUGUACCUAAUAAAGUGGCCGGUGAGUGUAUGUAGAGCUUAACAGUAAUGAGUAAAGAUCUGCAAGUAAAGUUGAUACCUUUUUGUGUCAUUUAUGUUGAAUAGACUUUUUAGAAUAAACUUUUGAUUGACCUAAACGUUUGACUGGUGAGUGAUUUCAUUUCAAUCUGGAAAAAGCAAAGCUAUGAUGAUUGAUUGAAUUGAACUGUGUUCCUAGAGUGUUCUGUGGUGAUCAAGCCCACUGUCAUUUAGUAUAUAUCUACACCAAAAGAAAAACAAGCAACUGAAAUUAAAGGGUUUCACUGAAAAGUUUAAGUGUUGUCGGCGGACAUAAUAUGAACCUUAUAUCAGCUGUUUUUCUGGCUGCUGAAAUAUGCAUCCACCUGUUAUUUAGCUUCUUAGGGUGUAACAGGUCAUAUAAUUGUAAAAGUGAAUCUUUACUGUCCAAAUAUGUGCUGGCAGUUUGUGACUAUAAAGAAUCAUUAUGAUAUCUUAAUGGGUGGAUGCAUUUUUCAGCAACAGCUGUUUUAUACUUUAUUGUCCCACUCAGGGAAAUUCAUUUUUCAGACUGUACAUAUAGACACAUCAAAUAGACAAGAUAGUCCUGAGCAAGAGUCCGAUUGGAUUCACACCACAACACAGAUCCACUGACCACAUCUACACCCUCCACACCCUCAUCCACAAACAUGUUCACCAGGACAAAAACAAAAUCUUUGCUUGUUUUGUGGAUUUCAAAAAUGCAUUUGUUUCAAUUUGGCAUCAAGGUCUAUUUCUGAAAGUACUAGAAAAAGGUAUUGGGGGGAAAAAAAUCUAUGAUAUAAUUAAAACAAUGUACAUAAAUAAUCAAUGCGCAGUAAAAAUUGGAACCAUGGGAACAGACUUCUCCCCCAAAGUAGGAGGGUAAAGCAGGGAUGCAGUCUCAGCCCCAUCCUCUUCUAUAUCUAUACUGAUGAUGUGGCCAAAUCCCUGGAGGAGCUAAAUUAUGCCAGUUUCCCCUUUUAAUUCAGAUCCAAAAAGGGCAAUCAAAUUCUACCAACACCUCAAAGCCAGCAACCCCAGCUCCUACCACUACAAAGCCCUGCAGAGCCAAGAGGAGAGCAGAAACAAGAGUCCCCUCAGCUAGCUGGUCCACAGGCUCAGCUCCACCAGCACCGAGCACCAAGACCGCUCCACACACAAUCCGGCCCCCAACCAAAUUGUACAAAAACAAAAAGACAACUACAUCAACUACUGGACAUCUAAAACCCAAACCCAAAGCAAACUUCAAUGCUAUCUGGCCCUAAAAAGACAAUACUCCAUGGCAGAUUACCUGAGUUUGGUAACUGGGGAGAAAAAGGAAAGGAGGGAUCUCUGCCUUCUCCGUGUUUUUAUUUUGUUUUGAUCACUUACAGCUGCUGGUUAGUAAAACCUGCUCUCCUCUCUGUGUUUCCUCCCCCAGGCUGCUGAAUGACUCCUUGGAGCAUACAGAGUCUUACUCCUGGAAGGUCAAGGGUCUGUUUCCUCACAGCAUCUCCAUGAAAACAGAGCUAAUUCUGGGGGAGGAGCAUGGCCAGGGUGGGGCAGGAGGAACUCGGAUCCAGAUCCAGACUGCUCCAGCAGAGGUGUCCGGGGUCCUCAGCAGCUCCCGGGUAAAAGGAGGGCAGGAGGGGGAAGCAGGAGGAGGGGUCCUGAAACAGGGUGGAUGCGUCCAGGGUCACGGUGAGUGGGGUCUUCUCUUGACGGGACAGGACAGGGAGCAGCUCAUAGGAGAUGAGGCUGACUCCCUAGGGUGGAGUCUCCCCAGCAUAGCCAUUCAGAGAGCUGCAGCCACUGAAAGUGACCAACCAGCAGGAGGCAACAGCAGCAUCCUGACUGCAGACAGAGGAGGAGAAGCAUCAAUCUCUAUACAAGGGGGAGGAGUAAGUGCUGGAGGAGAUGCCAGCAUGAAUGCAGAGGAGAUUCAGAGAGGUGCAGCAGGAGGAGCAGGAGGAGCGUUUAUGCUGUUCAUGAGGGACCAAGCCAAGAAAUCGUCUCCGGCAGUACAGCAAAACACGGUAACAUGUUUAAUCAGCUGUUCACAGGUGUAGCUCAGUUUUAAUGAUGACGAGGUGAAGAACAAACUCUGGAGCCUAUCCCCUUUUAUUAUCAAAAGAAACUCAAAAUAAGUUAAAAACACUCUUCAAAUGGAUUUAUUUUUAACACAGGAGACAGUGCACGAGUGCUUGUACAUAACAGAUAAAACAUUUAUAAACUAGAAGUAGACUAAAAAAAAGGUAGACCAAGUUUACACAGAGCUACAGAAGACCAUCACAGUUAAAGAGCAUUGUGUCUAUAAUGGAUGGCGGUGAGCAAAACUGAUCAAAAACUGCUUUAUUGCAUGACUAUGAAGCUGUCGGUAUAAACUGCACAUUUGUUCUUGGCCUGUUUAUAAGUUUUUGUUUUUGAGCACGUUUUUUAUUGCACAGACGCAGGGCUGUUGGCUGGCCGGUCACCACUCGCCAAAUGCAACUAAAGUACUCCCCUGGUGACUUUAUUUUGGAAGGCUACAUGCCACUGGGUGGGUAGAUGUUUGUCCAGAUAGUCAUGCAGAUUCAUUCUACACAGGACCAGAUGGCAUUACUGUCCAUUGUGCCAUUAGACGUUGGGUCACAUGAGUUGCCUUGAUGUUGAGAGUGGCGUGGGAGUUGUAUUGCUGUAAAUUUUAGGACGCAUCAUCAGUAGUGUUCCUUUGAAUCAGGGGUGUUUCGGCCUUUCAAAGGUGGCCAGCUACAGGGUGAUCAAGCCUGAGCUUGCAUCCCAUGCCCAAUCACAAGCCCACGGGACUAUGCAUGGCAGGGGCGUCCGCUCCCCUGAGUCAGGCCUGGAGCUGACCAUAUACCUUGCUCCUUCUCCUCCUGGGUGGGAAAAGGGGUGAUGGGGAUUUGUGGGGAGCUAUUGGGUGGGUCCAGCAGUUCUUUGAGCCCAGCAAGGAUCUUUCCGUUCCUGUUCUUGGAUACCAAGGUCUUUCAGCAGUCUGAUGGUAGAAGUUGCCACAAAACCUUUUGGAUCCUACUUCAACUGGGUAGACUCUUGCAGUCCAAACUCGUUGCUGUGCAUCUGCAGCCAGUUCUGUAUAGCGUAACUUCUUGCACUCAUAGGCCUCUUCUGUUGAACUCUCCCAUGGGACUGUGAGCUCUAUGAUGUUGACAGAUUUGCGUGAGGGAGACCAGAGUACCAAGUCUGGUCUGAGGGUAGUUACUGCUAUCUCGGGUGGAAAGACUAGUUGCUGGCCAAUGUCCACAAUCAUCUUCCAAUCCCAAGCAAUGACUAGCUUUCCAACUUCUGGCUUGGUUGGGGGAUGCUUUGGCUUUCCUUGUCCCUCUCGAACAAAAGUUGAAGCUCGGAUGGAGUUGGAUGCUGUCCUGGGUGAGGAGUUGAUGGUGUGUCUCUUGGUCCCCAGAGCCGCUGCCAGACAUUUGAGGAACUGGUUGUGCCUCCAGGUGUAGCGUCCCUGCGUGAGGCUGGUCUUACACCCGGUCAAGAUGUGCCUUAGAGUCACUGGAGUUGGACAGAGGGCACAGGUUGGAUCCUCCCCAUACCAGUCCUGGAGGUUUUUUGGAGAUGGUAGCACAUCGUAUGUAGCUCUGAUAAUGAAGCUUAUGGUACUUGUCUCUAUUUCCCAGAGCUGCCUCCAGCUGAGUUCCCGCCUCUCCAGUCCUUUCCACCUCAUCCAUUGUCCCUGUUUGGCAAGAGAGACGGCCUUUGCAUUUCUUACAGCCUCAUCCUGAUGGCGCACCUCUUACGCCACCAUUUUCCUCCCCUAUAAAAUUGAGGCCUUGUGCCAAGAUGGUUUACUUGGUGCAAGCCCAAAGCCUCCUCUUCCCAUCUGGACAUGCCCCCACAAUGUCCGUAUGUCAAUAAAAUAUGCACAAUGUGUCUCAAAGCAUAGCUAUAAAAUACUGUUUAAAUGUGUGUCACACAUAGGCUGUGUCUCAAUUCAGAGGCUGUGUCUCACUUUAGAGACUGCACAGUCGAACGGCGCAUUUCAAGUGUGUGUGAUGUCAUCAUGCAUGGUGUCCCAUUUGGCUUGUGAUUCUGAGUGCGUUUCAAAUGCGGUCCCAAAACCACACUGCCCGCCCCUUUUUCAAGCGCGCAUUUAUGCACACUUUCGUGGCCUUGGUAUCCCAUAAUUCUUUGCGUGCCGCUGGGCAUUUCGGGUGAGAGGCCGGACUCACUUGGAGACGCACCGUGUCUUUAAAGAAAAUAAAAGAAACACAAGACAGUCAGCUGAGGCUGCAUGAGCGCAUGCUCUCCUAACUCACUAAAAUUUGCAGCUGCAAACCAAACACUAUAGUCUUUAGAGAUGAACUGAUCCACUCUGCUACCAAAAUCAAAAAAAUUAGAAAUAAGAAAUCUGCCAAAACUACAUCGGAUUAUCAGGGCCACAUCGAGUUUUUUUUUUUUUUUUUUUUUUUUUUUUAAGACUUACAGAUUAAAACUGGAAACUUAGGAGUAUAAGGCCAUAAAGUAAAUAAGUCAUAAAGCUGCUUUGGUGGAGGGGGAAAUGACUGAAGCUGGUCAUCUGCAGGGUUAUCGGUGGAUGUAUCAGCGGGUCAUUCAGAGAGUUUUUGUGGUUUCUGAAGAAACAAUCCAACUGAUGAUCAACAUUUGUGAUCCAGAGGGAGUCAAGCUCCAACAAACACCACAUCUCUGACACUGACGGUAACCUUCACCUGCAGAGACACCAACACCUUAUUAUGGCAUAUGGAUUUAUAUCAUAAACUAAUUUUAUUUUGUAAUCGUGCAACCUUGCACAGACACAAAACAAUAGAUACAAACACAGAUCAUUUGCACAAAAUUCAUCCAAUGAUCUGUGUUUGUAUGAAGGCGUAUGAGGGCCAUAUUGAGAAUUUUUUUAAAGACUUUGAGAUUAGAAUCGUGAAUUUAUGAUAAUAAAGUCAUUAAUUUAUGAGAAUAAAGACAUAAGGUUACCUGUUAUUUCAAAGGAGAAUUGUUAAAAUUAGGGCCAUGAAGUAUUUGAAGAAACUGUGCUUCAGUCUAGGUUUCACAAACAAGGAGAUAGUUCAUCCUUUUGCACAUCAGCAUUACUUUGUCAUAAGUAUAAGGACUUUAGAAAGAAUAUAUGAGAAAUGCGUCUUUUCCACAGAAAAAAAACAAAAAACAGGUGGACUUGGAGAAAAUCGCCGCCUUUGUGGAGGCAGCAAUUGAUAUGAUGAGGAUAAAUCCGUCAAUGCAGCCGUAAAAAGCCCUGAAAGACAUUGAGCUUUAGUUUAUGAUAUGAAUCCAUAUGCUUUGAUAAGGCGUUGGUGUCUCUGCAGGUGUAGGUUACCGCCAAUGUCAGAGACGUGGUGCACGUUGGAGCUCGACCCCUUCUGGAUCACAAAUGUUGAUUAUCAGUUGGAUUGUUUCUUGAAAAAAUACAAAAGCUCUCUGAAUGACCUGCUGAUUCAUCCACCAAUAACCCUGCAGUUGACCAGCUCCAAAAAUUUCCCCCUCUACCAAAGCAGAUAAAUGACUUUAUUUACUUUGACUUUUUUUCUCCUAAGUUUAAAACUUUAAUUCUCAAUGUGGCCCUUAAACUCCGAUGUAGUUUUGUCAGCUUUCUUAUUUUUAAUGUUUUUGAUUGUGGUAGCAGAGCGUAUCAGUUCAUCUCUAAAGAAUGUAAUGUUUGAUUUGCAGAUUGAGUUAGAUCGUUUGCAGAUUGAGUCAGAUCGUGAGUUAAGCGAUCAUGCACUCAUGCAGCCUGAGCUGACCGUGUUUUUGGAUUUCUUUUAAUUUUCUUUAAAGAUGCCCUGUGUCUCCAAGCGAGUCCGGCCUCUCACCCAAACUGUGCAACUUUGCAGCGGCACGCAAAGAAUUCUGGGAUGCCAAGGCCACGAAAGUGUGCAUAAAUGCACCCUUGAAAAAGGGGCGGGGCAGUGUGCUUUUGGGACCGCAUUUAAUGCGCACUCAGAAUUACGAGCCAAAUGGGACACAAUUAGCACCGCAUGAUGACGUCACGCACACUUGAAAUGCGCCGUUCGACGGUGCAGUCUCUGAAAUGAGACACAGCCACGGCCAUAGACUGCAUGGUGUCACACUUAAGUGGGGCUCUGAGCGGAACUGUUGAGAUGCAUAUAAUAGUGAAAACACGACUCAUACCUGCCAACACUCCCGUUUUUCCGGGGACUCUCCCGUACUUCAGACCUUUCUCCCGCCUUCCUCCUGUUUUGUCAUUUCUCCUGUGAAUCUCCCCUAGUUUGCAUAAUCCACGUUCACUCAUGAAGCAGGUCACUAUAUUUGUCCAAAGUUGCCAGGUUUCCAGACAACCGAAGAUUGUCCUGGGUUUUUGCAGAGCCUCACAGACACUGGAUUGAUACUUUUACUUUACAAUUUGGGAUGAUUCAGGUCGGUUUAAGCUGUAAACUAUAUUUAAGCAGUGUUUGUUGCAAAAUGAAGACUUCAAUGAAAGGUAAACAAACGCAAGAUAUAAUAUUUACGUUGAUUGUCACCGAGUGAUGCGUUCAGGGCAGCCUCAGGUAAAAGAGUGCUGUAUUGCACGCACAGAUUGUCAGAGAGCCUUAUACAGGAGAGCAUGUAAAACAUAUAACACUAUUAUUAGUGGACUAAAUAAGUUCAAGGCAUAUCGUAGCUACUAUUUUAUUAUUACCAUUUUUAUUGUUUAAACAAAAUAAAAAAGUGUGCAGCUUCACUUAUACUUAUUUGGAUGAUCCCGUUAUCUCAAUGAAAAGUACUUAAAAAGUACUUAAACAGAUGUAUAUUUAAUUUAAAAAAAAGACAUUUAUUAUUUGGCCGGUAAAAAUGUAUUUGGCUGGUAGAUUUUUUCAUCUACUGGUCCCCUUGGCAGGUGAGCCGAAAAGUUAUUCAACACCCCUGCACAGACGUGUUUCAUACGUUCAUAGAGUUAUCACACAUACAGCCUGUAAAACCAAAUCCCAAAUGAAGAGUGAAAAAAUUGCAUGCGUAAAAAAAAAAUGCAUGUGCUAUAAGUGGGUGUGUUGUGGGUAAACUGCUAUGUCUACUACUAUUUUUAUUUCUGACAGUCCAAAUAUGUUGACACGUGCAUGGGAAACGUCUGUCAUUACACCUCUGCCUCCCUCUUGCCACAAUGACCGCAGCCAUUUGUGUGUAAUGCUGUGCCAGUUUGCACGUGCCUUUUUAGAUGUACUAAAUUUAGAUGCAAAAACACAGACCACAAUCAGUUUCAGGGUUUGAUAAAUCACAUUGUGGCUGCCUAAUAUUUACAUUUGCAUCCCCUCCUCCCAGUAUUUUGCCGUUCUGUUAAUCUGCAUAUAUUCUGCAUAUUUAUGAAGGCAAACAUGCUAAAUGGAUUGUGUGCUGUUUAGCUCAUUUGACAGACACAAUCCUCGGUGCACCCGGUUAAUAAAUGAGCUUUGCCUGCACUAUCAAGAUGCAUGUGUUUUUGUACACACAAACCUUAGAAGAACAGGCUCAUAGGCAUGUUUUGAAGGUAAGAUUACACUGGAGGUGCCAACACAGGUGCAUUUACAUAUGUGUGCACAUUGAUGGUUGAUGGUUGGUGUUAAACAUGUGUGUGGCGACCCAGUGACCUCAGUGUCCUCUCUCAAGGGAGUUUUCUUGCUGCUGUGUUACCAUACCUCCUCACCCUGACUCCUCACAGAAACCAACCUCCACAGAGCCUGGCCGAAGAGCUCAGGGUAAAAUCAGGGUUCAGUAUUCUGAGUUUAGUGCAUGUUUCUAAUCUCUGCUACCUUUUUCUCCUCAGAUAUCACAGUCACACUGCGCCGCCUGUAAGCAUGUUCAAGUUGUUGAAAUCACUAUAAUAUACAAAUGUCUGACUGAUAAAGGACCUCCUCUUAAUUCUAUCCUUCAAACAAACAGAGGACAGAAUAAUAAUCAGUGUCUGCAGAGUCCUUUCUCAGUGAGGUAUCUGCUAUUGGUGCUUCCAACUGAAGAACCCCACAGGUCUGCAGACUGAAUCCCAAUGUGAUGGUUUCAUGUCUUACAUGAGUGUUUACUUGUUUUCCAGGAGACUAAUGGACAGCACAGUACCAGGAGGAAAGAGUUUGAGGCCUGGCUGUCUACGCAGAGUGAACUCCUCUCAGGGAUCCUCAGCACAAAAAUGGCAAAGCUCAAUGCCAAAGAGCUACAGGGAAGACAGGACACGCUAAAGGUGAGGGUGUCCGGGAGCCUGAAGGCCCCUGAACCUUGUUUAUGGAUAAAAAAAAAAAAAAACAGCCUGAAAGCAGACAACAGGUCAAGAGAGUGUACUACAGGUCCAGAGAGCAGACUACACAUCCAAAGAGCAGAGAACAGGACCAGAGAGCAGACUAUAGCUUCAGAGACCAGACUACAGAUCCAGAUCCAGAAAGCAGAGAACAGGACCUUCGAGCAGACUAUAGAAAUAGAAAGCUGAGAGCAAGAACAGACAGCUGAGAACAGGAUCAGAGGGCAGACUGCAGGGCCAGAGACUAAGAAAAGAACCAAAAGGCAGAUUACAGGUGGAGAAAGCAGACCACAGGUCCAGAGAGCAUGCUACAUGUCCAAAGAGCAGACCACACAUCCAGACAGCUGAGAACAGGACCAGACACCAAAAAAAACGGGACCAGAGACUGAGGAAAGAAGCAGAGAGCAGACUACAGGUCCAUAGAGCUGAGAACAGGACCAGACAGCUGACAAACGAGACCAGAGACAGAGAACAGGACUAGAGAGCAGACUACAGAUCCGCAGAGCUGAGAACAGGACCAGAGACCAAGAAGAGAACCAGAGAGCAGACUACAGUUCCAGAGAGCAGACUACGUGUCAAGAGAGCACACCACAGGUCAAGAAAGAAGACUCUAGGACCAGAUACUGAGGACAGAACCAGAGAGCAGACUACAGAUCUAGAAAGCUGAGAAAAGGUCUAGAGAGCAGACUUCAGUUGCAGAGAGCUGAGAAUAAGUCCAGAGAGUAGACUACAGAUCCAGAGAACUGACUUAAAGGGAUAUUACGGCGUAAAUUUAAUUUAGGCUCAAACACACUGUAACACAGAGUUAGACACCCCCACGAGAGAUGAAUGUUGCUGACUGCUUGCUUCUCUAGUUUUACCAACUUUACUAACGACUGCAGGAUAGCAAUACACAGCGGGCAGUGCAAACGGGUAGUAGGAGCAGAUCCUAAGUGAGAAUCUGUCGGAGAGGAAGUUCUCAGGUAGGCCUUGAGUCGGACAAGCACACCGGGCUCAUUUCCCACGUCUUCUAGUGCUCUUUCUUUUGGGUAGUGGGCAAGGCUGCCAGCAUCGAUAAUUAGUGCCGGCGGAUUGAGGCCUCUGGAUGUGCUCCUUCCUGGGUGAGACAUUUUCUUGUGACAUCUACUGCAGAUGUAAAAAAUGUACCAUGGGCAUUAUAAACCAUGUUUAUAAUUUUUUUACAAUAUAAGCCUGAGAACAUAGGUCAUGGCUUUAAGAUGUUAUUAUAAAAUGCAAUAGUAUAAAUCACUGGCUUUCAAUCUUUGAUGAUUUAUUUGUAAACAAAGACUUUGAUCCAUACCAUUUUAGAAAUGUCAUACUUCACCUUUUAGAAUUAUCAAUACCCAGCUAUUGAUCAUUAAAAGAGCCUUGGCAUGUGACCCAUCGGAUGAAAACAGAUACACUUUAUUUGAUAACAUUUGUGACAAUAACUGAAAGUCUCAUCAAAUUAAUCUACCUGUUCAGUUUGUGUGGCUGUAAACUCAGAUGUCUUUUGCGCUGGAUCCACCUGGUACACUAUGCUGGUUUCUACAUGUAUGUGCUCUGACACAACAAAACAUGACAAAACAAUGUCAAAAUACAAGAUUUCUGCCCUAAAAUGUUGAGAGUGCCACAGGAUGAUGGAGAUACAGUAUGUAUGAUAUUAAUAUUAUGAAUUUAGGCAGCAAAAUGGCACCUAAUCAGUAGAAUAGGACCAGACAGCUGACAAAUCAGUUUCUGUCAGUUGCUUUAUGCCUGUCUGCCCCUGCGUCUCCCUUUGCCUGUUUCACUGUGCUAUGCACUCAUCUCUUUGGCCAUUUCAUUGUCAGUGUGCCUUACUACAUGGCCCAUGGCACAAGCAAUAUCAUCAAUAUGUUUUUGUCUCAUUACUUGGGAUAUGCAUUUAAAGAAAAAAAAGCAAAGACCAACUAAGACUGGACGAUUUGGCAAAAAAAAAAAAAAUAUAUAUAUAUAUAUAUUUUGUCAUAUUGUCCGAUCUUGAUAAUUAUCAUGAUUUUUUUUUUUAAAGCAUCUGUAGAGAUUAGUUCAACAUUUUAUUAACAUACAAAGUAAAUACCGAAGCAAAUUAAAUAAGACAAACUUUGAAAAAUAUAAAAAAAUACUUUAACUCAACAGUACAACAAAUGUAGAUAAAUAUUGAAUAAUAAAGUGAACUAGUUACCAGUCCUGAGUGUUUUUGCAGGUAUGCAAGACCCCAAAUAAACAAAUUGCCCCCUCAGGGAUAAUGAAGAUACCUUAAGCUGUCUUGUGAGAAUCGAAUUCACAGCAUCAUCGGCCUCUUACCGUCAUCGGCAUCGCCUGCUGAGCAUCGGUAAACAAAAAAGCACUGUUAGCCUCAUACAAAGUUGCCCACUACAUCGCAAUUUAAGGUGCAAAGAAACUCACACAAUAGCAGAGAAUCCCCUGUUCACCAGUAGCAGUGUGCAUCUGCUUUGUGACAUGCUGCUGAAAUAAACCCUCAUGGUGCUGGUUUAAGAGAACCUGCUAAACAUCUUAAGACAGGACUCCCUGUAACAAAGGUUUUUAAUCUCUGUGAACCUUUCCUGGUUUAACUAGUUUUAAUAAACAUCUUAACCUCUUUGAAUCCCUCUGCUGUCCCCCUGCAGGGUCUGAGGGCUGGGCUGGGCUGGGGUCAGGAGCAGUUCCAGCUGUUGCUCCAAGAAAGUCAAAGGGGCCAGUCGGGGUCUGGACCUGCAGAGGAUGUGGGUCUGGAGGAGCUGAGGUACCACUGGAUGCUCCAUAAGUCCAAACUGAAGGACAUGGGGGAUAUAAGAGCCAGGACAGGGACCAAGGUGAGACAGAGACUCUGCUUAGGCCCUAUUAGAGGGUUUGAAUUUGACUUUGGUCACAGACAGGCAGAGGGGUUUUCUCUCCUGUUGAUGAAGUCCAGGUUACUAAAGAGUACAGUUACAGGCCUCCUUUAAAUUCCUUUACUGUAACCAGUGUCCUUUCUCAUUAGUGUCUGCAGGUGUUUUAGUAUUUUCAUCGUUAUAGUUAUGAUGAUUAGUAUUUCUUCUUGAAUUUCCCUUCAGGGAUCAAUAAAGUUCUUCCUCUUUAUUUUUUUUCCUUUAUUCAAAUUUUAUUUAUGUACACUUACAAUGACAUAGAAACAAAUAUAUACAAAACCUACCACCACUUAACUUUAUAACUUUAUUGAUCCCUGAAAGAAAAUUCAAUAUAUAAGUACAUAAGUGAAAAAAAAGAAAUAAAAUAUAAGCAACAAUCAAACAACAAAAGAUUAUCAACAGAGGCAAAAGCAGAAGGGAAGAGGAACACUCGCAAACAAACAAGUGAGUAGUACGUAAUGAUAGAAAGAAAGAAAAAAGAGGGGAGAAGAGAAAAACAAGUAAAUAUUUAAAGAGGAAAAAAUAAAAUAAAAAAAAGGUUUUAAAAAAUAAAGAAAAAACAGGUAGUUAUUAUAAUCUGUUUGGGUUCGAAUUUAGAGUGGGUAUCAGGAUGACUUUGGUGCUGAGAGGGGGAAAAAAAGGCACAUGAGAGUUAUGUUUAUUGGCAGUUGUGUUGGAUUCGAAAUGUGGUAUCAGUUCAUCGGCGGGAGGAUUGAGCUCAGGGUUGUAGAAUAUAUGUUAGUGAAUGCUUUGAGUUGCUUUGUUUGAAUAACUGGUUGUUUUUCAAAUGAUAUUUUGUGAUAAUAGGUCCAGCCAUUAUGUGAUGUAAACCUUCUUCCCAUCUAUCCAGUUCUGUAGUAUUGUUUUCUUGGCGAUGGUUAGAGCUACUAGCAUGGAUGUUAUGACUUGUAUUGAGUCUGUUUUGAGUGUGUCAAGGUUUUCAAGUAUGCACAUGAAAGGGGGAAGUGGGAUGUUGCAACCAGUAAACUUAAAUAAUAUGUUGGUUCCUUAUUUCCAGAAAUCAACUGAUAUGAAAAAAAAUUAUCAUGAUAAACUUUUUCCCAUAUCGCCGAGCCCUACAUGGAGGUAAUCUAUUGCAUUGAGUGCAUAUGUCUGAGCUGGUCUGAGCCUUUUAAGUGCAUUUUGUGCAUUUUGUGCUGUGUAAUGUGUGUUCUAUGGAUGAUCCUACACUGAAUUAGUCUUACGAUAGUGUUCCCGGACUUACUGAAGAUAUGAUUACAAAUCUUGUUCCAAAACUUGUCAUCGGCGGUGAUGUUGAGGUCUCUUUCCAAUUUGCUUAAUGCAAUUCAGUUUCUUUUGUUAGUGGAGCACAUAAGUUUAUGCAGUUUUUGGAUUAUUUUCUUCUUUUCUUUUUUUGGAUUUUGCAAUUUCAUUGAUAUCUUCCAAUUGUGAUGUUUUUUUCCCCUAAAUUGGUGUUUGAUAUGUAUAUUUUUGUCUAAAUUUUUUUUUUUUAUUUGAUGUAUUUUGAAAAUCAUUGUCUUUCAAUGCCAUAUAUGGCUGUAAGUUGUUGGAAUGGAGUUGUGGUCAAAAAUGUGAUGUAGGUGUGCGAUUCCUUUUUCUUUCCAUUUUGUGCCUAGUAAAGGUGAUUAAUUUGCUGUUAAGUCUGGGUUGUUCCAUAUACUCUAGGUGUUCCAGUGGUAGGUGAGAUUGUGGUGUGAUUUAUUUUAUUGACUGUCUACCAAGCUGCCCGAGUUUGGCGAUCGCAGUGUUUUUAGAGCAGUUGUGGUGUUUGACUGGGUCGCUGUUGAAUGAUAGGUCUGUAAUGGCUAUGUUCUGGCAUUCCGUCUGUUCAGUGUUGAUCCAUGGAUGGUGGUGAUGAGUUGCAUCAAUCAAUUUGAUAAGAUAUUGUAGCGGAAGUUUCGGAAGUUUGGUGCUUCUAGGCCACUUUGACGGCUGGAUUGUUGUAGUAAAGGGAGUUUUAUUAUAGUUUUUUUUUUGCUUUUCCAGUAGAAACUUGUUAUUGUGUCCAGUGAUUUAAACCAUUUUACUGUUGGUUGGGUUGGAAUCAUUGUGAAUAGGUAAUUGAUUCUUGGUAAGAACAUCAUUUAUUGUGCCUAUGCGUGCUAUUAUUGAGGGUGGUAAUGUCAUCCAUUGGUUUAGUUCAUCUUGUACUGAUUUUAGGAGCGGACUGAAAUUUAGGUGCAUUUAGGUGUAAUUGGAGAUAUUAGAUUAUGUACUUUUAGUUGUAAUGAGUUCGCUGAUAGACUUGCUUGGGUUCUGUAUGAAUAGGAGUACAGCAUGUGCAUAUAUGGGACUGGGGAUGGAAAUUAACUUCUUGGCUAUAAUUCCAUGCAUUUACAUAUAAAUGUUCAUUAAUGCAUAUUGUCCCAUUUAAAAAAUUUGAUAAAAUAAAUAAAAAAUAUAGGCUGAUUUUAUGUGUUAUAUUAUGCAGCGAUUUGAAUUUAUAAUAAAUGUCCUAGUAUUGAUAUUUGAUAAUAAUCUUAAAUUAUGGCACCCACCAAUAGUGGGAAAAUAAAGAAAAAGAUUAAGUCAAUCUUAAAUUAAUCAUUCUCAUAUCUCAAGCUGAAAUUCUAAUUUCAGGGACUCCACCUCUGGAAGAACACUAACAGACAAGAACUUAAAAAAUAUAUGAUCAGUUUAUUACAGGAUAAAUGGUGCAACAUACAUGCAAUAAAUGAUGAGAUAAUGAGGAUAAAUAAUGGAGAUGAAUAAAAGAUUCUCAGUCAAGCUAUGACUACUAAAGGUAAUGAUAGUGAAUGAUAUGCUCUAACACAGGGGUUUUCAAAGUAUAGGAAAGUGAGCCUCCCCUGAGAGAACACUUUGCCUGCUGCCCCCCAUAACCACCCCUUUCCCAAACACAAACAUUAAAAAAUGCUAUUUCAAAACACUGUUUUAAUUGCGUUUAUUUUAUAACUUUUGAAACUUUUAAAAUGAAACUUUGGGCCCUACUUUCAUGCCUCGCCAGCGACGCGGCGCAUGCGGGGCGUAAGUGAGGUCCGCCGCGCCGACAAGGCGUUCCCAAGCACAAUUUGGUAUUUUGGUGAGCGGCGCAGCCCAGUAUAAGUAUUCCCCCUCCCUAACUCAGCUCCUCCCAGCGGCGUAAGUCAUAGGGAGGAAGGAAAGAGGGCAUGGAGUGGGUUUAACAUAGCUGAAACCAGUAUUGACCAAUAACAUCAGCUUCAAUCCUUGCCUUUAAAUCCGCCACCUGCGAGACGUAUUCCAAUUUUAGUGAGGUAGUCAAAGAGAUCAAGAGAUGUCUGAAGACAGCAAUGCCACACGAUGGCGACAGAAGGCAGCCCCUCAUCAAGUGUCACUGUAAGCACUGCAUUGGGCGUUCUCCACACUCUCUCAUAUAAGCACAGAUGCAUUUGGUGUGUGUAAUGUUGGACCCACUGGUAAGACCAUCUCCCUUUUCCACAAAUAAAGUAACUCACAUAAAGUUGCAUAUAUUCAAACCUCACUUGACAAAGGUGGGUUGAGCGCACAGAUCACAUCAUUAAUUCCAAUAAUGGCAUUAAAAUCGGAACCAUCUGUGUGUAAAGGACGCAUCGCACUCCGUGGCCUGGCUCUGUCUUUCAUAGAUGUUGGCAUAUAAAAAAAUUUGGCUAACAAAAUUGAAUAUUAUAAUAUUCGUAUGUAGGCUUAAAGUAAAUAACUCAUCUGAUCACUGAAACAAAUCAUCUGUUCAGCCGCCACGCAGCAGCUGCAGGACAAGGAGAAGACACGGAGACAUGUCCAGGUCGAGCUGUGCAAGAAAUAAGAGGAAGAGGAAGAAAGAAAAAGAGGGAGACAGAUUACAUAUCUUGUUCACUUCAUCAUGUGUGUCUAUUUACUAGAUAUUUAAUUUAAUUUAAUGUGGUUUCAGCUGUGUUGAUUCGGUUUGUGUGUCGAAACGCAUGCCAAACGAGCUCAUCAGAUCAGAUAAAGAUCAGAAUAUAUCUAUAUAGAUCUAAAUGUAUGUGCUGACUCAGAUUAUUAGUUGUUGAUGAUUAUUUAUUGCACUGAAAUGUGCCUGACACUAUGGAAACCUGCCGGUGAGGCAUCAGUGAUGUAUGCUGAUACGCCGCUGGUCUGCCAAAAUACAACUAGACCAGCUGCGCUCCGCCUGCGCUGAAAGCUGACCAGGGUAAAUCGGAGAGCUUUCAGCGCACUUUACACGCCGAUCGAAAAUGUCACUGCAGCAGCUGAUUCUGUUGACACCUCCCUCUGCCACGCCACCACGCCCAGCUUGGCGGACCUCGGUGCGCCUCAGUCCACGAAAAUACCAAACUGGCUGUAUGCCAGGCUCCGCCAGACGAAAAUUUCACUGCGCAGGGUCCGCCGCCUUACAGGUGGACACGAAAAUAGAGCCCUUUAUCUGCAUGACAUGCAACACAUUUUAUUUGCAUGUCAUUGCAUGUCAUUUGAAGGUGUAAUUUAUUUCCAAAGUCUUCAAGAUUUGCAACAAUUCAAAACAUUUCCUCCCAUCUUUAAACAUUUUUUAACAAUUUUAUCAGGGCAUUAUGAAUGGCAUGUGUAUUAUUGACAUCCUAUUUAUGAUAAGAACAAUCCCUAACUCAUCUUUCAAUUUUUUUUUUAGAAUCUGUAGAAAAAGAUACAUCUGCCAUUCUAUUUUUAACAUUUAUGAUUGAAACAACAACUUUUUCACAUUCUUAAACAUUGCAAAACAAUUUUGAUGCAUCUUUUGAACAUAUCUGCAAAUGUUGCCAAUUUCUUUGAGAUUUAAAAUGAACUCAAAAAGCUAAAACUGGCCAAAUUUUGGAAUUCUUUUCAUGGCUCGUGAACAAUUUACACUGUGGAGAGGCAUAACCGCAGAUCAUCCUCAACCAGCAGCCUUGACCGGUACUUACUUUUAAUCAUUGCCAGUGUGGAAAACCUACAUUCACAGAGGUAGGUUGAGGUGAAGGGGAUGAGCUCUUUUAUUGCCUUUGUGGAGACGUGUGGGAAUUCAGUCUCCACUGACAGCCAGAAGUGCGCAAGUGUCACGUCACUCAUUCUCUUUUUAAGUCCGUGUUACAGCUCAGCUCAGCUAGAGCCUGUUCCUCCUCUACUGAAAGUCCAUCUUUGAGUAUCACUGGGAUAGAAAAUGGAUUUCUCACACACUGGUUUGCCAUUGUUGCCUCUCCAAAAUACUCACCAAACUGCUUAUGCAUCCCCUUCAAAUGCGCACAGACCAUCUGCUGUAGGGACUCCAUCUGCAGCCCCGCUCUGGCCAAAACAUUCUCCAAGGUGGGAAACAUUUCUACUGUUCCCCGUUCCACACUAGCAACCCACAGUUCCUACUUUUUUUGAAUCCUGAGACUUGAUUGUGUGUGUGUAAAAGACAUUGCACUCUGCCCUGUAGACCAAUUUUCAAUAUAUUUAUUCUUUUAAAGACAUCCAAAAGAUAUGCCAGUUUUGCUACCCACUUCAUGUUCUCCAUGUGUUUUAGCAGCGGAGAGUUGAUUUAAGCGAGAAAAAAGAGGACUUCCUGACGUAGAUCACACAGGCACGUUUCCUUGGGAAAGCCACAGGACUUCGGAGUGCAGAAGCAGUUCAGUCAGGAUCACUUUACUCAAAAUUAAUUAUUCAUUACAAGCAAACAUUUUCACUUUGGCGGUAUGGCUCUGUUAUGAGGGUUCCCUGCCCUUCCAUGCGCUUGCACGGAGUGGCUCUAAGAGGGGAGAGCUCCUCCUCUCCCUUUCAUGUGCAUACAUGAGGAGCCAGACAGAGAAGCAGCAGCAAAUAAAUUGAUUAAGAUAAUAAAUAAAAAUCCCAGCACAGAACAGAGCAAGCAUCAGUGACAACACAUACAUUAUGACACAACAUAGACAGGAGGAGUUGGGGUGGAGGUGGGUUGCAGAGUAGUUGCAGCAGGCAGAGUAGACAGGAGAAGCAGUUUGAAUAGGGCGCCAUUUUGACAUUAGCCAAUAGUAUGUGAAGAGGGUGAUUACCUGAGCUGUCAGCUGACUGAGGGCUGGCUUAAGAUCAGCUGACUGUAGCCUUUAGCUUGACUCCGUGACCUGCCUGAACUACAACUGAACAUCUGAACUGUGCUUCAUUUCAGUCAGGAUCACUUUAGUCAAAAUUAAUUAUUUAUUACAAGCAAACAUUUUUACUGUGGCAGUAUGGCUGUGUUCUGAGGGUUCCCUGCCCUUCCAUGUGCUUGCACGGAGUGGCUCUAAGAGGGGAGGGCUCCUCCCCUCCCUUUCAUUUGCGUACAUGAGGAGCCAGGCCGAGAAGCAGCAACAAAUAAAUUCGAUUAAGAUAAAUAAAUAAAAAUCCCCCAAAACACUAUAUAAUGCCAUGGCUAAAAGGAGGGGAGAGCUCCUCCCCUCCUUUUCAUGUGCAUGCAUACAUGAAAGCCAAGGCAGCAAAUAAAUACGAUUAACAUAAAUAAAUCAAAAAAAAAAAAAAUAUAUAUAUAUAUAUAUAUAUAUAUAUAUAUAUAUAUAUAUAUGUGGGACAGAAUUAUGGAGCAGCAUUUUUCAAAGUGCUCAUAGCUAAUUGAGCAUAAGCAUUUCUUGAGCUUCAGGCCUGAGGUAUCGUUCAUAUUCUGAUGAGGACCAUUGACCCGUAGCCUUGAGCGUUGAGACGGGGACAAUGGAGGAUGCCGUUGCAGCUGCAUCUAUGCAUAGAGUCGCGCUCGGGUGGGAGCAAGCAGGAUUGGCAGAGCAGGCAGAGCAGGCAGAGGUGAGCAGAAACCAUGAUCUGGAUAUAGGUUUCCCUUCUUCAGUGGCAGAGAAAGGCUCUUGCUAGCUGGCCAGUGGCUAGCCUCUCAAGUCAGAAUUAGUUCGACAAAUAAAUGAAUACAAAUAGAUGGGUUUUCAAGCAGACUGGUGGUGGAUGGUUCAGACAGCGUAGAUGGAACUGAAUAUCUGCUACAAGUCCUUUAAUAUUUGCGAGAUUCAAAACAGUGGACUAUUAAUGCACAUACAAUUGAUGUAUUUACAGCAUUGGAGCUUCAGGGAAGGUGGUACAAAAGAGGUAAAGUGAGACCAUGCAGAAUCAUAUUAACUUAAAUUCUGAUUUUGCUUAACCAGCUCUCGUAUAGCAGGCUGCAGAGAGCACACAAGUUUGCAAGACUGCACUCAGACUAACACAGUCUGAAUGAAUGGGGAACAGGUCAGGCUGGAUGGCACUGCCUCUGGGCACAGCUGGCUGAGUUUUUUUACGUCUGAAUUGGGACAGGAAUCAGUAUUUUGGUUAUCCUAGCCUGGAAAAUGGACUGCUCAAAUAAUGAACAUUACCCAAGACAGGUAAGGCGCCUCAUAAACCUAUUAGUAAAUGGAACUGAAGAGUGCCCUUGUUAAUGAUAUUAAUGGUUGUCUCAUUGUCACUAAAAGAAAAUCUGUUUCCUGGACCAAUGUUUACCCCAUAGGAGGCCAGAUAUAAUGACUGGAUACAAUUUGAGGAGAGCAGUUGAAGACACCUUUUUUGGCAGAGAAGACAGUUUAUGUGACCAAAUAUCAGCAACAAUUGAUAUUAAACCCCCCCAAAACCAACAGAUGGUGCUGUGACUGUAAAUAGCUUAAAUCGAGAAGAUUCCUGAUAGUCACUAUAAGAGAAUGAGAUGCCUUUCCAUUUUUACACAAAAGUGACCAAACUGCAGUUUGGAUCUGCAGCCUUCAUCUAAGCCUACCCUAUUGUUACAGGUCCCGUAGAUGAGACCAUGUACCAGUUAAUAAUUAUGACGACGCCGUCUCUGACUCAUGACGGGCAUACUAAUUUGUGUUGUGUUUCACGUACCUGCAACACAUCAAAGAAUGGAGACAGAGACAGACAUUCACUCUUGGGACAGAGGAUCAACUGCUGUCUCUCCUAACACACCACGUGCCAGCUCCUCUGGGAGGGAGUGAAUUGGGGCUCUCUCUUGUUCCUGCCUGGGUCUUAGAGGUUCAGUGGCGGGUUCUCUCCUCACAGAGAGAUAGAGCCAGUGCCUGUUGUCCUCGUCCUCAUCUGAGUCUGAUGAGUUACUGCUUUCAACCAGCCCACCAUGACGUUGACUCUUUAACUCUGUCUUUCCCAGUAGCUUCCUUUCAGGUAGUGAUGAUGGCACAGGUAUGUUUCUUGUCUUUACAUGUCCUGAUGGGGGCGGUAGGUCGGUUCGAUGAAAGGACUAGAUAGUACAAUCCCCGGGACUAUGCAUGGCAGGGGCGUCCUCCUCCCUGAGCCAAGCAUGUGCCUGACCACAUACCUGAGUGGAAGAGGAGUUGCUGCUUAACAGCCAUACUUAGCCCCUGGGACACAUCAUCAGUUGUGUCCUCAGAUCAUGGGGCGUUUCGGCCAAUUAUCACAAGACGCCCUCAACUGAGGCAGGCCCACCACAGGUUGAUCAGACCUGGGUGUGUGUCCCAGGGUUAAGCAUUUGGCUUAGCAGCCCAGAUGGUGUCGCUCCUCUCCAUCCACAGCCAAUGGCUCGUUCUCUCGGCAGUACUGGCCAGCUCUUUGAUGGCCUGUCUGUGAAUUUGUCCCCUGAUUCCGACCUCCCUAAGGAGCUACACUGUCGAGCUGUCCACAAAACCCCUACAACCGACCUCUACCGGGCGCACCCUCGCCUUCCAGCCCCUGUCCUCUGCCUCAGCCGCUAGGUUGGAGUAGCGAAGUUUCUUGCGUUUAUCCGCUUCUUCAACGGCAGGUAAGUCAUUGACUAGGUGUAACAGGUUGCGGUGAAGGGUACGAGUUCUGCCUUCUCCUCUUUCUGGGCACACUUUGUACACACGACCACUGUUUAGUUGUUCUUUGACUCAAUACACACUGUCUUCCCAGUAAGAUCUUAACUUCCCUGGGCCUCCUCUCUCGCCCAGAUUGCGGACCAGGACACGAUCACCUGGCAGCAGAGUCACACCUUUCACAUGCCGAUCUUAGUACUGCUUUCCUCUGGCACUUGACUGACGACUGUUCGUAGAGGCAAUUUUGUAGGCUUCCCUCAUUCUUGCUUCCCACUUUUCCGCAUAUCCCCUUGGGGAUGUGGCUUCCUUCUCCGUUCCCAGUCCAAAUAAGAGGUGUACCGGUAGACGAGGAUGGCAACCAUACCGUAGAAAGGUGAAUACCCUGUGGCUUCAUGCCUUGUACAAUUGUAGUCAUGAUCCAUCUGUGGUAGGUACUCCUUCCAUUUAUGUUUUUCUUUGUUCUCCAGUGUUCUCAAUAAUUGUAGAGGGGUUCUGUUGAACCUCUCUGACGGGUUGCACUGGGGGUGGUAGGGUGUGGUACGGGAGUGCCCCACUCCUGAGAGCCGCUGCAGGGUCUUGAACAAAUUGUUUUCAAAUUCACAACCUUGGUCAUGAUGGAACUGUCUUGGGUAUCCAAAACGUGGAAUGUAGUCAUCAAACAGCUUUUCCGCUGCAGUCUUUCCUGACUUGUUGCGCGUGGCAUACGCCUGGGCAAACUGGGUAAAAUGAUCCACAACGACCAAGAUGUACUCAAACCCCCCGACACUUGGCUCAAGGUGUAGGUAAUCGAUGGACACGAGUUCAAGUGGCGCAGUGGUGGUAAUGGACCCCAUCGGUGCCCUGACAUGUGACACAGGCUUCUUUUGUUUGAUACAUGGACAUUUUCUGGUUACAUAGGUUUCAAUUUCUUUCUUCAUGUAGGGCUAGUAGAAUCUGUCUCUGGCUAGAUUAACCACUCUCUCUGUCCCCACAUGGCCCAUAUCGUCAUGGAGAUGUUUUAGGGCGAUGACUCUAUACUUGCCGGGGAGGACUAGUGGUUUUCUUUGUAGCGUCUUCCUCCACAGCAACCCAUUCUCCAACUGAAGCCUUUCCCACUCAUGAAGAAGCCUCUUUACUGGACCACUGGAACUCUUUCUGAUUUGAUUUGUUAGGUUGGUGUGACCUUCCUUGAGCUUGAUAACUUCGUUGAUUGUUUUGUCCUCUCUUUGUGCCUUUCUGAUGUCUUCAUGGCUGAAAACUGACUGGGGGCCAGCUGUUUGCUGCCCCUCUCCUUGAGACAGAUUCAACAUUGCCACAUAGGCCACAUCACUUUUCUUUGCUGCUCGACUGCCAUCCCACGCUGCCUGGACCGUCUCUUCUGACAACUGUUCUGUGCAGGUAGCUACAUACUCAGGCAUGUCAACUGGUGGUCGAGAAAAAGUGUCUGCAUCAAUGUUGAUUUUCCCGGGCCUAUACCGAAUGUCGAAGCGAUAGUCCGACAACUCCCCAACCCACCUGUGACCAACAGCGUUUAGUUUGGCGGUACUCAUUACGUAGGUCAGGGGAUUGUUGUCCGUGUACACCGUGAAGUGGGGAGCAUAGAAGAGGUAAUCACAAAAUUUCUCGCACACUGCCCACUUAAGAGCUAGAAACUCUAGCUUCCCAGAGUGCGUGUAGCAGUUCUCUGCAGCCGACAAUGUUCUUGACCCGUAGGCCACAACCCGCAACUUCCCACUCUGGCGCUGGUAUAGCACUGCCCCCAGACCCUUCACUGACGCGUCUGUGUGUACCACAAAUGGCAGGUCGAAGUCAGGAUAUGCUAAUACCGGGGGGCUGGACAAGAUGUCUAUCAGAUGGUCCAGGACCUCUUGAUGUUCUGCCGUCCAAUGUACGGAAGCUCUAGAAGACAGCUGGCCCCCUUUUCCGACUCUGGGUGGUGGUUGUGCAUCAUGGCUUCCAUUCACUUAUAACAGGCCAUAUAAUGGCUUUGCUAUUCUAGCAAAGUCCUGCACAAAUGCCCUGUAGUAGAAUAUGAAUCCUACCAGCUUACGGACAUCGCCGCUCGUGCUUGGAGUUCUCUCUCUCAAUGCCUGGACAGCUGCAAGGUCUGUGGGAUCAAUCCUGGCUGACACAAGCCUCCCAACGUACCGCACCUCUUUCUUAAAUAACUCACACUUGGUGGGCCGAAGUUUGAUGCUGUGUUGUUGGAGAGCUCUCAGGACCUGUCGUAAACUUUCCACAUGGUUCUCGAAAGACUUUGCAUAACACAGGACAUCAUCCAAAUAAAGGAUACAGCAUUCAUCACGUAGAGAGUCCAACACCUCCUCCAUGCACCUUUGGAAUGCAGCUGGGGCAUUUGAGAGACCGAAGGGGAUGCGGACCCACUCAUAGAGGCCCCAAGGGGUGAUGAACACUGUCAGGUGUCUGGAUCCCUCUGCAAUGUAUCCCUGAUGAUACGCUUUCCCCUGGUCCAAGAUAGAAAACCAGCUGUAUCCACCCAGUGUGUUCAUAAGAUCUUGGAUUUGGGUGAGUGGGUGUCUGUCAGGGACUGUUUUCCGGUUGAGGAGACGAUAGUCCACGCACAGUCUUAGUGUCCCGUCCCGUUUGCGCACACACACCACUGGAGCAGCAUACAGUGACUUUGAUUUCACAAUCCACUUUUUGGCAAGCAGGUCUUGGAUGUAGUCUUUGACCUCUUUAUAGAGUGGCUUUGGGAUGGCUGCAUAUGUCCAUUGCACAGGAAUGUCAUCCUUCAUGGUGAUGGUCAUUUGAAGGUUAGGGAUACAGCCAAUAUCAUCGCUGUCACAGGCAAAUGCAUUGGACUCCUCAUAAAGCAGCUGUUUCACUAUUGCCUGUUCCUCGAGCUGUAGAUGGGAAAUGUCCACUAGUGGAUGCCACAAUGCUGCUGCAUUUGGGGGGGGGGGGGGGGGGGGGUGCCAACUUCACUCACCUGAACACUGUCCACUUGGUCUGUUUUAGUUACUUUGUCAAUUGAUUGGAUGCUACCCAGUGUUGUGCGGGAGGCUAGAACUACAUCAUGCUUGGUUGGGUUACUCACAGGGAUUUUGACAUAUGGCCUCUCUGUGUGGUGCACUCCAACUAGACAGUCUCCCAUAUCUAGCUGCUCAAGUUGUGGAUCAUCAGGGCAGAUUUCAAAGAGAGCCAUGGAGUGGAUGAAAGUGGCAGGUACUGGGAACUUUAAGUAGGUUGUCUGACCUGGGUGAACGACAAUGUCAUGAUAGCCUACUUUGACUGGCACUUGCUCACAUACAUUUGUCCUUUUCUUGGUCCUAAUGAAGUUCACCACUGCUUCAACUUGGUCGGUCUCGAUCUGCAUGGCCCCUUUAAGGAGGGUGCAUAUGACGGGUAAGGCAUCAGUUUCAUCUUCUUGGCUUAAGAUGAUCUCUUGGAUGACAUUGAAGCCUAGCAGUGGGCGUAGCAGAGCAACUUGACUUACAAGGAAUGUGACUUUGAUGGAGUACUCUGGGUUAUCAUUACCCGGCAGAUUGACAAUCACCUCUAUCCAUCCAUCAUAGGGGAUUGUUUCUCCAUUGGCUGCCAUGACAUCAAGACCAUCAUCGCCCAUCAGCUCGCUUAAUGGGUGAAUCUCCUGAUGUGGUAGGUAUCGCUGUCUCCACGCUCGAUCUAUUAGGCUGACCUAGGCCCCUGUAUCAAAUAGAGCAGUAACAGCAUAACCGUUCAUAUUUCACUUUAGUAGGCACUUCUUCCCAAUUAACUGUGCCACUCUCUCAGAUGAGGGUUUGUUACCGGCUCGUGGGUCAGUACGUUUGUUAUUGACCAACGGGUCAGGAGGAUCGGUGGGGUGGUCUUGCUCAUUGCUACUGGCGUUUGGCUGGGACACUGGCUGUGUCUCAUUUCAAAGACCGCAUCGGGAUAAGCGCGCUUAGCUGAGCGCACUGCCGUUUUGUGCCGUUAUGUGCCAUUAUGCGUUGUUAUGUACCCUUCUUGUGUCCCAUUUCAGAGACCGCAAUCCUCGAACGGCGCAUUUGAAGCGUGUGUGAGGUCAUCACGAACGGUGUCCCGUUUGGCACAAAAUGCUAAGCGCGCUUCAAAUUCGGUCUCAAAACCACACUGCCCCCGCCCCUUUUUCAAGGGUGCCGUUGGUAUCCCAGAAUUCUUUGUGUGCCGCUGCACAGCUGCGCAUUUCAGGUGAGAGGCUGGACUCGCUUGGAGACACAGCGCGUCUUCAUAGAAAAUAAAACAAAUCCGAAAACAGCAAGCAGUCAGCUCAGGCUGUAUGAGCGCAUGUUCUCUGAACUCACUAAAAUCUGCAAACCAAACAUAGAUUUAGAUAUAACUGAUCCGCUCUGCUACAUCAAAAACAUUAGAAAUAAGAAAGCUGACAAAACUACAGCAGAGGAUCAGGACAACAUUGAGUUUUUCUUUUCUUUUAAGAUUAAGAGAUUAAAGUUAUAAAUUUAGGAGAAUAAAGUCAUAAAGCUGCUUUUGUGGAGGAGGAAAUGACUGAAGCUGGUCAUCUGCCGGGUUAUCUGUGGGUGUAUCAGCGGGUCAUUCAGAGAGAUUUUGUGGUUUCUGAAGAAAAUCAAACUGAUGAUGAUCAACAUUUGUGAUCCAGAGGGAGUCGAGCUCCGACAAGCACCACGUCUCUGACACCGGCGGUAGCCUACACCUGCAGAGACACCAACACCUUAUUAUGGCAUAUGGAUUCAUAUCAUAAAUUGAAGCUCAAUGUCAUUCACGGAUAUUUACGGCUGGAUUGACUGAUAUAUCUGCAGCAUCUCCAUUUCUGCCUCCACAAAAGCAGCGAUUUCCUUCAAGUACACCAGUUUUUUUCCCUGUGGAAAAGACGUGUUUCUCAUAUAUUCUUUUUUUAAGUCUUUAUACUUAUGACAAUGUGAUGCUGAUGUGCCAGAGGAUGAAGUAUCUCCUUGUUUGUGAAACCUAUACCGAAGCACAGUUCCUUUAAAUGCUUCAUGGCCCUAAUUUUACUAGUUCUUUUUGCUGGUUGAAUAGAUGCCACACACAUUUUAGCUGACACACUUUAAAUUUGUGGGCAUUAAGUUUGAUUGUGGGUUUGGUAUUACAGUGUACACUCUGAUGUAACUGCUCUAUGUACUUCACCCAAACUAUAGAGAUAUGACAUUGAAGAGGGGGUGGUGGGACCAAUGGACAACAACAACAACAACAAAAAAAAAGAAAACAAGAGAGGGAAGAGAAAACAAACAGAAAAAAAGACAUUGACAUCAAAAUGUAUAAGGACACUGCACAUAAAAAAAAUGUGGCACAUCGAUCAAAGACAACAGGGUAUAAACAGAAUGUUCUGGUUUAAAAUUUGUGUGGUCUUUAGUUGUGGUCCUGUCGUCGUUCGUUUCUGUGGACCUGUCUCGUCUUGGCUGUUUCUGUGGUCGCUCUAUGACAUGCAGCUUGUAGAAGUACUUGAGUGUUUAGUGGUAAUUUGGAGGAAACAGUUGGUUCUCUCUUUCUUUCUUUUAUUUUUGAAAGUUGUUUGGUUGUUGUUUUCGUCUAGAAGGGUGCCAUCAUGAUGGAUUCCCAGCUGUCCCACGAUGGUUCAUCUCACAGCGUCAUUGCUCCUCUGUCACAGCCUUCCCCCCAAUUAAUUAAUUGAGCUACAUAUGGAUGAAUAAAGUUAAAAAAAAAAGUUAAGCUACCUCAGCCAGUGGCAGCAUCUUGCUGCGUUUUUUCUUCUUAGAAGUUCUUCUUCAAAGCAGACCUUACAAAGAGCUUUACAAACACAAAGGUCACCAAAAAAGUAAGUCUGUAAAAUUUUUUGAAACAGCUAAAAUGACUCUUCAUCCAUCAGCUGCCUGAAACAAAAGAGAGUUAACAUUCUUCAAAGGAUAGUAGGUUUAUUUUAAGAUUUUAUUUGUACAUAUUUCAACAUGUAAACAGUGAUUUCUUCACACUGCCUUGAUGAGGAGCUUUUUUAUUUUUUCUCAAUCAUCUGAUGGUCAAAUGUUAUCUAUAAACACAUUUUGGGCUAAGAGGAGUUUUCUUAUCUGCUUCAAUAAAUUCUAAAUGAUGACUGAUAUGCCACAUGAAACUGGAACUUGGAGCUUGGCAAAUACUACUGCAUUGCUUAGACUUCAUGCUACCUGAAUGUUGAGGCCGUUCAGGAAAAACCUGUAACAUUCAUAUAGAACGUCAUCGGGUAAAUCAAACGGAUUUGAACGAUCACGAAUGUAACGCUCUGGGCGAAGCGCUCCUCUCACUCUCUGUGCACUGAUGUCCAUGGGAUCCAGCAAAAGUGGGCAAGCCAUUUUCCAAGAAAGCCAAUUGGUUGGUGGGUGGUGUUUUACACCCACUGGAUCAUAUCAGGAAACAUAACCUGCUCCGGAACAGGUUUGGCAUUCUGCAUAAGUUACUGGGCAACAGACCCGGAUAGGAAGAAAUCCACCUUUGUAGUAAGAAAAACCCAGGAGUUAUUCCAGAAGUUAUCUUGCUAAGAUCAAGAUAACUCCAGCUUCGUAGUACAGGCCUCAGGUGUCACAGCUUAAACACAACAGCUCAAAACUGAUCACACUUUUGGCUAUUGAUGUGAGAAAACCAAUGUAAGUCAGUUCAGAGGUUUUUUUUUAGCAUUACAAGGCUGGGGAGAUGUGAUGUGGAUGAAGUCCUUUGGCCUGACUCAGCAUGAAGACAUGAUGCUGUAGCUGAAUGAUUGUGGAUACUGUAAGCACUUGAGUUUAACAUUGUUGUUUAUACUGUAAACAACCAUAUCAAACUGUGCUUCUCAUUUAUAUUUGUUUUCACUAUAUUAUUAAUGUAUACAAGCUCUAAAUUCACAGAGAAUAUUUUUUUUUUUUCCAAAAUUCAUUUGGCCUGUUGUGAACAAUAAUUUCCACAGCUUCAUGUCCUGAGCGACUCUCAAGACAUGAAGUUUAUGUUGUGUGUUAUGACUGCUCAAUUGUGUUUUUUGCUAUGAUCACUAUGAUGGGGUAUGAUCUAAAAACAUUGUUUGGUUAUUGGUUUUGAGCACAGGUUGAACUGUUUUGAGGCGAUUGUUUGGUUUUGCAGGAAGAGUCAGAGGUUUGGUGAUCAAGUUUAAAAAUUGUUUAUUCUCCUGAAAGUGUUGAGAAAAGCUUGGUGGAUGUCAAGAAAUGUGCCUUAGCAAUUAAGAAAAACUGUAUCACAGAGCCUCUCCUGUCAGUGCACUGUUGUUUCUCACCACAGGGUGGCAGUGUAGCAUCAUGAAGCUCAGAGCUCUCACAGACUGAGCCUCCUGUGUCCUCUCUGGAUAGUGUCCUUAGAUGCAGGGAUACUCAGACCUGAUAUCUACAGUGAGGUUUUGCAUGCAGGCCACUCUGGCAAUUGAAAUUAAUAUUUGAUUUCUCUGCAGAGACUCCAGACAGAACAGGAGCAGCCAGCCCCCGCAGCAGCAGCAAAGGUGCAAAAGGUAAAAUCAUUACUGUUUAAAAAAAAGAUACUCUUUUAAUCUCAGGUUGGAAAAUCUGUCCCUCCUGAGUUUUGCUCUCACAUCCGUCCUCACAGGAAAACCACAUUUUCACAGUUUUUCUUAUAGAGUUUGAUGAUAAAUAGGAAUUAGUGCAUCAGAGGCCUGAUGUUCAGUGAAUCGGGUUAAAAUUUAAAAGAUGAAUGAAACAUCCUAACUGAAACCCUCCUGCUCUUUGGAUUAACAGGUUCUCCAGUAUUUAUUAAACCUUUAGAAGGAGCUGCACAGUAACACUUUAGUUUGGGUUCUUCAAACACAGUCUGGGACAGGGUUCCUACAGGUCUUUGGAAAGUCUGAAUCCUGAUAAUUUCCGUCAAAAACCCAGCUGUCAUCUUUUCUGCAUUACUCUUUCGUGCUGAAAUCCUUCAUGUUUAGUUUUAAAUAUUCUUAUUCCUGUCUCUCUCUUCCAUUUCAUUUUUAGAGUGCUUUGUAUUAGUCAAAUAAAUACAGAUAAAAGUGGGGUAGGCAGGAAUCUGUUAAAGAAGCAUCUUUUUUUGUGAUGUAUAUAGAAAAAAGCUUUUAAUAUCAGUCAAUAGCUAGUCAUUGAUGACAUUUGGUAAUGUCCCAACAUCACUGUGUUUUGUUAUGUCUGUGUAGUCAACAUUUUAAAUUUUUUGAGGGGACUGGUACCCAAAACAGCACAUGAAGGGGGACAUACCUGUGGCCGAGGAGGUGUGUACUCCAGGACGCUGGAUGAUGGGCCACAACACACCGCAAAGACGACUCGAGGUUUUGAUUGGCCCGCUCCGUCUGGCCGUUGGUCUGCGGGUGAAAACCCCGAGGAGAGGCUAUCUGCCGCGCCCACUGCCUGGCAGAAAGCUUUUCAGACCUGGGAGGAGAACUGGGGACCAUGAUCUGAUAUGAUGUCAAUAGGGAUACCAUGGAGGUGGAAAACAUGAGACACUAGGAGGUUAGCAGUCUCUAGAGGGGAGAGACAUAAUGUACGAAUUUGGAAAACCUGUCUAUGAUGGUGAGUAUGACAGUGUUACCUUCAGAAGGGGGGAGACCAGUGACAAAAUCUAGAGCUAUGUGAGACCAGGGGCGUGAGGGCACAGGCAGGGGACGCAGCAAGCCAGCCGGAGGUUGGUGGGAGGCUUUACCUCGGGCACAGAUGGAGCAGGCAGCAACAAACGCCCGUACGUCCCGGACCAUCCCUGGCCACCAGAAACGCUGCUGAAGGAAUUGGAGGGUGAGCUGAAAUCCGGGGUGGCAGGUGCGUUUAGAGGAGUGCCCCCACUGUAGGACCUGGGAACGUGCAACCUCAGAGACAAACUUUAUAUCAGGAGGGCUGGUUCCAGGGUCCGGGUGUUUCCGGAGAGCCUUAUCCACCACUGUGUCGACCUCCCAAGAGACAGAGCCGAGGAUACAGGAGGAGGAGGCAGGGAGGAUGGUGUCCGGUUCUCUGGGGUCUGAGGUAGCAGAGGAGUAGAUCUGGGAUUGGGCGUCAGGUUUGAGGUUGCGGGAGCUGGGACUAUAGGAGAGGGUGAAGGUGAAUCUGCGGAGGAAGAGGGACCAGCGGGCUUGCCUGGAGUUGAGGCGUUGAGCAGAAAGGAGGUACUGAAGGUUCUUGUGGUCAGUCCAGAUGAGGAAUGGGUGUUGCGCUCCUUCCAGCCAGUGUCUUCAUUAUGGAGUGCCCACACAACAGCCAGCAACUCACGGUUUCCCACGUCAUAUUUUCGUUCGUUGGGUGAGAAUUUCCAGGAGAAGUAGGCCCAAAGAUGGAGCUUCUGGGUCUCGGUAUCCCUCUGUGAGAGGACAGCCCCCACUCCGGAGUGGGGGCCGAAAGUCACAAGCACUUAUCCGAGGAGAAGGCCAGGAGAAGCGUCUGUACCACUGAGAAGUGAAGACAAUACUCAGGCGCUGAGACUGAGGGCUGCUGGCUUCUUAAAAGGACCUUGAUUGCAGAUGCAGAGCAGGUGUGGAGUCUCACUCAGCCUCAGCGACCGGGGGAAGGGAAAGUGCACUGAAACAACAGUCAAGCCAGACCAGGAACACAAGGAAAAUGGGAAGUUAAACCAAAAUAAAACAGGAAGAAGAGGCGUCUCACCACAGAUUUAAAUGACUCUGAAAAGUCAAAAAUUGUAAAAAGUCUUUCAGAGGGAUGCAGCACUCUGAAAUUGCUUAGAUAUUUGGGCGUGAUCACAGAACCAGCAAACACACAGGGUCGCAAGAACGUGUUAAGAAAAAAAGACGCAAAUUAACUGCCAAAGAUUUGAGAAGACUCAAACAUAAAGCUACCAGGAACCGCUUAUCCUCCAGUGCUGUCAUAUUCCAGAACUGCAACCUACCUGCAACCUACCCAGAGUGCCCAGAAGUACAAGGUGUUCAGUGCUCAGAGACAUGGCCAAGGUAAGGAAGGCUGAAACCUGACCACCACUGAACAAGACACACAAGUUGAAAUGUCAAGACUGGGCCAAGAAAUGUCUGAAGAGAGAUUUUUCAAAGGUUUUAUGGAAUGAUGAGAGUGACUGUUGACGGACCAGAUGGAUAGGCCCAUGGCUGGAUCAGUAACGGGCACAGAGCUCCACUUUGAAUCAGACGCCAGCAAGGUGGAGAAGGGGUACUGGUAUGGGCUGGUAUUAUUAAAGAUGAGCUAGCUGGACCUUUUCGAGUUGAAGAUGGACUUAAAAUCAACUCCCAAACCUACUGCCAGUUUUUAGAAGACACUUUCUUCAAGCAGUGGUACAGGCAAAAGUCUGCAUCUUUCAAGAAAACCAUGAUUUUUAUGCAGGACAAUGCUCCAUUGCAUGCAACGAAGUACUCCACUAUGUGGCUCGCCAGUAAAGGCCUUAAAACUAAAAGAAUAAUGACAUGGCCUCCUUCCUCACCUGACCCAAACCUGAUUAAGAACUUGUGGGCCCUAAUUAAAUGGGAAAUUUACAGUGAAGGAAAACAGUACACCUCUCUGAACAGUGUCUGGAAGGCUUUGGUUACUGCAACACAAAAAGUUGAUUGUCAAUAGAUCAAGAAUCUGAAAGACUCCAUGAAUUAAAGGCCUAUGACUGUUAUUGAAAAGAAGGGUGGCUGUAUUAGUUACUGAUUUUUUUUUUGAAAUGUCAAAAAUUUUUAUUUGUAAAUUUUGAGUUGUUUGUUUAUCAUUCUCACUUUAACAAGUGAAAAUAAACAAGUGAGAUGGAAAAUUUUUCAUUUUUAAUUUAGUUGCAUAAUAAUUCUGCACACUAAUAGUUGCCCAGUAAUUGUGCACACAUAGAUAUUCUCCUAAGGAAGUCAAAAUCUCACUUUUACUCCCUUAAAUAUUCAGGUUUGAGGUUCAUUAACAUUUUGGAUUGACUAAGAGCACUGUAGUUGUUCAAAAAUACAAUUUAUCCUCAAAAAUACAACUUGCCUCAUAAUUGUGCACACAGUGUACAGUAGCACCAGUGCUGUUUACUUUCACGUUGACUGGGCUCCAUUUGUAAUUAUCUGAAGUAUUUAUCUGCAUUAUACUGCAGAUAUUUAUACUGCAGUAUUUAUCUGAAUUUGAUUGGAAUGAUACAAGCUAGCGUCUGUUUGUGGGCGGGGCUUGCUGGAGCAGAGACGGAGGGGAGAGGAGGAGCUGAGGGGAAAACUGGUUGGGAGGGGUAGUGUUUACAUUUGAGAUUUCUCCCCAAAACUGGCACUUCCUCAGAUCCUGCCUACCCCACCUUUAAUUGUUAUCAUUAAUUAAAUAAGAGGUAGCAGCUUUGCAAGCAGACUGCUGUCUCUUUCCUGUCUUUAAGCUCCGGUGUUGAACCCUGUUGAACUUUAGUUCAUUCCACGUCAUCUCUAAAUAUUAGAUUAAGCUUUCAUUCUCUCUGUGCAUAAAAGGUAAAAAGAGAAUGAUAAAAAGCUGUUUCAUUUUUGAACCUCUGCAAAGAGGAAGAUUGCCGAUCAACUGACCAACCAGGACGAACAUGAAGUCACGCAUAUAAACCCCUACCCCUCCCACCAUUAAUUCAGAUAGCAGAGUGAAGAAUGCAAUGGAGUAGAAGCUGUAUCUGUAGCAGAAGGUGUAUUUGUAGUAGGGGAGACAGGGUAUGGUUGUAACACUUUUCGCUUCAGCACCUCUAACUCACUGAAUUUUUGAGUUAGAGUUCUCAAACUUUGAUACAAAGUACCCACAAAUUGCACCAAUUCAAACUUCUGUAGGAAUAUCACAAAUGGCAUAAGGUGAUGUCAAAUACAUGGUGAUCCUUUGUUACAAGCUUCCCCACAACUGGGGUUGGUUAUAACACAUGCUGGGGAAAGUUCUAACAAUUAGACAAAAAAGCAACAACAGAGGCCACACCAUGUGAUGUGCUUAAAAAAAAGGUUUAUUGAAAUUAGAGAAUAAUCCAGAACAACAACUGCAGACAAUUAUAGAAAUUAAUUACAUGGAAUAUAUAUUUUUUCUCUAUCUGCUGCAGACACACCUACUGCUGCAAAUACACAGAACUCUAAUAAAUACACCUGCUACUACAAAUAUAUCUGCUACUUCAGAUACACCUAAUUCAACAAAUAUUUGUAGUAUCAGGUGUAUUUUUUAGAGGAAGAUAUAUUUGUAGUAGCAGAUGUAUUAGUGGUAAUGGGUGUUUUGAUGGAAAUUAAACAGUUGUCAUUGCACAGGUAAUGGUAUCUUUGAAUGAAAGUUUAAAGCAUAUUAACGUAUUUUCUGUCCUCGUCUUUUUGCAGAAACCUGGUCUGUGUCACCGGGUCUGUCGUCUGGCUCUUCCUCUGUGGCUUCUCCUCCUUGCUCUGCUCCUCCUUGCCUUCCUGCUGCCGCUUAUGGAUGAGGGAAACAGCUGCUCGCUCUCCAACAACUUCGCCAGAUCCUUCAACAUUAUGCUGCGAUAUGAUGGGCCACCGCCAACAUAGGAGACAACCUGCAACUACCACAAUGAUUCAUAUCAGACUGCUACAGUCUGAGUCAGAGAGGUUAUUUUAAACGCUCUGACUCCUCCCACCUUCAUUUGACCAUCAUGUGUUUGUAACUCUGACUCCUCCCUUUCCUCCGAUUAUCAUGUUAUUUACACUCUGACCCCUCCCCUUCCUCUGAUCAUCAUUUGUUUAUUUCUAUGACUCCUCCCUUUGCUUCCAUCAUCAUCUAUUUAUCACUAUGACUCCUCCGUCAGUCCAGUCAGAUCUCAGACUGGACCUGUCUUUCUCUUUCUCAUUCUCCGUCCACUGGGACUUUUUUGUCUAUAUUCUUUUACUCUGUGAAUGUGGAGGAGCAGCAGAGCCAAUCCUGAUAUUGAAACCCUGAAACUUUUAUUUAUUUCAGUAAAAUCCCUGUAAACAGGAACUUUCAUUAAUUUUUUUAUGAGACUUCAAGAGUUUAAACCAAAAUGUAGAAGCUUGAGUGUCUGUAAACCAAAGUCAGAAAAGUCUUUACUUUUAAAUCUUCAUUUUAAGAAGACAUGUUAAGAGGGCCUUCAUUUUAAAUGACAGAAAUGAAAAGCAGAUAAGAGACGGAUAACUGUAUAAAAAUAGAGAAGAACUUCACUUCGGCCUGCUUCUGCCAACAUUGAAAAAAAAUAAUAAUGUGAAGAGCUACUCUUUAAAAAGAUACUGAUAUAAUUUUUAAAAAUUGAAACAACUGUGUCUGAAACAUAGAAAUGUACUUAAUUAGUAUAAUUAUUGGAAAAUAAUUUUCACUUUGUUCUGAUUUUCCAAAUCACAUUAAAAAUGAUUGAGAUUAUUGUUUAAAACUUUAAACUGGUUUAAAAUAAUACAGAUUACUGUUUAAAACUUAAAACUGGUUUAAAAUAAUCCAAAAUACUGUCCAAAACUUUAAACUGGUUUAAAAUUAUUCAGUUUAAAGAUUUAAACAGUAAUCUGGUUUAAAAUAAUCCAGAUUACUGUUUAAAACUUUAAACUGGUAUAAAAUAAUCUAAAAUGCUGUUCAAAACUUGAAACUGGCUUAAAAUGAUCCAGAUUACUUUUUAAAACUGUAAUAUGAUUUAGAAUAAUCCAGAUUAAUGUUCAAAACUUUAAUCUGGUUCAAAAUAAUCUAUAUUACUGUUUUAAGAUUCUGUCUGGUUUAAAAUAAUCCAUAUACUGUUCAAAACUUUGAACUAGUUUAAAAUAAUCCAGAUGAUUUUUUAUUAUUUAAUCUGCUUCAAAAUUAUCCAGAUUACUGUUUAAAACAGAUACAGGCUAGAGAGAAUCAUUGUUUUAAAUAUUUUAAUAAUUUUAUUAUCUAUUUUUAAAAAUCCUCAAAGUUAAAACCAUCUGAGAUGGCCCUGCAGAGGAUCAACUUUAAAGAACUAAAACAUUACCCGAAUGUAUGAACUAAUAGAAGUAUCAGACAAGUCUUAAUAAAUGGAAUAUUGCUGUUAGACAAGAAUACAAGUUUCAACAUUUCUGCAAAGAAUUUUUUUUAUUUGAUUUUUACAAUCCAGGCUUAAUCCUGCCCUGUACUGAGAUCAGGACACAGUGAUCCUGAUCCUGCUUAAAAGACACAAACUAAUCAACAUUAAGAAUCAACUCUAUGAAAGAUCCUUCUUGCUUUAUAAAUACUUUCUUGAUUACCUGUUGAUCAGAUUCAACCUGAUCAGGUGACUCCAGAACAGCUGGGUGCUUGCCUGACCAAAUAUGGUCUGUGUUUGAUACCUCAUAAGUAUCACACCUGCAGAAUCACACCUGCAGUAUUACACCUGCAGAAUCACACCUGCUGAGCCACACCUGCAGAUUCACUCCAGAGUCAUACCUGUCAAACCAUACCUGUAGAUGAAUCUCUGCAGUCACAUCCGUAGACUCACACCUGCUGACUUACACUUGUAGACUCUCGAAAGGGUUCUGAGGACUCUAUGAAGGCUCUCUGCAGACUCUCUGGAAACUGAUAGAGGACUUCUGUGGAGCAUCAGCUGGUUGUUGCGAUUGUUGAGUUGUACAUUGUUUCUUCUAAGAUCUCUCACCCUCCUGAUCUGAUUUAUGAAGGUGACUUUACCCCAUUGUUCUCAGUCUUGUAAAUGAUAGUUUGAUUUAGUUUUCCCUCUGUUUCGGUCCUGAUGUCUCUCAAGCUAAUUCGUGUAUGUUGUUGCAGGGUAUUGGUCUGCAGCAGCUCUUUUUUGUCCUCUCUGUUUUUACCUUCAAGUUUCUACUGAGAGCUGUUUGAGAGUCAGGACUCAGAACUGUUUUGCCUCAAACUCUACUCUCUGCCUUCAGCUUGGUCCAAACCUCUAGUAAAAACACUUGGAGAGCCAUAUAACACCCCCAUGACGUGUCCCUGGACCACCAUGAGUGUUGGAUACCAGAUCUUGCUGUAAACAUUGGCAGGCGCUUUUGUUCGGACCUAAAAUAGCUCAUAAGUGCUCUUUUCUCCUGCAUUCUGCUCUUUUCUCACCACGCACACUCCUAAAAAUACUCCUGAAAUCACCUCCACACACCUCCACAGGCUCAGAGUUUUCCUUUUUAGGCAAGGUUUGCUCUGUUAUUGGCCAGGCACUAUUGCCACGGAAACCUGCAACAAAGUCCACUUGAACUGUGAUGUGUCAGGGCCCGAUUGCUGUACUUCUUCACUGUUCCAUGUUAGAUUUCAAAUCUGUUCAGGAGUGAAGGAGCAGGGGAGGAUUUAUCAGAGGACUCAGGGUAAUUUCAAUAUUUCAGUCUCACCUGAACAUCUCAGCUACUCCAGGCAGCUCAGUAUGAAAAAGUUUGGGUCUUUUUAACUAAAAACAGAAAGAGGUCACUGCUCUGUUUGCACACCUUUAAAACAGUGUUCACAUUAUAGCUGAAAUUUACUUUUCACUGAGAGUCCACAAGAGUCAGUCAGGUUUAUCACAGAAGUAUAACAGUAAAUGUCCUCAUGAUCACAAACAGGAUUCACACAGUAAGUCCAGCUGCAGCUCAAAUAUCCUGUUAAAUGGGCUUUCUCUCUGCUGCAUCACUUAAUAUCAGAUAAACUCCAGAAAAUAUCAGGAGAAUCAGGUCCAGGUUCUCAGGAGUUACUCUCUUCCUUUUUAAUACCUGGUGAAGGAUUUUCUGAAGUUUCACUCCAGCCUGUAAAAUAUUCUGUUCACCUGAGACUGUGCUGGACAAGGAUAAGGACUAAUCCACUUUACCUGAAAGAGUAAAAGCAAAAUACAAGCAAGCAAAACUUGCAGGAUGCAGCCAAACUGCUGCACAUACAGAGCCAAAUCUACUAGGCUGAUACUGCUGCAUAGAUUUGUUCCAAAAUCAGUAUAUGAUCAUGCUGUUGUCAAGGUCAGCCUGUGAGUUUCAGCUUGGAGCAAAAAAAAAAACUCUCUUCACAGGUCUGUGGAUCUCAAAGAAGUCAGAAGUGAGUAUACAUGUCUGUAUCACUUCAAUUUCACUGCAGCUGUCAGGCCCUUUCUCCCGUGUGAUUUUAAAGAUGUCUGCAUAUAUUCAGGAGAGCAGAGCAUGGAAGGUGCUCUGAAGCAUUAAUUAAACUUUCAGUAGAGUUAGAAUGAAUGCUGCAAGUGUGCAAUGAGAUGUUUAAGCCCUACAUGAUACCAGGUUUCUCAUUCCUCAUUCUGGCUAAUGUCUGGACAUUUUCAGAGGUCCAUACAGAACAUGUAUGAAACAUGCUCUGGUGACAAGCUAUGGUUCAAGUUUUUACAGGAUUGUAAUUUAAGCAGCUUUUCUGGAUAUUGUCUGGACAUUUUCAGGAGUGCAGCAUUAUAAGCUGCAACAGAGGUAAACUCCCUAACCCCUACACUCCCCACAGACUCUGGUGUAUAUUUUUAGUUAUGAUGUGGACACAGCUUGAAACAAUGAAACUAUAGGCUGAGUUAUAACUGGGUUUUAAAUUAACCCGUUUCAUCAGAUUAAAACAGGAAAGAAGCCAUUAUUUACGGCCCAAAGUAAAAGUCUUUCUCUUUAUGAAGCAAAGACAGAAAAAAGUUUCCUGAAUUUGUUGACAAAAGUUUAAGGCACAGAUGCUGUUGGCUUUGUGCUUGAUAAUGACUCUAAAAUUUGAUAUAAUGGUCAUAGUUAAGGUACUUGCAUUCAUUUUCCUUAAAAACCCAACAAUUCCCAAAGUUUCUGACCUCUUUUGACCCUGAUUUUUAAUGAGUGAAUAUAUUAAACAUGUAGCAUCAUAUAGCCAGUUGUCAUAGCCUUAAAGGCUCUCUGUAAGCAGCAUAUAACCUCCUCAGUGCCAUUGUGACAUGUAUUUAUUGAUUACAUAGCUUUCUAAAGCGUUAAAUACUGUCAAUCUCAGUUAUGUAACCACUUUAAAUAUAGAGAUAUUAAUCUGUGUGUGUUUGUGAUACUGUAUGAUAAUCAAGCUGAAUGAUGCUGCUGCAUGCGUCCUCUCCGACUCUAUGCAUUAUCUGCUCUGUGUUACUGUGCGUCACUGUCCAUUCAGACUUUAUGCAACUAAUUAAAUUACUUGAACCUGCUCAGCUGACCCUGCAGACACAGACUGUAGCAGACUCAAAGAAAAAACUUUUGUUGUGCAAAAAAGUCACAACUGCUUUCACACUUAGGUCCUUCCUAUUCCCUUACAAAAAUGCACAGAUGAUGACAGUGAGAGCUUUGUUAAAGGAUCAAAGUCUAUUUUGUUAAAGUUAGAAACAUAAGAAGUGCUUUAUAUUAUUCAACAAGGCUUGUAUUUUUUGAUGUUUUUAUAUCCUAUUAAAUAAAUAAAUAAAAGGUGUACACUAUCUGAA